CCCCCAUUAUCUCACACAGCCCCCCAUUCUAUCACACAGCCCCCCAUUAUCUCACACAGCCCCCCAUUCUCUCACACCCAGUGCGGAGGUCGCACUCCAUUAAUGGGGGUCUGGCUCCCCCGUGGGGUGUCCUAACCCCCGCCGGACACGGCCUCUCCGGGAGCGGCUCCGUCCAUCACUCCGGCUGUGGCUCCUGGGGGCCAGGCGGGCGGCCCCGAGUGUCCGAGGCUCCCAGCUUCAGCACCACCGGCUCCGGACAGCGCUCCAUGGAGCUCCCCAUCAGCUUCCUGACAGACAGCAGCCGGCCUGCAGCCUCCCCGGAGCGGGCACCGCGGGCACACCGGGGGGAGCUGGAGCUGGAGGAGGAGCUGGUGCUGCUGGCCACCGAGGCCGAGGAGGACCCCGGGGAGGGCGAGGGCCCCGGGGAGGAACCCGGGCUGCUGUCAGUCAUCAGGAAGAAGGAGAAGGACCUGGUGCUGGCGGCCAGGCUGGGGAAAGCCCUGCUGGAGAGAAACCAGGACAUGAGCCGGCAAUACGAGGACAUGCAGCGGGAGCUGACCGAGAAACUGGAGGUGAGACUGCUGCAACCUCUGCCAUCAGCUGCUCUGGGAUACUACUCCUAGCAUGCUCAGCCAGCGUGGGAGUUGUGGUCCCAUGCAGCUGGACUGCCGGAGGAUGCUGAUCUUUUAUUUGCCUGCAUGCUUACUGGAAAGGGGGCUCACAAACCAUGUGCAGUCUAAUACCUACAUAGUGUAACAUACUGAUAGACACAUACCACACUGACAGUGCAACAUACUGAUAGACACACAUAGCCACUGCUACCCCUAGUGUAACAUACUGAUAGACACAUACCACACUGACAGUGUAACAUACUGAUAGACACACAUAGCCACUGCUACCCCUAGUGUAACAUACUGAUAGACACAUACCACACUGACAGUGUAACAUACUGAUAGACACACAUAGCCACUGCUACCCCUAGUGUAACAUACUGAUAGACACAUACCACACUGACAGUGUAACAUACUGAUAGACACACAUAACCACUGCUACCCCUAGUGUAACAUACUGAUAGACACAUACCACACUGACAGUGUAACAUACUGAUAGACACAUACCACACUGACAGUGUAACAUACUGAUAGACACACAUAGCUACCCCUAGUGUAACAUACUGAUAGACACAUACCACACUGACAGUGUAACAUACUGAUAGACACAUACCACACUGACAGUGUAACAUACUGAUAGACACACAUAGCCACUGCUACCCCUAGUGUAACAUACUGAUAGACACAUACCACACUGACAGUGUAACAUACUGAUAGACACAUACCACACUGACAGUGCAACAUACUGAUAGACACACAUAGCCACUGCUACCCCUAGUGUAACAUACUGAUAGACACAUACCACACUGACAGUGUAACAUACUGAUAGACACACAUAGCCACUGCUACCCCUAGUGUAACUUACUGAUAGACACACAUAGCCACUGAUGCCCCUAGUGUAACAUACUGACAGACAGACACAUACCACACUGAUAGCUCUAGUGUAACAUACUGAUAUACAGACACAUACCACACUGAUACUUGUGCUGUAGCAGACUGAUAGAGAGGCACAUACCCCAUUGAUACCCCUCCUGUAGCAGACUGAUUGUAAGGUUUAUACUUCAUUGAUAUCCCUCCUGUAGCAGACUGAUUGUAAGGUUUAUACUUCAUUGAUAAGUCCUGUGUAGCAGUCUGAUAGACAGGCAGGUCUCAUUGAUCUCAGCCAGGGGUAGGUACCCUUUUGCACUCCAGAUGUGGCUAUAUUUUCCCUAAUGCUUUGCCAGCAUUAUGUGAGAUGUAGUCCAUGACAUCUGGAGGUUGCCUACCCUGAUCUGGGGUAUCUAAUGUAUCACCCACGCAUGUUUUUACCCAAGCCUGUGGCUAUGCAGGCCCUUUUAGUCUUAUUGAAUAAGAAUAUUGUCUACCCAUCUAAAUGACCCUUUUUUGAGAUUUUUCACUAAACAGUGAAUGAGUAAAAUUUUUACAACCGACAAAAAUUUAGGUCCUAUAAUAACUGAUUUGGAAAAUAAAAAUACCUGCUGAUAUUAAAACAUUUUUCCAACUCAACCGUUUUUGUCUAAAUUUUGUAGUUGUCAUCUGACAACACCUCAGUAUUGAAUCUGUGAUAAAUAAUAAAUAGGUCUAUGUAAGCAUAAUAUGCCCUGAUUGUGUCAAUACUCAUGUAGUUGUUUUACUUUACAGUGCAGUAUCUUGCCUUAACAUCUGCACCAUAUUUAUAUUACAUACAUGGAAACAUUCAUUUUGCUAGUAGAGAAAACAUCUUUCAGAGGUCUUUUAUGCAUGCUUUUGUCUAUAUGAAUUACUGUAAUUUAGGUUUGCAGGCUUUCAAAGACUUUCAUAUUUGUAAUGUAGUCUCUUUUUCCUAUGCAAGACAGGACUUGCAAUGAAUGUAUAAUAGUCUAGUCUUCUUUCUAAGAUAGUAGAAAUGGAAAAAUAAUUCAUAUAUGAUUAAGGAGAUUACAAAUAUGGUGGCAAAAAUGUAUCACACUGUACAUUAUGGGACUAGGAGCAUCAUAUUUUAUAUCUUAAAACAAAUUCCAUUAAUAUACUGCAAUGGUUUGGCUACAGGACUGAAAGGAAUAUUCCAAACACCAUAACCAAUACAGUGACCUGUAGUAGGUAUAGUGACCGGGCUGCACUCCUUCCCCCCAUUUUAGAAAGGUUUGACUUCUUACCUGGGGUCUGCCAGACACUGCUCCCUGCGUCCACUACAGCCUCCUCUUUAGCCAGAUACUCGUUGUUUGGCAGUGCAUGGUUUAGCUCAGUACUUGAGAAAUCCCAGAUCACCAUGGCGACUAGGAAUUUUGUCCUGGCGCCUGAGUGUUUGUCACCCUUGGCUCCUUUUUGGCCCCCCCUAGGGGGGCAGCUGUGAGCAAUGGAGGCGGGAAGCGAGGUAGCUGCCAUUUUCCUGCUUUUCUUGCUCUGUUCCCUUGUGCCCUCUGUUGUGAUGAUGGUAAUAUGACGUCACUCCAGCCUCGGCAUCACUAAAGGGCACUCAAGGGAGCAGAGUGAGAAGAGCAGGAAGAUGACAGCAGUCAUAUUGGACCCCAGUAAAAGGAUCCACUCCAGCUCUCCAAAAGGUAGGGAGUCUGAGUGGUCGUAAUUUGAAUUAAAACAAUUUGUAAGUGUAUCUGAGACAGAGUGUGUCUGUCAGCGGAUGUAUGUCUGGCAGUGAAUGUGUCUUUUUAGGUGUCCGGCCCCCUCCGAUUGCAUGGGAAAGGUGUUUUUACUCACCUUUUCACCCAUGCAAUGCCGGUGUCACGAUGGCUGGCACGCCACUAUGGCUGAUAUAAUCCAUCUUGAUGAUCUUGUGAUGCUAUUGGGCAUGUGCCAAUCAAGCUGCACCAAUCAGCAUCUCCUCAUUGAGAUGAAUUUGAAUCAAUGUAUUUCUAUGGUGAACAUUCAGCAUCUCCAAGCAAUACAUGGAGACGCUAAACGUAGGUGCUGCACACUGUGCAGCAUUGGACUAGGAAGCACCUCCAGUGGCUGUCAGAGUGAAUGCUAAAGCAAAGUAAACUGCUUAUAUUGAAAAGCCUGCAAGGACAGUUUAUAGACACCAGAAAUUGAACCACUACAGUAAGCUGUAGUGGUUCUGAUGACUAUAGUGUCCCUUUAAGAAUUGUAUUUUUGUAGUUGAAAAUGAAGCUUGCUAGUUUAAAAAAAAACAAAAAAAAACCUAUCUCCUGACCUUUUUAGCUGGCUCCUAGAUUCAAAGCAAAUUUAUCAAGCUCUGGCUUAGCUCAGAGAGAUCUUUUAGCCAAUGAGCUAUCCCUGCUUUAAAGUCUUCCAACUCUGCUGAAGGCUGAGCGAAGGUUGGAAGAGCCACUCUGGAACCCCAGGUAAGAAGUCAAGCCAUUUGCAGAACUUUGACUACUUACUUUGUGGAGGGAGACCACUUCACUCUUAGCACACUGUAGUGUUUAUGGUGUCUGAAGUGUUCCUUUAAAUUUUUCAAAUUGAUUCAUCACAAAACAUUUGCAACCUUUUAAUUGUAACUAUACAAAAUAUACUUUCAAUUAGAUUAGAUUACUUUCUAAAAACUUUCACAUUUAAGAGUGAUAGCGAUAUAGAUUAUUAUUUUCUAAAAAAUAAAAAACUGUGUGGUCACCCCAAAGAUUAUUUUACGUUCUCAAAUAUUAUUUUCAGUUUUAUGUCAUAUUAAAUGUGAUAUAUUUAUUGGAAUACAAUAACAUUUCCUACUUUUACUUAAAAACUACUAAACAAAUAUUUUUGAAUUUGCACUGCACAGUGUUAUUCACGAAACCAGAAAUUGCCAGAAUGCACAUUUAGACAUUUAAAAAAAAUUCAAUUCAGAUAUUCGAAAAUGAAAGGGAAAUUUACUGUGUAAUAUGUCAGGAUGAAUGUACCACCUAGUAAAAGUUUUGUAUAAUUUGUUUUUGGAUAACAGUGUUGACAGUGAUUUUCAGUGGAUUCUUCAAACUCGUAUCACACGCUUUCUCUCUCUCUCUCUCUCUCUCUCUCUCUCUCUCUCUCUCUCUCUCUCUCUCUCUCUCUCUCUCUCUCUCUCUCUCUCUCUCUCUCUCUUUCUCUCUCGUGCAUGAGCAUACAGGAGAGUAUCACACUCUCAAAAACAUUCUAACAAUUUUGGCAAAUUAAUUAAAAAGGGAGUUCAUUUUUAAAUUGAUUGAUGCAUUUUUACACCUAAAAUAUUCAUGAGUAGGUAAAUCAUGCAACUUUGAAUUUGCAACAGGAUGUUUCACAUAGUGAGAUCCAUGUGAAACCUCUAGUAUCCCACAUAUGUUUGGAAAUCUUUUGCAAAAGCAGGAAUGCCAACUACUGAAAGCAUUCAUGAACCUAACUAUGUGGGGCAGCUAUGCAGUGAGUUUGUGCCAAUGAGUGGGACAAUGUGGGAUUUGUCUAAAUAUACAAGGAACAAAUAGCCACUGUUAACAGUUUUUUCUCAUAACAGAUUUUAUAUUUACUGCAAUGUAACUCAAAAUGAAGAGCCAUAUAAUUGAAUUUCUUAUCUUGUUUUUGUUCUAAACAGUGAGUUGUGUCUGUUGACAGCUUGCACAACUUAGGAUAAAAUAGGCAAUUUGGAAAACAUCCACUUUACACAGAGUUAAAAUAGGAACAGAAUAUAAGAAAAUGUUGAUCAUACCAGGCUUCUAAUUAGUAAUGCUGCAUUUCUCUAGACAGCCAGACAGACAGAUAAACACGUAAAUCAAUACCACUAAAACAGAAUAUGUGGUUAUAUUCUGGUAUACCAUAUUAAAUUCUCAGUAGUGCAGUACACAUGCUUUUAACCAUAUUAUAAUUUGCAAAAAAAACAACAUUUUUUUUAAAACAUUGGCUGUAUUGUUAUCUAGUUAGAUAGAAAACACUAGGAGUGUUAUUAGACAAAGCAGUAUUACUUGUAAAGGAUGUAAAGGAGAGGUAAUUGGAGAGAUCCUGUUGAAAUAAACUUAUUUAGAGUGUCUUCUGUAGUAAAAAUAUGAUUUGUCAAUUUUUAAAAGGCAAUUAACCCAGCAGAAGAACAUAUUUCGUUUUUAUGGCAUUUUAUUUACUUAAUACAAUUAUAAUAUCUAUCCUCACAGAUAGGCCAAAAAAAAAAAAAAACCUUGAAUUUUCAUACUGGUCUUCCAAAUGGUCUUCCAAAUGCGAAUACGGAUGUAGGUGGUAUAUGCAAAAUAUAACAAAAUAUACUAGUAAAAUAAUAGGGUACAAAAAGUCCUCAAUUGUGUCCCACUUGACGCGUUUCGGCUCUCCAGAGGCUUUAUCAAAAGUCACUUUUAUAUUUUAUACAAUAAAUAGUUACUUUUUAUGCAACACUUUCUUUUUAUAUCCAGUUCUACAUCCUGAUUGCUACCUGGUUCUACUACAUCCCUAGGUGGGGAUAAUACCACCCAUGCUGAAACAACUAGAGCAGGGAUUUGCUCUACAGAUUGUAAGUAAAUUACCUUCUUACAUCUAAACUGACAGUACAUACUACACUAUCAGAGCUUCUCUUUGCUCUUUAUUUUUUGCAUAUACCACCUACAUCCGUAUUCGCAUUUGGAAGACCAGCACAAUUUAUACCAGCCUAUAUCCUUAGACGGGGAUUAUACCGUCCAGGCGCUACAAAGCCAUGAGGAAAACACCCUCUAGGAAUUCUAUGAUUUACAUAUCAGGACAUAAUAACAAUUGUCGGUUCCUCAGCAGGUCUUAAAAUUAGGUAAAUACAAUCUCAGAUGAACAACAACACAUGACACAUAAUUUAAUUGCCAAAAUGGAGAAGCCAUGUGUGAAAAACUAAGAACACCUUAAGAUUCAGUAGCUUGUAGAACCACAUUUAGCUGCAAUAACUUGAAGUAAUCGUUUUCAUUAUGAGUUUAAUAGUCUUAUAUUGUUAUGGAGGAAUUAUUGACCUCUCUUCAGUUCAUUGCGGUUUGCUGGCAUUUGUUCAUGCACAGCUCUCUUAAGGUCCUGCUACAGCAUAUCAAUCGGGUUGAGGUAUGGACUUUGAGCCAUUGCAACACCUUGAUUCUUUUCUUUUUCAGCCAUUCUGUUGUAGAUUUGCCGUGUGUUUGGGAUCAUUAUCCUAUUUCAUGACAAAAUUUAGGCCAAGUUUUAGCUGUUGGACAGAUGGCCUCACAUUUGACUCUAGAAUAUUUUGGUAUACAGAGGCGUUUAUAGUCGACUCAAUGACUGCAAAAUUCCCGGAUCCUUUGGAUGCAAAACAAGCCCAAAUCAUCACCCCUUCACUACCGUGCUUGACAGUUGGGAUUGGUGUUUGUGCUGAUAUGCUGUGUUUGGUUUUCACCAAACAUGGCACUGAGCAUUAUGGCCAAACAUUUACAUUUUGGUUUCGUUUGUCCAAAGCACAUUAUUCCAGAAGUCUUGUUGUUUGUUAAGAUGCAGCUUUGCAAACCUAAGCUGUGCCAGUGGCGGAUCCAGUGCCUGAUCUCAGGAGGGGCACUUGUAGAUUGUUUAAAGAAAUAAUCCAGACACAACAACCACCACAGCUCGGUGUAGUUAGUGGUUAUGGUGUCAAUAGUGCCGGGACCCCCUCCCAGAGUAAGUAGUCAAACCGUUUAAGAACAGUUUGACAACUUACCUGAGGUCUGCUGGGAAAUGGGACUGUAGUAGGGCAUAGGAGCAGUGGUGUGUGUGAGUGGUGCAAUGUGUAAGGGGUGCAGUGUGUGUGUGUGUGUGUGUGUGUGAGGGGGACAGUGUGUGAGCAGUGUGUGUGUGUGAAGGUUGUAGUGUGUGAGUGAGGGCGGCAGUGUAUGUCAGGGAUGCAGUGUAUGUGUGGGACAGUAUGUGUGUGUAACAGUUGCAGUGUGUGUGUUAGUUUUUUAGUGUAUGUGUGGGCAAUGUGUGUGUAUGGGGCGGCAGAGUAUGGGGGCAGUGUGUGUGUAUGGGGAACAGUGUGUGUGUAUGGGGGUAGUGUAUGUGUGUGUGUGUGUGUGUAUGGGAGGCAGUGUGUGUGUAUGGGGGACCAGUAUGUGUGUAAUGUGGGAGCAGUAUGUGUGGGGAGCAGUAUGUGUGUGUAUGGGGGGGCAGUGUGUGUAUGGGGCAGUGUGUGUGUAUGGGGAGGCAGUGUGUGUGUAUGUGUAUGGGGGCAGAGUGUGUGUAUGGGGGCAGUGUGUGGGGCAAUGUGUGUGUAUGGGGGGCAGUGUGUGGGGCAGUGAAUGUGUAUGGGGGCAGUGUGUGUAUGGGGGCAGUAUGGGGACACAAUAUGGGGGCAAUGUGUGUGUAUGGGGGCAGUGGUGGCAUGUGUGUAUGGGGGGCACUGUGUGUGUAUGGGGGGCAGUAUGGGGGCAAUGUGUGUGUAUGGGAUGCAGUGUGUGUGUAUGGGGGGCAGUAUGUGUGUAUGGGGGGCAAUGUGUGUGUAUGGGGGGCAGUGUGUGUGUGAUAAGGGUAGGGGGGCUUUUUUUUUAUAAUACAUAUAUAUAUUCUUAGUCCCUGGUGGUCCCAGUGGGGAGAGUGAACUCUAGCUCGCGGCAGCGCUCCAUGCUCGCGAGAGGAGGACCCGGAGGAGCUGCUGGCUGAGCUCCCAGGUCCUCUCUCACUCCCUACCCCCGCCGGCUGCCAGCACAGUGUCUGCAGACCGGGGAGGGAGAUCUCUGACCUGCGUGUGCUGGCUGGGGAGAGGGAGACCUCGGUUUUCCUGUUGCCCCCCCCGGAUCCGCCACUGAGCUGUGCUGCCAUGUUUUGUUUAUAGAGAAGAGGCUUUCUCCUGGCAACCCUGUCUUGAUUGGUUGAGCAUUACUCACUAUUACGAUUCCUUUGUGAACGAUCGUUUCCAAGUCAGUAUCACUUGGUGAUUCAGAACCACAAAUUGCCAUCAGACCAAGCAUUAAAUAUGAUUUUGUUGCUUGGACUCUGUCUCACCAACGAAUAUACUAUAUUUUGACACCAGAGUACAUACUUUAUUUUAUAUUUUUUGUUGUUUUUAUUAUUCAUUUUUCUCAUUCACUACACUUUGUGGAGCACAAGAUUUCUAAUCUCAUUAUUGUUUUUAUGUAUACAUAAAAAAUUUAGUGAUCCACUAACUGACCUAAGUACUCAUAUAUUACAUAUUUACUCUUUUUCUCUUAAUACAUAUCAAAUAAAGGUUAAGUUUUAUACCGUUAUUUUAUGGUCAGGGCAUUCAGUCAGUCUAGUUCAACCCUGUCACGAACUUUAACAUUUACCAUGCUAACUGAGACUUUAGUGCAAUUUCUGUGAGCAUUGCCCGGUCUGACUGUGGGUUGAAUUUGCUGGGCGUCCACUGCUGGGAAGAUUGCUACCUGUCUUGAAUGUUUUCCACUUUUGAAUAAUCUUUAUCACUGUAGGAUGAUGGACUUUAAUUUGUUUGGAAAUGGCCUUAUAACCCUUCUCAGUUUGAUGGACAGCAAUAAUUGCCUAUCUAAGAUCAUUGCUGAUGUCUUUCCUCCUUGCAUUGUGUUAACACACACCUGAAUGCUCCAGACCAGCAAACUCCUAAAACUUUGACUUUUAUAAAGGUGACCACACUUGCUGAUGAUCAAUUAAUCAAGGGUAUUUGAGCUACUAGGCUUCUUAAUUCAUAUGGAGGCAGUAAUGGUGUACUUAGUUUUUCACAUAUGGCUUCCCAAUUUUUACUUUAUUUUUGUUAAAUAAAUCAUGACAUGGUGUAUUGUUAUGUGUUGUUCAUCUGAGACUGUAUUUACCUAACUUUCUAAGGAACAGGUGUUUGUUAUUAUGUCCUGAUAUGUAAAACCAUAGAAUUCAAAGAGGGUGUACUUUCCCCCCCCCCCAAUGACUAUAUAUAUAUAUAUAUAUAUAUAUAUAUAUAUUUAUUAGUAGAACAUAGAGUGGCAGUUAUUUUUGGGGAGUUACAGAGCUACGUUGCAUAAACAUUUUUAUUUUUUUAUGGAUUUACCAGCAUCUGGAACAAGAAAAACAUGAAUUGAAACGAAGAUUUGAAAAUCGUGAAGGUGAAUGGGAAGGGCGAGUGUCUGAACUGGAGAGCGAUGUCAAACAACUGCAGGAAGAAUUGGAAAAGCAGCAGGUCCACCUUAGAGAAGCCGAUCGGGAGAAAUCAUCUGCUGUACAGGAACUGUCUGAACAAAACCAAAGACUCCUGGAACAGCUCACUAAGGUUAGAAUGUGGCUAAAGAUCCCUUAACACACUAAGCAAACAAUAGACACAGUGUUGGCAAUAGCCUGCCCUCUAGCAGCUAGCUAUUGGUUUAUUUUUUAGAUCUGAGCAGGGACCAACUGAAGGGCAAGCUAUUGAGGUUUCUAUGAGCCUUUGCUUGUUCUCAGAGUUCUGAUAUACUCUGUUUGUUUGUGUUUUUUACCUGAAUUUUCUUAAAUUCCACUAUAUGGUUAAAUAUUUAAAACUCACUUUGAAUUUCUGACAAAUCACAGUGACUCAGGUAUAUGUAUAACAAGUUGUUGCAGCUGAUCCAUAUAGUCAAUGUUUUUCUCUUUUUGGUUGUGUUUUUCUUUUUGUCUAAACAUAUAUACAAAAGUAUGUUAAUGCAAUAAUGAAAUUGAUACAGUUACAACUUUGGUACACCUACUUUUAAAAUAGUUUUGCUGAUGGCGUUAAAAACUCGGUAUCAAUGUUUGCUGUUGACACAAAUUUAUGUACAGUAAAGAAUUCAAAACAUCUCUACAGAGGGAUUUAAACUGGCUGAUAGGUUUUACAUAGAUCAGAGAUGGCAUCAGCAGUCCUCAAGGGCUAGAAAUGUACUGUGUUUAAAGGGACACUAUAGUCACCUGAACAAAACAACUUUAGCUUAAUGAAGCAGUUUUGGUUUAUAGAACAUGCCCCUGCACCCUCACUGUUCAAUCCUCUGCCAUUUAGGAGUUAAAUCCCUUUGUUUAUGAACCCUAGUCACACCUCCCUGCAUGUGACUUGCACAGCCUUCCAUAAACACUUCCUGUAAAGAGAGCCCUAUUUAGGCUUUCUUUAUUGCAAGUUCUGUUUAAUUAAGAUUUUCUUAUCCCCUGCUAUGUUAAUAGCUUGCUAGACCCUGCAAGAGCCUCCUGUAUGUGAUUAAAGUUCAAUUUAGAGAUUGAGAUACAAUUAUUUAAGGUAAAUUACAUCUGUUUGAAAGUGAAACCAGUUUUUUUUUCCAUGCAGGCUCUGUCAAUCAUAGCCAGGGAGGUGUGGCUAGGGCUGCAUAAACAGAAACAAAGUGAUUUAACUCCUAAAUGACAGUGAAUUGAGCAGUGAAAUUGCAGGGGAAUGAUCUAUACACUAAAACUGCUUUAUUUAGCUAAAGUAAUUUAGGUGACUAUAGUGUUUCUUUAAUGAUCAUAUUUAGCAUACAACUCAUUGAUCCACAAAGUUGAUCAACUCAGGGAUCCACAAACAGCACUCUACAUGUUUAAUCAGUUGCUGUCCUCAAUGGUUGUAUGUUUGCAUUUAUUCUUAGAAAUUUUAACUUUAAAUAUGGCUGAUUAUGGCAUCAAUUUAAUAUUGUAGGAUAAGCUUUUCAAAUUAUUUCAUGUUUUAAAAAAAAACAAACACAUUUAAAACCUGUAUUUCUAACCCUAUGGUGUUAAAAUCACUAUCUAUCCCUCCUUGCCCUCUGAAAUAUAGUAAAAUCUUACCCUAUUUCCAGUGCUGGCUGCGCCCCCGAACUACCUACUUGACCGAUAUCAUCAGAAGUGAUGAUCUCAGCCAAUCACAAUACUUUUAUAGGAAAGCAGUAGAUUGGCUGAGGUUGGCAAGGAGGUGGAGCAAAGACGUAGACAAAUGCCACGCUGGCCAAUCAGCAUUUCCUCUUAGAGAUGCAUUGAAUCUCUAUGAGGAAACAUCAGUGUCUCCAUGCAGAGUGUGGAGACGCUGAACGUCAGUGCUGCACUGUGCUGCUCUGCCCCAGGAAGUACCUCCAGUGGCCAUCUGAGGAGUGGCCACUGGAGGUGUCCCUAGGCUGUAAUGUAAAUACUGCUUUUUCUCUGAAAAGACCGUUUUUACAACAAAAAGCCUGCAGGGACUGACUAUACUCACCAGAACAACUACAUUAUCUGUAGUUGUUUUGGUGACUAUAGUGUCUCUUUAAAGAAUUUUAAAUGUUUAUCUAAAAAUCUGAAAUUAUUUGAAAACCUUAUCCAACAAUAUUCAAUCGAGACCUAUGUUUGGGUUGUUACAUACAAAGGUCACUGUGUACUUGGGGUUGCAUGUAAAUAUGUCCUUUCUCAUUCCAACACCAGUGUCAUGUUAGUAUACCCUUGUGUUUGUUUGUAAGCAGGCCCGGACUGGCCAUCGGGCACACCGGGCAAAUGCCCGGUGGGCCGCGGUGGCCAUGGGCCGAGGCCGGCAGGGGAGAUCCCAGGAUCUCCCCUGCCGGUCUAUGCAGGGCCGGCACUAUCCGAGCGCCGGCCCCGCUGUUUUCCAUGGAGGGCCGGUGGGGAGAUCAAAGAUCUCCCUCACCGGCCCACAUGCUCUCAAACGUGGCCACCGGCGGGGAGAGAGGGAGGGAGACAGCCGCCAGGAAAGAGGACCCGGCGGAGCUCUAACUUGCAGCUCCGCCGGGUUUCUCUCGCGAGAUCCGGACCGUUGCUAUGGCAACCGGCCGGGUCUCGCGAGAGUGAACUCUAGCCCCAAAGGGCUAGAGUUCACUUACCACGAGGACCACCAGGGAUGGCUGGCAGGAGCACGACCCCCCCCCCCUUCCAGACUACUACAGGUAAGAAUAGAGGGGGGUUAAUAUAAUGUAUUUAUUAUUAUUAUUAUUAUUUAUUAUUGUUAUUUAUUAUGUAUUUAUUAUUAUUAUUAUUAUUUUUAUUAUGUAUUUAUUAUUUAUUAUUAUGUAUUUAUUAUUAUUAUUAAUUAUUAUUAUGUAUUUAUUAUUUAUUAUGUAUUUUUAUUAUUAUUAAUUAUUAUUAUGUAUUUAUUAUUAUGUAAUUAUUAUUUAUUAUGUAUUUAUUAUUAUUAUGUAUUUAUUAUUAUGUAUUUAUUAUUUAUUAUGUAUUUAUUAUUAUUAUUAUAUUUUUUUAGUAAAACAUUAAUAGUGCCAUUUACCUGCCUCCCCAAUACAAAAUCCUUGCAAACACACACAUCACCCUCACCCAGCACCCUAACAUUGACACAGCACCCCAACACACACACACAGCACCCUAACACCAGCACCCUAACAUUGACACAGCACCCCAACACACACACAGCACCCUAACACUCACAGCACCCUAACACCAGCACCCUAACAUUGACACAGCACCCUAACAUUGACACAGCACCCUAACACACACACAGCACCAUAGCACUCACACAGCACCCUAACACCAGCACCCUAACACCAGCACCCUAAUAUUGACACAGCACCCCAACACACACACAGCACCCUAACACCAGCACCCUAACAUUGACACAGCACCCUAACACUCACACAGCACCCUAACCCCAGCAACCUAACAUUGACACAGCACCCUAACACCAGCACCCUAACAUUGACACAGCACCCUAACACUCACACAGCACCCUAACACCAGCACCCUAACAUUGACACAGCACCCUAACACCAGCACCCUAACAUUGACACAGCACCCUAACAUUGACACAGCACCCUAACACCAGCACCUUAACACUCACACAGCACCCUAACACCAGCACCCUAACAUUGACACAGCACCCUAACACACACACAGCACCCUAACCCUAACACCAGCACCCUAACAUUGACACAGCACCCUAACACAUACAGCAACCUAGCACACACACACACAUCACCCCAACACAUACACAGCAACCCAACACGUACACAGCAACCCAACACACACACAGCAACCCAACACACACACAGCAACCCAACACAUACACAGCAACUCAACACACACACAGCACCCCAACACACAUCACCCUCAAAUACACAGAACCCUCGCUCAGUGCCCUAACACACAGCGCCCUCACACACCGCACCCUCACACACACAUACUGCACCCCCCACACACACCACCCUCCCACACACACACUAUACUCCUCACAAAUGCACACUACACCCCUCACACACACAGCACCCCCCAAACACACUGCACCACUCACACACUCACUAGAUCUCAUAUACGCACUCCUGAGUCCUUCAAACACACACUAGAUCCCCUACACACAGUCGCUGUACCACUUACACACACACUACAUUUCUGACAUACACACUCAGGAUCCCCUAUGAACACACUAGAUACCCUUUAAGCAAAGUGAGUAUUAAAAUACAGUGAGUAUUCCAUUUUAGCAAACCCCUGAGACAAGUUUCAAGCAAACACAAUGCAAGCAUGUUAUUAAAUUUGCUUGCGCUGUGCAGAUCAAAUACAGGGCCCUUUUCUCAUGCCCUGGAAGAGCAUUGAACCAACAUGCUCACUUUGAGAUGGGGCGUGCUUGUCAUUGGGGAUGACAAAACACACCCUAUCUGACCCCGCCCCCUUUUCAGUGGGCCGCUGUAAUUAAAAAUGCCCGGGCCGAAUUUUUUCCCCAGUCCGGCCCUGUUUGUAAGGUAGACACAAACUUCAAAGUGUAUAUACAUGUGUUCGGUCGUUCAUUGAGUGGCUUCAGAACCUUUCCUUUUUGCUGUUAAAGUGGCACUGUCAUCCCAAUAGCUUCCUCUUCUCUCCCUCUCUCAAAAUCUGUUCUUCUUUUCUUCACGUCUGCUCUAGUUUUCUUUAAAACAUAAGACAAAGUAGGGACUACUUUGUCUUAUGGAGGUUUCCUACGCUUGACCAGCUUUGACCCACUUCUCACGGUCCAAUGAAUUUCCCCACAAUUCUCACCUGAUCUCGCGAUGCUUCCUUUCACUAUUCCCCAGCAACCUGUCAUACAACAGUGGCUGCUCACUGUUGUAAAAAAGACCCCCUCAUGCCUCUAAUAAAGUGUUCCUUAGUGGGGCACCUAUAACAAUUAACGGGGGGCGUAUUUUCACACACCCCCACGAGCCACUAAACUAAAUGGGGGACUUAGUGUCUCCCCCCAGCCCCCACCCAUGAGCGGCGGGUGGGGGCCCUAAGAUAAAAGAGGGGAAGGAGACCUAUUGUCCCGUCCUCCCCUCGGCCCCCACCCAUGAACAGCGGGUGGGGAACCUAAAUGGCAAUGGGAGAGGACCUAUUGACCUCCCCCCGACCCCCAUCUGAGGCCUUCCCGUGCCCUACAAUUGACUCAGAGUGCUCUGAUUGGAAUUUUCCCACGCUGUGUAAAUUGACUAAUUACAACACUAUGAUUGGUUUGCUUUGAAUCCAACCAAUCAGAGUGUUCUGAGUCACUUUACACGGUGUGGGAACUUUAUUUACCUAUCAGAGCACUCUUGUUGGUUGGCUUAAACCCACCAAUCAGAGCCCUUUGAGUGAAAUUGCAGGGCGUGGGAAGGCUUUAUAAGCCCUGCGGAGCUCAGUCUGCACGGUGCCCUCGCUGGGUGAAUAUGGAUAAUUUUUUUUAGCGUCAACAUAUUUUUUUUUCACCACUUUUUUUUGGAAGAAAAUAAACAUUAAAUAUAGGUAAUAUGGGGGGCUUAGGGGCAUUAAGGGGCGACCAGCGGGGCUAUUAGAUGUAUUACAGUCAGGAAGGGGGUUAAAAAAAACAAAAAACGGAUGUGGCCAUGACAGUGUCGUUUUAAUAUAUUGCUACAAAUACAUAAUGCAUCUGAGCUUCUCAGAGAGCUGUGGUUUCUGAUAGACAAGAAUUAUUUCUGUACAUCUUUAAUAACAACAUUGACUUUAAUCUGUUAAUACAUAAAGUUAAAUAGAUGUAGGCUAUUUAAUAUGUGUGUAGGGUUUUCAUACAUACAUUUUAUACUUACAUGUUGGUAAGCUUAUGGUGCCAGGAUCUGAUUAAAAUUGAUCAUUGAGAAGUUACCCCACAUUAAGAAAUAGCAGCAGACCAAUGCUUUAUUGAAGUGACAGGCUGCAAGAUAAUAUAUAAUUUAAAUUGUUCUUCUGUAAGUACUUCAGUGAUAAGAUGCUUGCAUGGUGCAAAUAAAUGCAAAGCAAUGAAAAGCUGCAUGCACAGACACAGCUUACAAACUGUAGGACUUGGAAAGGUAAGCAAGCUCAAGCAAAGGUGGAUGAUUGGUUUGAUAAACAAAAAUGCAUGUCUCAUGCUCAUUGAAAAGGGAAUUAAGGCUGAAACUGAUACAGUGUUUGUUUAAUGCGUGGCAUAAGUAAUUACAUAGGCAAAACAGUCAAUCUAAUUAAAAAAAAUAUAUAUAUAUACUCACUUCUAAAGUUGCUGCAUUUGCAGUUCCCAAGAACUAAUCAGUCACUCAGGACACUCCAAUAAUGUUUUAUGAGUAACAUUGAACCCUUGUUCUGUAUAUGCUGAAAGAAGCCAAUACUUGUCAAUGCACAUACAAUACAAUACCAAUUGAUUUAUAGAAAGAGGGGAAAGGGUGAAUCUCCCAGAGCAGCCAUUUAGAAGGGCAAACCAGGGGUCAGGUCCAAUAGAUAUCUCCAGGAUUGCAUUAAUACAAUUAAAUUCACUUUUGCAUUUUUGUGUAAAUAAUUUGUUGCUAAUGCCAUUUCAGUUGUACAUCAAAAGCGCUAUAUUGUAGUAUAGCUGACAUUGCUCAAUAGCACCGUGAUAAAGCAGCAUUUUGUUUUCAAAAGUGUUAGAUGAAGUACAUUGAAAGUACAGUCUUUCGACUCCAAAUUGCACAUUUUUGACAAUUCAAAGUUAUUGUCAAAUAUGGCAAAUUUAUAAAAGCACAAAAAGUAUAGUGAGUCUCCUAGUUGUCACCAACACCCUGGUUAACUCCAAAAAAAAAAAAACAGGUAAUUGUAGCACACCACACCAUUUGUUUUUGGCCUUUUAUGGCAAAUUUAUAAAGGAAUUUGUAAGCCAAAUCAGCAGAGAGAAAAUUGUUGAGCUGGAUGAUUGUUUACAAUUCCUAAAAUAUGCAACUCCAUUUUUUCAGUCCUCCACAAUUCUCAGAUUAGUGAAUCAAUCUCUUACCAAUGCUUCUGCUAAUGGCAUUAUGAGAAAUUGAGAAAUAGAGAAACUGUAGCUUGUCAGCAAGACAUUAUAAAACCUAAUCCUGGGGACAUAUUACAGGAAGGUGAUGGCUUAUAGCUGUCAAAACGUCAGCUGUACAUUUUGUUUUCUAUUAUUUUCAUUCACCUGAAUGGGAAAUAUAGCCAGUGAAAAGCUGCAGGUUAACACAUAAUUAUUGUAAGGUGCAUUUCGUCCUUCAAUGACUUUACCUAAUCGAUAACUUUUCACGUUUUAUACAGUAUUUAGUUUUUCUAUGUGUUUGGUUAGGUGUUACUUCAAAUUCAGUGGUAAUCGUUGUUACAGUGCAAUUGGAUUUGGUAUUAUUAAAUAUUCAUUAUUUGUGGGGCCUGGAAACUAUGUUUGGUUAGAAUAUAAGGACAUCUUAUAAACAUUUUUUGGGAGGCUGUUGGAAAAUCAGGGACAGAGCAAAUAUAUGUGUGGCCCUGGCAAUGUUUCAACCAGUUAAGGGUUUGUUUUAUUUUCCCACGUCUUGCAAGGUCCACUUGUUCAAAGAGACAUUCCAAACACUUCAAAGAGAAAUCAUCGCUUUUAUAAACUGACAGAGUUUAACCCUCUGAGCUGGAAAAAUACUCUUGCUGGUUGGUUUGCGUUCCAGUGCUUUUCUGUGAGAACUGAUGAUCUCCUGCAGGCUCCCAUUGCUGGUGUGAAUUGGAAUGACUAAGGAAGUGUUAUUUUUGUCAUAGCCAUUUUUCCAGCGGGGACCAGGCUGUGGGCAGCCACUGACCUCCAUUCUUUAGGGCCUCCAGUCACUGUACCAAGUUCAAUGAGAUGAAAUGGUUAUUGUGUCUAUAGGGUACAUUUAAUGGGGAAAAAAAUGUCAUUAAAGUUUGGUGUUAUGUUACAGCUCUUUAUUUUAUUUCUCAUGGUAAACUAGGAAGUCGUUGAAUUGUGCAGCAAAAUCUUCACUCCAGGUGAAAUGUUGAGGAUCUCGCUUCUUAAUUUAAUUUGCUAUGCAGCAUAUAUCUUUACUAUAAUAUCAGGAACACAUUGAAAAUAUAAAUAGGUGGAUGUUUUUUCUUCUUUUUCAUCUUCUUGGUAUUGCAUUCAAAAAGAUUUCUUGGCUCAUACUGUUUUAUGUCAACAUUUGGUCUAAAGCCAGUCUUUUCAGAGACAUUGAAAUAAAACUCCAGAAGGCCAAUGACUUCCAAGAAUUUAAACCAAUUGUUCCUUGCCUACCAUCUGAUUCUGUAUUUGUGGAUAGUGAUGUCCCGAACAGUUCGCCCAGACCCUCCCACCUCCUGAACAGCUCACUAAGAAUGCAGCUUCACAAUGAAUGUAAAAUGGAUGCUGUCCAGGAGGUGGGAGGGUCUGGGAGGGAGGGUCUGCUGCUGAUUGGCUGGAAUGUGUCUGCUGACUGUGAGGGACAGGGUCAAAGUUUACUCAAUGAUGACAUAGGGGGCGGACCGAACAGCGCAUAUGUUCGCCGUCCGUGGCGAACCGUUUGGGACAUCACUAUUUGUGGACUAUCUGCACAACAUGUCGAAAAAUAUGAGGGCAUCCUUCCUAUUUGGUUUAUACAUCUAUUUCUGCAACACACACUGACAGAGUUGUUAAAAAAGGCAUAAAUCAUAAAUCAUGCAAUCUUCAAAUUCAAAAAAUGACAAAUUGGUCCAUAGCCUAUGGAUUUAAAAAGUUGCACAGCCAUAGUAUUUGUCCUUUCCAACUAGUCGGUUUGUGUAUGGUUUAGCUUGCUACGGCCACCGAUAUGUGUUGUCCUUUUGGAACUGGCUGCAGAUUGCCGAAGCUUGUGGCACACAUAUAUAAUAUCUGUUGUCUGUGCCACUCAAUAGAAAGCUCCAAACUGCUUCAGCUAAACAACUUUUCAUUGGUGUCAGAAUAAUAUAUGAUCCUAACAUGCAGAACUGCGGUUAAUCCUAAUAAAGACUAAGAACAGAAAGGAUAGCAGCAUUUUCUUGGACAUUAAAAACAGUAGGCAUAAUGCAGUGUCUAAAUAUGUAGAACAGCCCAGAGAGUAAACCAGAACAGAGUACAGAAUAAUCGAGUACUAUGUAGCGAAAGUGACCUUGCCACUUUUUUUUUCCAGGGGCCUGUUUGCCAGCCUCCUGCCCUGUGACUAUGGCCCCUGUAAUGAACUUUGGGUUAAAGAUUCUGGUUGUGCCUCUUGGACUUCUAAUAGGAACAAUUCAAACACGUGGCGGUGGCCAUCUUGUUUAGUCGAAUGCAUCCAGCGGUGUUUGGUCAUUGAGUGCGUGGAACUCAAAUUGGACACUUGACUGCACAAACACCGCUAAACUUUACCUUCCAUGGAUGUUCGGCUAUUCGAACAGGAGUCGAACGGUGUUCGGUAAAAAGAAACUCACGAACAAGAGACAUACACUGACUUUAUUCACAAACGGCUAUGUUCGGUAUUUCGAACUGUAAUUCGAAUCCCCGAAGUAGACUGGCCGCACAGCCUGAUUCUCUGGAACUGUUUUGAGCAUGGGACCAUGUGUCCUGGGUGACGGUACGGAGACAAUCAGAGCCUGGUGCAGGGUAACCACACGCCCCCUGGAGUUGAGCACCAGGGUUUUUGCAGCCACAUACCAGAGCCCUUAUGCAGUUUCUGCGGAUCCCAGGAGCUAGGUAACAAUAUGUAGACCGCCCAGGAUCUGGAUAGGGAGGCUCUGCAGCAGAUAUGUAUCCAGUACUAGAAACAAGGCAAGACUAGAACAGGCACCAAACAAGAUAACAAGACAAGACUAGGAGAACCCAGAACCGGAGAAGGCCAGAAAGCAGAGUCCAGAACAUGUAAACAAGACAUGAGGGAAACCAGAACAAGGCAUGGAGGGGAUAAGCCUGUACAUGAACUGGGAAGACAAAAUAAAACAAGACUGGGGGGCGGGGCCUGACCAUCAAGACGAGCAGACGCAUGUCUUGUCAGCUCCUGGGCAAAUAGUGCUUUAUUGCCCCAAAAUCAUUGUUUUCAGCCCACACCUGGCUUCCUGCCGCCGCACUUGGGCAUCCUUGGAAGCAAAACAAGACAAGCAACUGUAUGCCCAUGCCGACUGACGGCCAAUCGAACACUGCGGCCUCCUUUGUGGACAGGGCGGGAGAAGCGGCCGAUCUUCCGAUCCUGGCCUGGAGAGGCCAAUCCUACACACGGCUGGCACCCGUACUCCCCCCCCUGUGGUCCGGUGGGGGUUAUCCCGGACCCCACCAAAGAAUCUCAGCACUCUGGCACAAACGAGCCAGCACAACUCCAAUAAGCCUGACACUCUGCAGAGGCCCCAAGAUGGCCGCUGCAAAGGAACCAGCGUGGCGAGGAGAAGCAAAGCUCGCCAACAUGAACCCUGAAGAACCCAAGCCCUGUGUACCUCAAAUACCCUCGUGGGAACUCAGAUUCAACACAGCGUUCGACAAGCUCUGCACAGCCUUCUGGGCCCGAAUAGAGGCUCGACAGCUACAGCAGACCCUUUCCUUACCUGCUCCUGGGGGGGCUCUCCGGCGUGAACCGAACGCGUCAAAGUCAAAUAAGCAGAGAGACCGGAUGGAUGUCCAGCCCAUCAAACACCCGCAGCCAAGUGAGCCCGUCAGUAAUAGAGGCUCCCAGGGGGCGACGGGCACUGUCUAUGCAGACGAAGAGCCCAGAGAUAAAGAAGCACUGGAAGGCUUCACAGAUCUGGCUCCUGGAGUGGAAGAACAGCAACACCUAUGUGAUGGCCUGCACGCUCUGGGGGACUCCCGACCAAGACCUGAGGAUAAAGGAGGACUUGAUCGAAACGGCCUGCCAACACGAAAACCCAGAUUCCGCCUCCCUCACACAUGUGGUAUUGGCUGAUAUAGACUUGCAGACUGUACCUGUGUCAUUCUCCUUAGUUGUUAUUAUUGCAUUCAGUUUGAGUUUUUAUUUAGUUUAAGAUGCAGAGCCUGUUACCAAAGACAUGAAUAACCUUUUAGAUAUACUCCCCCACUAGCUUGCCAGACUUUCACCUUAUGGCUAGACAAAAUGUUCCUCACACUUGGUGUCCUUCUCCCAUCUUAGAUACGCUUCACCAUCUCAACAUAUGACACCUCACUAAGGCAACCACUACAGCAGUCAGAGCAUCAAGCCUAAUUCACCCAGCCUAACAGUCUCUACUCCCUGACUGGUACAAGCAUGUUUAAUAUGUUGAUAAAAUGAGAAUUAACCUCAUGUUGAGAAAUAUGUUUAGCCUGCCUUCCAUAACACUUUAAAUUGUGCUAUUUGUCUUAGCAUGAUUACUAAAUACCACAAAUCGAUGAUGUUAAAGCUUGUUAAAUCUAUAUUAUAAAAAUGUGCUAUGUGAAAUGUUAUGACUAUGCCUGCAGCAGCUGUCGUGGCUCUGCAUGUUUACUGUUACUCCAAGCACAAAUAAAAUAAAGAAUUUAAAAAAAAAUUGGAGAUUUAGACAUACAUAAAUUGCCAAGAUGUGUGCUGCCCACCACUGCGCCAAAGUACUCCAAUUAUGGUGGGUCCUAACUGCCUAGAUAUGGACGUGACACCAUGUGUGUGUGUGUGGUCGGUCAAAAUAUGACUUCCAUAGAAUUCUUGAACCCCUGAACUGAUCUGGGUGAUUUUUGGAUAUGUUGGUCACCCAGAUCAGGGCUAUCAGGGGAUGUAAUUGUGGGGAUACCAUGUGUUUUUGCGGUACUUUUGGAGUUUUUUUUUUUUUUUAAAAUAGGUGUUUUUUUCUGCCUGGAGAUAAUUGAAUUGAUACAGUAUCUGACUCAAUAUACAGCAUGUUUCCUAUAAUCGAUAUUGGUCUUGUAAGUUACCAGUUUUACAGUUAACUUACUCACCUCUCCCAGUCACCACACACUGAGUUCUGCUACCGGAAAAAAUUAGAUGCCACAUCUCAGUGAGUGCCCGCAUGUGGAGCUCAUCUGAAGGCAGGGAAGGGAGACAGUGAAAAAUCUACUGUACUGGGCUGGCUGACUGAGAGUGAUAGAGGUGCUGUCAGCAAUCACACUCCUAUCUAUAGCACCAUUGAACAUGCUGGGAUCUCACUGAUCCCAGCAUUAGUGGCUGGAUGAGAGUGAUAGGAGUGUGGUUUCUCUCAGCAUGUUCAGUUAAUGCCAGAUUUCUGUAGAAGUUUUGUUGCUUUUUCAAAACAUUAAAUGUAUAGAAUAUCGUCAAUCGGCCCAAAAGGUUGACCAAUAAUCUCUAUAGGCAUUGGCUCUGGAAAAAUGUAAUCAUUGCAAACCUUUUUUUCAGGAGGGAUGAAUUUGCACUUUGCCAUCAGACACUUCAAUGCACAAUUCAGGGUUUGGUAAGUUUCAAACAAAUACUAUCUGCCUGACUGUCACGACUGCUAGUGUGGUCCAACACGCAGAAACUAUGUAAUCAUAUACAUAGAAAUAAGAAAGGAAAUAUAAAGGACAGAACGUAAACCGGUCCUUAAAAUGGCUGGACUAAUACGUUAGAGACAGAGAAUGGUCAAAGGAAAGCCAAGGUCAAGGAAGCCAUAAAAUACUCAAGUACCGUUUAAACAAGCCAAGUCAGGGAUACCAGAAAUUGGAAUAACAAGAAAUAGCCAAGGUCAAAAUACCAGAAUCUCAGAAUCACAAGGAUAAACGCACUCUCAGGAAACCAGGAACAGGAAACCACGACAGGGCAAGGUACUGGGGUGAAUCAGGGAUUUAAAUAUCCCUUUCUAGGCUCUGAGUGGUCAGAGGGUGACCUCUGACCCCAGAACGGGUGCGUGCGUGCGUGCGUUGAUGUCGUGACGUCAUGCGCACGUUCGUAUAAUUAUAGGGGGCAGAGCUAUCGAUGGACACGCCCACAUGGUCGGCGCCAUCUUUGAUUUGCCGGGGCAACGAGGAGGUGCGGUUCCCGGCUCGCCGCCGAUCAGGUAAGCUCAGCAUGUUGGCGCGGUCGUGCCGGUCAGGCACUGAUGCGCAUCGCGGCGAGCCGGGAGCCGUGACAGUACCCCCCACUCGAAGACUACUCACCGGGCGGGAAGGAGCCGGCAUGAACCCGGUCAACAGGAACCCAACUACGUUCCUGAUGGUGUGACGUACAGUUUGUCCAGAGGUUUCUCCAAGGGUGCCUGAGUUUGUUCUGCUAUUAUGGCACAGAAAAGUGGAGAAGACACUUCGAAAACCGUAGUAGCAAUAAGACAUUCUGGAGGUACGAUUGGGAAUAUCUCUUGUUCAGGAACAUCAUCUGUCUCAAACUGUCUAGACAGCGCAUCUGCCUUGGUGUUCUUGGUCCCGGGCCUGUAUGUAAUGACAACGUUAAAUCGGGAGAGGAAUAAUGACCAUUUAGCCUGUCGGGAGGACAGUCACUUAGCGUCCCCGAUAUAAGCCAAGUUCUUUUUUUUUUUUUUUAUUUGACAAUUUUUAUUUUGUCAUGUUUCAGAAGCAAUAUAAGGGGGAUACAGAAAUAAAAAAAGGGGGAGGGGGGGACACAAACGGUAGUGCUUACAAUUACAAAUCUCCACAUUUGAUAUUGUUAACAUUUUAUAUUUUUUCAUUUAAAAAAAUAAAAAAAACUUUUAUCAAUUUUUGUCUUACAUAUGUCAUCAACAUAGGUGUAAAACCUAAAGCGUGAAACUGAUGGAUAGGGAGGGGGUUACGGAAAGGAAAGGGUGAGGGGGGAAAGGAGUCCAUAUCAUGCUUUUACAUCAAGGUUUACAGUCACAUUUAUUAGGAUCCAUUAGUUGUGUCUCCUGCCUAUACACACCCUGUGUCUUUUUACAAUUCUCAAUUUUGACUACUCUUACGGUUCUGUUCCUAUCCUGUUACUUCUCGCUCGUUUGUCUAUCUUUGUCUAUUGGUUGCCUUUAGGGGCUCAUCAUGUCUAGUGGCUUGGUUGUUGGGGGUCUCUUGCUGGUCUCUCGUCCCAUAACCUCCAUGCUUCCAUGGCCGUGUCUGUCAGGGGGAGAACCCCUCUAUAGCGGGAUUCAUAUAGUUGUUGUGUGUCAACGUCUCUGCACACCUCCGCUACUUGUGGGGGUCUACGUUUUUUCCAUAAUCUGGCUAUUGCUCUCUGGGCUGUCAAGAGGAUGUGGAAGGCUAGUUUCUGUACCUCUUUAGGUGUGUUGUCUGGCAUGUGUAGCAGAAGGUAUGUUAGGGGCGUAUAUGGGAGCUUAACGUGUGUGGUGUCUCGGAUCAGGUAGCCAAUAUCUUGCCAGAAGCCGGCUAUCUGGUCACAUUGCCACCAGAUGUGGAGUACUGUUCCCUCCUCUUUCCCACAUCUCCAGCACGCUGGGGACGAGCCCGGGUAUAGCUUGUGUAACCGAGAUGGUACCAUGUACCACCUAUAUAGAGUUUUUCUGUACUGUUCCAGGAGGGUCUCUGACUUGAUUAGUUUUUUGGUCGCUACUAUGGCACGUUCCCAGUGGUCUUUACUUAUGUGGCCUUGUAGGUCUUGUGCCCAUUGCUUGGCUGGGUUAGAGUCUACAAAGUGUUGUGUGGGUCGUAGAAGCUGGUAACACCAAGAUAGCGGUUUAAACGCUGGUGCCCAUGCACCUUUGGUGGUUGUUUGUUCCCAUUUUGUCAUACCGGAGGGACUUUCAUCUGAGGUGGGAGUUUUAUCUGUAUGUUUAUGGAGGAACGAUCGUAGUUGCAUGUGGGAGAAUUGAGAGGCCACUGGUAUAUGGUAUUCGUGCUGUAGGGCUGGGAAGGGUUUGAGCUUAUUGUGUGUAAGCAUUUGGUGCAGGUGUGUGACCCCGUUGGUUAUCCACGGCUUGGCAUUGAAGGUUGGGAUACAGUAUGUGAUAGUGUUAAGCGGGGUGGCUGGUGACAGUGGAGUAUGGGUUAUUAGUUUAUGUCUAACCUUGUCCCAAACUUUUAAUGCUGUUUUAAUCCGUGCUGGCAACUGUGACACUUCUGGCCUGAACCGAUUUGGGAGCCACAUUAAGGUGGGUACGUCGAAAGGCCUAGUAGCUAGUUUUUCCAGUUGCACCUACUGCGGUGCAGUCGUGUUUGUGAAGUGGGGAAGGAGUGCUGCUAGUGUAGCUGCUUGGUAGUAUGACUUAAUGUCUGGCAAGGCGAGGCCUCCCUGUCUCGCCGGUGCUCGUAGUAGUGUGCCCUGCACCCGGGCCUUUUGGCACCCCCACACGAAUCUGUUAAUGUCUUUUUGUGUGUCUCGGAGGUAGGAUGCGGGUACCUGGAUCGGUAGAUUACGAAAUAGGUAUUGGAGCCUAGGGAUUAUGGACACUUUGAUGGUUGCUACUCUCUCGGUCCAGGUCAGAAACAGUGUGCCCCAUUUCUUCAUUAGUUGACGACAGUCUCCCCAUACCUUAACAUAAUUAGACAAAAAUGUUUCUGUGGGGUUUUUUGUGAAGGUUAGUCCUAGGUAUUUUAUUGUGUCUGUUCUCCACUCAAAAAGGUGGACCUCUUUGAGGGCAGUCAGGGUUUUUUGGCUCAGCCGUAUUCCCAACGCCUGUGUCUUGCUGGCAUUGAGAGUGUAAUAUGACAUCUUGCCAUAUUCCCUGAUGAGGUCUAGAAUGAGUGGGGUCGACUGUUCAGGUUCGGUAACACAUAUUAGGAUAUCAUCUGCGAAUGCGCUAAUUUUAAUGUCCCUACCGUAUAGCUCUAUUCCUUUAAUACCCUUCUGGUUCCUGAUUUGAAUCAGAAGUGGUUCCAGGGCCAGGACAUACAAUAACGGCGAUAAAGGGCAUCCCUGCCUCUUACCAUUCGUCAGAGGGAACGGGUCCGAGAGGAAGCCGGCUUGCAGCACCCGGGCCGUGGGACCUGCGUAUAGGGCAAAGAUCUGUUUAAUAAAUUCGGUGGGGAUAUCAUAUUUUAGAAGUGUGUGUUCAAGAAAUGACCAGUUCAGACGGUCAAACGCCUUUUCGGCAUCUAGGGCUAGUAGAAGCCCGCCCUGUCCUGAUCCCUUCAGCUUUUCCAGCACCAAGGAGAGCUUUCUAGUAUUGUCUCUGCCCUGCCUACUCUUAAUGAAUCCUGUUUGGUCAUCUCCUAUGAUAGUUGGCAGGAUAUGUGCCAGUCUAUUGGCUAGGAUCUUAGCGUAUAUCUUCGCAUCGGUAUUGAGAAGGGAGAUAGGUCGAAAGUUUUUGCAGUUGUCUGUAGGUUUAUCAGGUUUCAGGAGUGUUACUAUCGUGGCCACUAGCAUUUCGGGUGGGAGGGAUCCUGUUUCCGCCGCCGUGCGAUAUACUUUUAGCAGGUGAGGCGCUAGUGUAUCUAUGAACGUUUUGUAGUAAGUGUUUGAGAAGCCACCUGCGCCCGGGGAUUUGCCCGGGGGCAGACUCUUAAUUACCCCCCGGAUCUCCUGUAUGGAGAUCGGUUCAAGCAAGGCGUUCACUGAGUUUUGAUCUAUUUUGGGCAGUUCGAUAUCUUGUAAGUAUCUGCAAAUAGAGUGUGUUUCUGGGGCUUUUGCGCCCCCGCUUGAAUCUAGGUUGUGUAGCUGUUUGUAAAAGUUCCUGCACUAUGUCCAUGGGGUUCAUAAGCUUGUCUCCUGUGUGUCCUAUGAGAUAUGGGAUUCUAUUGGCGGCCUGUUUAGUUCUGAGUCUAUUGGCCAGGUAUUUGGAUGCCUUGCCACUGUGGUGGUAUGUGGUGUUUCUCAGUCUGUGUUUGCCAGCAAAUAUUCGCUAGGUUCUACCCUCAUACGCUCUAAGAAAGGUUUGUCUAGGAGGAGAGACUCGUUUAGUCUCCAUGUGCCCCUGCCUCGGGGUUGGUAUGCAUCCUCUAGGUCAAGAUAGAUCGGGCUAUGAUCUGACCACGUUAUCUCUCCUAUUUUACAGGUUGUCAGUUGUGGUAGGGUUUUGUUGUCUAUGAAGAAUGUGUCUCUGCGUGUGUAGGUGUUGUGGACCCUGGAGUAGAAAGUGUAAUCCCGAUCUGUAGGGUGUAACGUCCUCCAGCUAUCAUAUAAGUUGUACAGGGUCAAUGUGUGGGUGAGGGUUUUGCAGAGGGCUUGAGUCCCUUUUUUGUGUUUUCCCUGUGGCAAGGUGGUGGUGUCAAGGGUCGGGGACUGAAUGAAGUUGAAGUCUCCUUCUUAUAUGAGCCCCCCAUGUUUGUAUGUGUCCAGUUUGGACAGGAGUGAUUUGAGGAAAGAGAUUUGAUUGUCAUUCGGGAAGUAUGCUGCGCCUAUGGUGUAUUGUAUAUUGUUGAAGAGCCCUACCACUAUGAUGUAUCUCCCUUUAGGAUCUAUGUAGCAGCUUUGCAGAGUAAAGGCUACGUCUUUAUGUAUUAAGAUGGAAACCCCUUUCGUCUUUGCGUCUGAUAGAGCAUGGUACUGUAUAGGGCAGUGAUGGCGAACCUAUGGCACGCGUGCCACAGGUGGCACGCCGGGCCCUUUCUGUGGGCACGCGGCCACAGGUUCGCCAUCAAUGCAGAGUAGGUGCCUGCCUGCCCGAAACGGCAGGCGCCUACUCUGCUUCCGGGUCGGGAGGCAGGGGGAGGGAUCUGUGAUGCAGCUCCCCUGUCCUCCCGCGCGAUGCUGUGUGGAGCGUUGCCGCACGUUGCCAUGGCAACGCUCCACAUAGCAUUGCGCGGGAGGACAGGGGAGCUGCAUCACAGAUCCCUCCCCCUGCAGUGCUUACCACCACCGGACCACCAGGGAUGGCUGUGUCCCCCCCCCCUACUUCAUUAAAGGUAAGAAGGAGGGAGGGGGGUAUACUGACACACAGUACCCUUACCCCCCCAGAAGUAGCCCUACCCUCCAGCACCUCUACCCUCCCCAGCAGUACCUCUACCCCCCCCAGCAGUACCCCUAACCCCAGAAGUACCUUUACCUCCCCAGAAGUACCCUUACCCCCAGAGUACCCCUACCCCCCAGCAGUACCCCUACCCUCCCCAGCAGUACCUUUCCCCCAGAAGUACCCCUACCCCCAGCAGUAUCCCUUCCCCAGCAGUAUCCUCCCCCAGCAGUAUCCCUUCCCCACACACAGUACCCCCCUACCCCCCCCACACAGUACCCCUACCCCCACGCAGUACCUACCCCCACACUUCCCCCCCACACAGUACCCCUACCCCCACACACACACAGUACCCCUACCCCCCACACACACAGUACCCCUACCCCCCACAGCACCCUUACACAUACAACACACACACACAGCACCCCCCCACACACACACACACACACAGCACUCCCCCCACACACACACACAGCACCCCUCACAUACAACACUCACACACACACACGCACCCCCCCCACACACAGCACCCCCCACCUCAAUGCAGUAUGUGUGUAUUCAGCAGUGUGUGUGUGUGUGUGCGUGUAUUCAGCAGUCUGUGUGUGUGUGCGUGUAUUCAGCAGUCUGUGUGUUUGUGUGUACUCAGCGGACUGUGUGUGUGUACUCAGCAGUCUGUGUGUGUGUGUGUGUACUCAGUAGUCUGUGUGUGUGUGUACUCAGCAGACUGUGUGUGUGUAUUCAUCAGUCUCUGUAUUCAUCAGUUUUGUGUGUGUGUGUGUGUGUGUGUGUAUUCAGCAGACUGUGUGUAUGUAUUCAGCAGUCUGUGUGUGUAUGUAUUGCAUUUGUUGGAGAUACUAAUAAAUAUAAGCUUAAUUUUAUCUAUUUAUAUCAUUAUUUAAAAUUUGUAUCAUUGAACUCUCUGUGUUCUUUUAAAACAAAAGUUAUUAGUUCGGACAACAGUACGAGUUGUUUUUUUCUAAACUUAAACCUCAGUAUUUGGGUUUAAUUGCCGUGUUGGCACUUUAAGGAGAAAAAAAGUUGGCAUGUAUUGCGGUUUGGGCACUCGGGCUCAAAAAGAUUCGCCAUCACUGGUAUAGGGUAUAGUUUUGUAAAGAGUGAUGGGGCUAUGGGGUGCCUAAAGUGCGUUUCUUGAAUGCAAGCUAUAUCAACCGCGUUUUUCUUGAGGUCGUGUAAGAGCAACCUGCGUUUUCCAGGGGAAUUUAACCCUUUAACGUUGUAUGACAUUAUUCUCAUUUUGGUGUAGUUAUGUCAGGUACUGUUAGCAUUGAUAUCUGUGUAUGUAGGAUUACACACUCUUUCUCGUGUACAAUAUUUCGGUAUGUGCCUUUGUGUGACAGUUCGAUGCGGAUGACUGGUACAAGAGGUGAUAUGGAGGCAGGAGGGGGACGGGGUAAGGUCAACCUUGACUGUUGGCCUUGUGUAGUGCACCUGGUAGUUGAGGGAGAGGGGAGGGGGAGGAGGGCAAAGCCCUUUGAGGCUCCUCUGGGUCGAGCCUUUUUGCGGCACCCAAGGGACGCCCGCAGUUUAGGGGGUUGGUGAUCUUGGGACUUCCUGUUAAGGUGUAUGUCCCUUCAGCCCGCACACACACACUGGGGCACAAUGGGUGCUCAUGCGGUUAGCUUAUGGUUUUUUGGUUUUUUUUGACAACCUGUGGGUCUCUGGUGUCCCGACUCCCCAACCCUUGGUGAUUGGGCAGUGUCAUGGUCCAACCGAGAGUAUGUCUCGUUGUGUGCUUGUCGGCUCUGAGUGGGAGGAGGUCGGGGGGGCCCCGGUGGUUACCCAUGUGUGUCUCAAGUGAAACAAUAUGACAGGAAAGUACAAAAUUACAUAAUAAGUAUAACAAAAUAACUGGUACCUUUACAUGUACCGCUCAGGUAUGGAGUUCCUUUAACGGGAUGCCCAGUCCUGGGCCAGGCGGGGAGUUUUCGUCAGGCCUGUGUUUGGUAACUCAGCCAGCGGAAUACCCCAGUCUCUGAGCAACUUUAUGCCUUGUGGCGCUGACGUGAUGGAGUGGAGGGAAUCUUGAUGGUAUAUUAGCAGCUUAGCCGGGUAACCCCACCUGUAGUUUAGUCCCUGGUUUCGCAGCGACAGUGUGAUUUGUGCCACAGAUUUGCGGUAUUGCAAGGUCUCCGCCGAGAGGUCGGAAAAGAUUUUUAUGGUAGAGAAUUUCUCUGGCAUCCCUCUGUUCCUGCUUGCCUUGAUAAUUCUUUCUUUGGCAUGAAAGAAGUGUACUCUUGCUAUGACGUCUCUCGCAGCCGUGUUGGGUAGGUGGCCAGGUCGUCUGAGUCGAUGCGCUCUGUCUAGCAGCAGUUGGUCUGGGUGCAGUUCGGGGGUCAUCUGCUGGAACAUGUCUUGUAGAUAUUUUUCCAAGUCAGCAUUUGUUACUGAUUCUGGUAUUCCCCUAAAUCUGAGGUUAUUCCUCCUGGAUCUGUCUUCCAGGUCUGCUAGCUUGAGUUUUUGAGCUGUAAUGACGUCUUCUAAUUCUUGCAGUUUAUCCGCCACACUUUUAUGGGCCAUGGAGAAGUCGUCCAUCUUGGUCACUAGGUGUGCAGUACGGUUUUCUAUGUCCUGUAUGUCCUUUCUGAUUUCAGCCGUCAGUGUCAGCAUUUGGGCCUUAAGGCUCCUCUGUACUGUGCUUGUGAGCUCAGCCAUCAUGCUCCUCAUAGUGGCCACUGUGAGGGGCUGUUCCUCAGUGCUUAUGUCUGGGGAGGCUGGGGAUGUAGGUGAGCCCUCCCGCGAUCGCAGUGGGCCGCCAUCUUGUUCGGCCUCUUCCCGCGCUUUUUGCGGCGCGGCUUUUGCCAUAAAAAAGGCCACUUUGUCUGCCUUCGUGGGCUUGGUUUUCAGCCUUUGGGACAUGGUAGGUGUUUGCUGUGGUACUUGCUUUUUCUGACGCUCGGUAGUCUGCUUAGUUUGUGCUCCGUGUGUUCUGAGCGGCGGGAGCUACUCCGGCAUGCGACCAUGCAGCUCGAGCGCCAAGCCACGCCCCCAAGCCAAGUUCUUUUGAUUGGUGAAAAUAAAAAAAAGGCUAUUUGGAACCUUCGAAGAAAUGCCUCCAUUCUUUAAGGGCAAGUACAAUGGCCAGUAAUUCCCUAUUCCCAAUGUCAUAAUUCAAGAGAAAAACCCACAGGGAUGUAAAGGCGCAUCAUGACUUUCUCUUUGAGACAGAAUGGCUCCUACUCCCGUUUCUGACACAUCUACUUCUAAGAUAAAAGGUUUGGUCAGAUUGGGGUGCGUCAGGACGGGUUUUAAUUUCUCGAAUGCUUCCUUUGUUUCCUUGGGCCAUGAAUUGCAAUUUGCUCCUUUUUUGGUAAGGUUGGUAAUAGGAGCGAUUACCGAUGAGAAACCCUUAAUGAAUUUGUGGUAAUAAUUAGCAAAUCCUACAAAGCGUUGUAUAGCUUUAAGACCCUUAGGUAACGGCCAUUGCAAUACUGCCUCCAGUUGGGUAGAUCCAUUUUGAAUCUCAGUCUGGUCAAAUUGGCAUUUUUCAAGCUUGCAAUAUAAGCCGUUCUCUAACAAGGUCUUUGAUACGAUUCUCACAUGUUCGUGAUGUGUUUCUAGGUCUGGGGAAUAGAUAAGAAUGUCUUCUAGAUACACUAGUACGAACAUGUGGAGGUAAUCUCUAAGGACAUCGUUUAUAAAAUCCUGAAAUACCGCUGGGGCGUUGCACAAGCCAAACGGCAUAACCAGGUAUUCAUAAUGUCCCAUUCUCGUAUUAAACGCUGUCUUCCACUCAUGUCCUUCCUUAAUUCUAACUAGGUUGUAUGCACUCCUUAGGUCGAGUUUAGUGAAUACUUGGGUACCUUUCAACCUGUCAAAUAGCUCAGAAAUAAGAGGAAUGGGGAAGGCGUUUUUAAUCGUUAGUUUAUUCAGACCCCUAUGUGGCGGAACCAACCUCGCCACUGGACAUUGGAGAAGCUUGUUUACUCGCCUCCUGCCGCUAGACUAUGGCCCCAUGUUAAAACUGGUAUUUUCCCCUGCAGAAAGGCUUGUUCGUGCAUUUCUGCCUGGCCAUUGGGUAGAUUGAAUCAACCUAACAAACAAGGAAUGACGACCACCUGGGAAUGAUGUGUUCCGUCAAUUGACCGUCCAGAAGCUGCAGUUAACCGCAGCUUAAUUGAAGAACGCUGGGUGGCCUUUGUUCGUUUGCCGAACACGUGGCACUGGCCAUUUUAAACUCCCGAACGGCCAGCAGUGUUCAGCUCCAAAUCUAUGGAACUCAAAACGGACACUUAUUUGCACGAACACCGCUGAGCCGCCGACCACCAUUCUCUUGCAAAGAAACGAACACCAGUUCAUUCGGGACUUUCAUUAGCUGAACAAUGUUACCCCGGAUAGCUAUGCCAUGGAGCCCAUACAUAUACUGAAAGACUUUGGCUCCAUGGCGAUUGGACUGUAUGUAUGUGAUCUGAGCGCCAUUCGGUAAUAAUGUGCGCUCAGAUCUAAGCUAUCUGGGCAUGUGUUGAAUGUACCAGUUUUAUGCAAUAGCUGCACAGUUAUGUAUUUUUGUGUGAUUUUAUGUCUUUUGCUAACAUGUGACUAAUGGAGUUUUGUCUCUGUUCUUGGAGAUAAUUGGAUUACUUCCCAAUUAUCUCCAGGACAGAGAGGAGGGAUUGUAAUGUACUGUGGGAGUGUUUUAGCCCUGUAUGUCUGUGAUUUGUCAGUUUACCAUUUGUGUCCCAGUCUUCCAUCUGGUCCCCUAGGGGAGUGUCCACCAGGUGGGAGACCUGCAUAAAAGCCGGGCAGGUAGCCCCAGUAAACCAGAUUCUGCUUGACCCUCAUCACGAAGUGUCGUCUCGUUCUUGGGGGAAAUUUGAUUGUAUGCUGUUACAGUUCGACUGCCAGGAGUGUAAGCUGUUCGUAUGGUUUUUCCUGUUCGGCUGUUUACAGCAUUCGUGUGUUUCCUGUUUGGGAAUUGGAGUAUUCAUGUGUUUGCAGUUCGGGAGAUUGGUUAUUGCAGUAGCUGCUCGUCUAUCUGGAAGGGGAAUAUUGCCUAAAUGGAUUUUACCCUUUGUGUGCCUGGGGGACAAGCAGCGGGAUCAUUCCCACAGCCCAGAGGGACAGCUACAGAGCAAGCAUGACGUCCUGGUGUGAGAGGAACAGCACUCUGGAGACACCGGAAUUAUUCUGGAGCGGUAUAGAGCCAGCGAAUCCCUGGAUAACGCUCAAGGUGGAAAAUGUGUUUAACUGGAGGUUACAGAGCCUCUUGGCCCCACUGGUUAAGCCAAUAUCAGAGGCAACCAGGUUGGACUGCAGAGAGGGCAUCCAAAAAGAGAUGUGGGACAAAACUCUGGAGGGUGUCCAACAUUGGCGAGGUGAGCGUCUCCCCAGCGAGGAGCAGCGGCUACAAGAGGGUGACCUCUGACCCCAGAACGUGCAUGUGCGUUGACGUCGUGACGUCACGUGCACGUUCGUAUAAUUAUGGGGGGCGGAGCCAUUGAUGGACGCGACCGCCCGGCGGAGGAGCGGUUCCCGGCUCGCCGCCGAGCAGGUAAGCUCAGCAUGUUGGCGUGGUCGUGCCGGUUGGACACCGACGCGCACGGCAGCGAGCCGAGAGCUGUGACACUGACCUCUUAAAACUACAAUUUAAAAUAAUACUUUAGAAAAUGAAUUGCUUCCACUUUUGCUUCAGUGAGGAUUGCCAUUUUUCGUGUUUCAACAUAGCAGUGCCCCUGUGAAAAAAGUGAAUUCCAUACAGAGCCAAGGAAGAACAUGAGUUGGCAAUAGUCCUAAACCUAAGCCCAUUAAACACUUUUGAGAUGCAUUGGAAUGCAUUCAGUUAGCCAAUCUAAUUCUUCAAAUAUUGGUGCCAACCUCACUAAUGAUUUUGUGGCUAUAUACACUGACCAGCCACAACAUUAAAUCCACAUGCCUAAUAUCAUGUUGUUCCCACUCAUGAUGCCAAAAUAGCUCUGAUGCAUCGAGUCAUGGACUCCACAAGACCUCUGAAUGUGUCCUGUGGUAUCUGGCACCAAGACAUUAGCAGCAGAUCCUUUAAGUCCUGCACGUUGCUAGGUGAGGCCUCCAUGCAUUGGAUUAACUGCUCCAACACAUCCCACAGAUGCUCAAUAGGAUUGAGAUCUUGAGAAUUUGGAUGUCAAGGCAACACCUUGAAUGCUGAACAAUGUUUUCAGUGUGGCAGGGUGCAUUAUCCUUCUGAAAGAGGUCACUGCCAUCAGUGAAAAUCAUUGCCAUGAAGGGGAGUGCAUGGUCUGCAACAAUCUCUAGGUAGGUUGUAUGUGUCAAAGUAAAAGCCAAAUGAAUGCCAGGACCCAAGGUUUCCCAGGGCAUAACACUGCCUACAUCAGCCUGCCUUCUUCCCAUGGUACAUCCUGCUGCCAUCUCUUCCCCAGGUAAAUGGUGGACAUGCAUCGAGCCAUCUACCUGAUCUAAAAGAUAAUGGGAUUAAUCAGACCAGGCAACCUUCUUUCAUUGUUCCAUGGUCCUGUUCUGUCACUCACGUCCCCAUUGAAGGCACUAUUGGCAUUGAACAGGGGUCAGCAUCGGCACUCUAACAGUUCUGCGGCAACACAGCCCCAUAACCUGCAUACCACUGCAUGCCAGGAACACUUCAUAAGAUUUGCCGUUUUGGACAUGUUCUGACCUGGUCAUCUACCAAUCAUUAUUUGGCCCUUGUUAAUCAUUCAGAUCUUUUUGCUUUUCAAUUUUUUUCUGCUUCCAACACAUGAAAUUCAAGAACUGCCUAUUCACCUGCUACUAAUAUAUCCCAUCCCUCGACAGGUACCAUUGUAACAAUAUAAUCAAUGUUAUUCACUUCACCUGUCAUUGGAUGUAAUAUUGUAGCUGAUCAGUGUAAGUACUACAGUGUGUUGUAGUGGUUGGUGUACCAGGAGUUGCCUGAAAUCUCUCUAUGGUAAAACUUCACCUAUCAGUGUUUUUAUGUACUAAUGUUGUGCCUGAUCAGUGUAUAAACAAAUUUUGCAGCAGCGUUCCACCAUUUAGUGGAAGAUUUCCAAGAGGAAUGGAAGUUAUUAAACAAGUAAGUUUAAAGGGACACUAUAGUCACCAGAUCAACUACAACUUAAUGUAGUUGUUCUGGUAAGUAUAAUCAUUGCCUUUAGGCAUUUUCAUGCAAACACUGCCUUUUCAGAGAGGGACACCUCCAAGUGGACACUCCUCAAAUGGCCACUGGAGGUGCUUCCUGGCUCAGUGCUGCAUAGUAGACAGCACUGCCGUUCAGUGUCUCCACGCUCUGCAUGGAGGUGCUGAAUUUUCCUCAUAGAGAUGCAUUGAUUCAAUGAAUCUCUAUGAGAAAUUAGGAAUGCUAUUGGGAAUUGAGAACGCAUUGGAUUGGCUAAAAAUCGGCAAUUCUGAUGAUGUCACCAAGGAGGCAGGACCAGCACAGGCGGACCCGUGUGGCGCUGGAAAUAAGAUGCGUUUUAACACCUUCUAAGGAGGGGGGGGGGGGCAAGCCAGCUAAAUGGUGGGUUAAGCACUAUAGGGUCAGGAAUACAUGUUUGUGUUUUUGACCCUAUAGUGUUCCUUUAGAUACUAUAAGGGCCAGGAAUACAAAGCGUGUGUGGGGGACAAUGUGUGUAUGUGUGUGGGGAGCAAUGUGUUUAUUGGGGGGUGUGUGUGUAUGGGUGGGCAGUGUAUGUGUGUGUGUGUAGUAAAAUGUGUGUGGGGGGUGCAGUGUAUGCGUGUGUGUGGUGAGCAGGGUAGGGGGGCUUUGUUAUAAUUUUUUUAAAAUAAAAAUAAAUACAUUUUAUGUCACCCCUCCCUUCUUACCUUUACUGAGGGAGGUGGGGGGACAUUUCUCGAUCCCUGGUGGUCCAGUGGGGAAUCGCUGGUGGUCCCAGUGGUGAGAGUGAACUCUAGUCUGUGCUCGCGAGAGAAGGACCCAGAGGAACUGCAGGCUGAGCUCCUAGGUCCUCUCUCCCUCCCCUGCCGGCUGCCAGCACGGUGUCUGCGGACCGGGGAGGGAGAUCACUGAUCUCCCCUCCGGUCCUUGAAGGCAUAUUGCAGGGCUGGCUCUUGGACUGUGCCAGCCCUGCAUUAGCCAGCAGGGGAGAGCCUCGGGGAGAGCCUCGGGGAGACGAGAAUUUCCCCAUUGCCCCCUUCUCAGCUCCCCGAAUCCGCCAGUGCCGUUGGUGAAUAAAUGGUUUAGAACUAUUUUAUUUACUUACCUUUCCUCAGUGCCGAUGUCCCACCUCCCACGAUGUCCUGCAAUGAGCGAGCCCUAACGCGCAUGCACGGCAAAUGUUGCGUGCGCAUUAGACCUCCCCAUUUUUCCUCCCCAUAGGAAAGCAUUGAAUCAUUCAAUGGAUGUCCUCAUGCAGAAGGUCCGUUUGGAUCUAGAAAGUGCCUCCAGUGUCUGACUAGCAGAGAGCCACUGGAGGCAGACUUAGUGCUGCAAUGUAAACACCGCAGUUUCUCUGAAACUGCUAUGUCAUUACAGCACUAACUGCAAUAGGGACACUGUACCCUAACCACUUCAAUGAGCUGAAGUGGUCUGGGUGCCUAUACUAGGAGCAGGAGAGAUUUUAAUGCUAGAGCAUGUGCUAUUAACAGUUUUCCAUAGCUUAAUUUUGUCUUGACGAAAAAGGCAGGAAAGUCACAAAAUCCGUUAAUGUUUGUUGCUAAACUUUAGAAGACAACUUCCCAUCAUUUAACACAUAUUAAUGUCUUUAUUGUUACUAUUAUUAUUUUAAAUUUGAGUUGCACAUUGCAUUGUCUAGUUAUAUUGUUGUUUCUUUAAAUAAGAACUGUGAAUGAAAUGAUGUCUGAUCACUAGGAAAUGGUAUUCGUAAUAAUACAUUAAAAUAAUGCAAACAAAAAUAAAACUGCAUUUAAAAGUUUCUUAUUUGCCUCCGAUCUUCAGUAUCUGCAAAGAUCAUGAUGUGGCUGAUAUUUGUUAGCAUAUCUUAAUCUUCCAGUUGUUUUAAAUGAGAUACAUGUACAAAGCAAUCUUAAUAGUUUAAUUUUUUAAUAGUCUAUUAACGAUGUGUAUUUGUUUUUUUUUUGGUCUGGCAGUGCCCUAAUUUUGCAAUGUGUUUUUGUGUUCACCACAAAAAAUUCUCUCUUUAGAAUAUUUUGUUUUGUUUCUUUGUGUUUGUGAAAUUAAUUUCCCCCCAAAAAAGCAAUAGGAGCAUAGAUUUUCGGAGGUACUCGUUCGGAGUGCAAGGCGGUCCGUCAAAGUCUUUUAAUAAAAUUCUUUAUUUAUGUCCAUCAGCCAAUGAAUACAUUGCCAAUAAAAUCAGAUCAUCGUAUACCAUACAUUUCUUCACAAGUUAUGUAUACAGUGACAGGUUAUACAAAUAGCAUUGCAUUGCAAGUGGCAAUCCCUUAUAACCAGAAUGUGAUAUGGUGUCUCCAUUCCCGUAGGGUACCCCCGGAUGAGAGCAUUUUAACAACAUAGAAAUAAAAACAGGUGGGGAUGGUGUGAGGGGUCACAACAAGGGGGGUAAGUGGCAUAGGUUCUGCCUGAUAUGCUCCCCCAAGUGGGUUUCUUCACGGUGUUACCAUGGUCUUUUUGAGGACAUUAAAACUAAAUAAAUAUACAUAUGAAAAAACUAAAACCUCAAUCUAACUUUGGCCUCUACUUAAUAGUGCUGGAUACGCUUCCAAAAUGAUUUUAUAUUCUUGGAUAAACAUUUAAAAUGAUUUCAUAUUGUGAAAAAUCUUUUAACUUUGUAAUUUUUUGAUAAAUUGAUAUGUUUUUUAUAUUUUGAAAUAACCAUUUUAAACGGUUAUACAAAUAUUAUCUCAGUUGGAAAGCUUAUCCAACAAUAUUAAAUUGAGCCUUUUUUUUGCUCUUGUCCUUGCUCACUGUUUUUGUAUCAGUAUUGGUAUUGCUGUUUUUGCAACAGGUUUAUAAAUUAUUUUUUAUUUUUGCUGAGGAGUUUUUUGUCGUUUUGUAGUCACUAAAAAGUAAGAAUUCACAGGAUACAUUCACAGGAUACAUUGUAUAAAUUGUUAUGCGUGUCUGUACACCUUUCAGGAUUUUCCCUGUUUAUGCACUGUAUAAUUCAUAGCUACAUGGCUAUAUUUAUGAUUGUCACCAUCCUACCUUGCCAUAUCUAGUCAGUUAAGAGAUCUUCACAUCCGACACUUUUCAUUGUUCAAGUAACGUUUAGUUCACUUAUCGUUUUUAUUCUCCCCCUUUCUUAUUUCUCUAACCCUUAUUUGUUGUGGGGUUUUUUUUUUGUUUGUUUUUUUUGGCAUAACCCUUGUAUUUCUGAACCACUCCUGCUUUUAGCUGGCAGUCCUACAUCCCCUAAAUGCUUCAUCACCCUCAUUGGAUCUCUUUUUUCUAUCUGCAAAACACUAUACAUUCCAAACCGUCUUUUCUGCCAGCUGCACAUUCAACUGGUACUUAGAGACAGAAUGUGUAGCAAUGUGAUGAAUGCAACCAGUUCAAAUAAAUAAACAAGCAGAAUGUUUGGAAUGAGUACUGUAUCUUAGAGACUUUACCUAAUACAGAUGAAAUACGGUAAGUGUGCAGCAGGAUUAUUAUAUAUAUUUAGAUAUAGAGACAAGAACAUAUACAGACAAAAUAAAAAUCACACAGAUAUUGUAGCAGUCUUGUCAAUCACACCAUCCAGAGCAGGUGCUUUGUAACCCAAUGUAAAAAGAAUGGCAUUUUAUUUAAGAAAUGUGGCAGAAUAUGACAAGAAAUUAAAAACAUGAGAUUACAUGUCAUUCUGGUCUGGUGGCCAUAUUUUUCUUUAGAAUCACCAAACUUAACCAGGAAUUGUGGAGUAUUGUAACCUCAUUUGACAAGGGCCCUCAUCGAUCUCUGUUCCUUUUAUUAAUGUAAACAUUAGACUUGGGCACUGCCAGAAUUUUCAUUUCAUCCGAAUAAAAAUUUGUUUUAUCCAAACCGAAUAUUGUCCAUUUGUUCAUUCAUUUUCAGAUGAAAGUCGGGCAUUAUAUUGGAUAUUUCUUCUGAUGAAUGAAAUUCUGAUCUGUGCUGCAGACCGUGGCUGUAUUUUGCAGCCAAUUAGUAGAUAACUCCCUAAAUUGGUACAGUAGUGGGUUUGCAAUAUUUUGGUUUACCAAAGUAGGGUACGGUUUAGUAGAUAGUUUCUGUUUGGUAUCCUUAUAGCAAUCCAAAAAGGAUUAUCUACUAAGAAGCUGAAAGACCAAAAUUACAAAAGCACUUGCUUUUAGGGGCACAGCUGCUCUCUGUUAUAAAAAAUUAGAGUGCUCUGACAGACAAAUCUAGAUAAAUUUUGAGUCUUACCUAUCAGCCUCAAGAUUUAUCUGUGAGAGCACUUAAGCCAACCAAUCAGAGCGCUCUGAGUCAAAUUGCAUGGCGCAGAAAAAGCUUUAAGGCUUUUUCUGCCCUGCAAGCUCAGUCUGUGCGGAGCCCAUGUCCAGGUGAAGAUUAAUUAUUGGGGGGUUUUCUGGGGGGGGUUGUUCUUUUUUUUUUUAUUUUAAAUAUUAGAAGGAGGGAGCCAUGGUAGCUCCUACCUUGUAAUAUAAAACAAAUUGCAGGAUGAAAUUUCAUCCAACAAGCAAAUCAUUAUUCGUUUCAUUUGUUGUAAUUUAUAUUCGUUCAUUAGUCUUUCGAACGAAUGGACAAAUAGCCAAAAUUGUGUUCAUGCGAAAGUGAAUGCCCAAGGCUAGUAAACAAUACCAUUCCGGCAGAUUGGCAUUGUUUUCAGUUGCAGGGUUAAGAAUACAAGGGCGUGACACUUUUUUGUUCCUAAAAUAAGUUUUUAUUAUUCUUGACAUGCAUCAUUGUAUUUUCAGUAUUUUGCUCAGUAAAUUAUAUAACAGAAUAUUCAGAGGAAUAUAUUUACAAUUGAAUAUUUGUUUUAGUCAAUAAGGCAUUUUCACAUUAGCACGAUGAUAAAACAGGUAAAAUGGCUUCUUUUAAUCCUGCCCUGUUCCUAUUUUACUUGCCUGUUGGCUAUAAGAGAUGCCAAAAUCUUUAUCAUAGUUGCUAGGAUACAGUAUAUUAUACUGUCACAGUCUAGUGACGUUACUAUGGAGAUGUGGUUUUAUUGCAGUUCUCUUGAGUUUAGGUGUAACAUGCCUGUGACAUCAGAAUAUUACUCAGACAUUGCUCACUCUGAAAACAUUCUGUAUACUUUUGGUUUAACUAUCCUGAUCCCAGAGGAGCACAUUGAUGGUUUUAUGCUGCAGUGAAAUGCUUUCUUAUCCUUUUGAAUUGAAUAAAGUAAAGGUUAUGAAGAUUUCUGUAAAUUGAUGUAUGUUUUACAGUUAUUCCGAGGAUGUUGAAAAGGAAGCCCAUGAGCUCCUUAGCAAGGAUGUUCCACAAAAUGCAAUACAUGUUUUAUUAAGAAGAUUUCCUGAUUUAAAAAAAUGGAACAUGCGUUAAAGGCUCUUGGAUUGUUAUAUAAGCUUACACCACCUCUAUUACUCUAUAUAUCUAACAGACCACAUUCUCUUCUCUGAGGUUGCUUGCAGUUACAAUUUUACAGCCCCUUUUUAAAUCCAUCUACUUUUGUUUUCUUCCCAACCUGUUUCCCAGCAUUUUGUUUGAGAAUAGUGCACUUUUGUACAACAUGCUAGUUACUGACUAUGCAUAGUGCAUGAGUAAGCGCACUAUGUUUAUGUUUUAAACAGUAUGCUGUACAUAUAGGAAAGACCCACUGCUUGCAGAUAAGCUGAGUGACUUAAUAUACUGUUUGACUUUGCUUGCUUAUAAGCCCUGGAAAUGAAGUGCCAAACCUGUAAGCUUCAUGCUACAUCCAGAGAGUAGCUAUCAUAUGUUUAAAUAAUUCCUAACUAGUUAGGUUGCCAUCAGGGCCGGUGCAAGGAUUCCUGCCGCCCUAGGUAAAAGAUCCUUUUUUCCGCCCCCUCAUGUCACUCAUGGACAUACACAUACACUCACUCACUGACACACACACAUAGAAAUUCACUGACAGACAUACACUCACUCACUGACAGACACACACACACAGACACUUACUGACAGACAUACACUCACACAGACACUCACUGACAAACAUUCACUCACUCACUGACAGACGCACACAAUCACUCACUGACAGACACACACACACACACACACAGACACUCACUGACACAUUCACUCACUGGCAGACACACACACACACUUACUGACAGACACACACACACACACAGACAAUCAAUGACAUUCACUCACUGACAGACACACUCACUGACCGUCAAACACUCACUGACACACAGACUCACACAUUUUUUUUUUUUUAGGCCCAUCCAGCCUCCCUGGAAUCCAGCGUCGGGCAGCUCCUCACUCCUCCCACCCCCUGUUUAGAAUGCCUGGGCCAGAAUGACGUCAUAUUCCGGCUCCCGGCAGCACAGAGGGUGUGCAAAGGAUUAGUGGGAAGCUGCAAGAAGAGGCUCCCCCGCCGCCUGCCUUCUCUUUCUCCUGGCUCCUCCGGUCACCUGCAUUUGUUGGCAGAGCAGGCACCUGUCAUCAAGAUAAGGGGCAAACUGGGGGCGCCCUGAGGUGGCCAGAGGCCACCUCCUGGGCCCCCUGUGACAGGGCUCACCUGGGCACCCCACCUUCGGGGCACCUGGAGGAGCGGCCCUGUGCUGGGGGUGGUCCCAAGACAGGGGUCCAAAUAUCCCGGGGGGCGCCCCCAGCAGGCCGGCACCCUAGGGGAAUGGUUGCCAUAGAUUUCAAACAACCAAAUGAGAUUUUAAAUGGAUGAUAAAAAUAUUAAUUAUUUAUGGCUUUAUUUAAAGAAUAGUGGCAAAAAGUCAAGAAAAUGAAUUUAAAUAUCUUUUGUUCAUCUGCACUUAUACUUUAUACAUGCAGACAGUCAGUAUCAUGCACAUAUUAAUCUUAAAGGACCAGUUUGGGCGUCUUAACAACUUUAUUGAAAUUAAGUUGUUAUGGAGCCAAGAGGUCCCUGGCCCAGGCUCACCUUUAAGGGUCAAACCAUUCUCGAAUGGUUUAACCCCAAAGUCUGUGUUCUGGCACCUGAUCACUCUGCGCCCCUGUCCUUCCACUACCUUAAAUUCUAAAUAACAGAAGACUUGGCAGAGGAUCCAAUGAUUGGCUUUGAGCGGUCAGUUAACGCUCUAAGCCAACCAAAGCUCCCCAUUCAUAAAAAGUGACGUAAAUUAUUAUUUUGUUAUUUUUUUUUAUUUUGAUGCUUAGAGCAGUGGUUCACAAACUUUUUAAUGUUUUUACAAGGCGCCCCAAUUUUAAACAAUUUCCUAGGUUGUAUAUAUGUUCAGCACAGCGGCAUAUACUGGGCCCUUGUUUUGCAGAAAUACUUGCCGUUCAAGCGCAGAUCCAGAACCUAAUCUUGGGAGGGCACUGGUAGAUUAUUUAAAGAAACUUUGUAGUGGUUAUGGUGCCAAUAGUGCCCUCCCAGAGUAAGUAGUCAUACUGUUUGAGAACAGUUUGACAACUUACCUGGAAUCCGCGGGAUAGGGUCUGUAGUAGGGGAUUGGGGCAGUGGUGUGUGUGAGGGGUGCAGUGUGUGUGUGGGGGGGUCAGUGAGUGUACGGGGAUGCAUUGUGUUUGUAAAGGAUGCAGUAUGUGUGUGUGAGGGGUACAGUGUGUGUGUAUAUACGGCAGUUUGUGCGUAAGGGCUACAGUGUGUGGGGUCAGGUUGUAUGAGAGUACAGUGUGUAUAGGGGGAGUUGUCUGUGGGGGCAGAGAAAUAUAUGCUUUUAUUUUUUAAUUUUAAAAAAAUUAUUAUUUUUCAUAUCCCCCCUCCCUUCUUACCUUUGCCUGGGAGGGGGGACUGUAUAAGGUCAUCCCUGGUGGUACGGUGGAGAAGGCCUGGUGGUCCAAGUGGUGAGAGUGAACUCUCGCGAGAUUCGAAGCGUUGCCAUGGUAACAGCGGCAACACUCCUAGCUUGCAAGAGGAGAAUCCGGCGGAGCUGCAGGUUGAGCUCCCCUGGGUCCUCUCUCUCUCUCUCCCUGCCGGCUUCCAGCAUUACACUGCAUUACACUGCUAGGGGGCCAGUGAUCUCCCCUCUGGUCCUGCAGAGAUGGCAGGGAACAGUGGGGCACACAGUUUGGGAACCGCUGGCUUAGAAUAUUAUUUUAAUUGCAGGACUGUUCUGCAUAAUGUGGCAUUAAUAGAAACCCUAAGCUAAAAGGGUCACUCUAAGCACCAUGAUCACUUUAUUUUACUAGUGUAUAGUAGUUUUUUUUUUCUGUGUGUAUGGCCACUUCCCAGUGCUGUCAAUCAGACAGCUGAAAUAUUUUCUUUCAGGCUGCCAGUGUAAUUUUUGUGCAUCUUAUGCAUUUGGUCUCAGCACAUACAGCACCUACUGCAUGCUAACACCAGAUGCCUUAGACAGGUUGUCCAAAGUUAAAGGAUCACUAUAGUGUCAGGAAAAAAAAUUGGUUUUCCUGACACUGUAGUACCCUGAGGGUGCCCCCACCCUCAGGGUCCCCCUCCCGUGGUGCUGAAGAGAUUAAAACCCCUUCAGUUACUCACCUUCUUCCACCGCCGGGCUCCCUUACCUCUCCUCCCCCUGCCGCACGCACAUUCAAAGUGUCCAUAGGAAAGCAUUUUUCAAUGCUUUCCUAUGGACUCUUUGCGUGAUGGAGGCAUUAAAUGCCUCCAGCGUCGCAGAUGCGCCUCUAGUGGCUGUUCUAGUGGCAGUUCUCUGAAACUGCUAUGUUUACAUCAGGCAGGGUUAACCCUAGAGGGACCUGGAACCCAGACCACUUCAUUGAGCUGAAGUGGUCUGGGUGACUAUAGUGUCCCUUUAAGUGUUAUACAUACAAUUUCAAAGCUAUUAUCUGGCUCUCAGGCAACUAACACUUCCUGGUAAAGAAAAAAGGUGAAUCAGUUCUGAACGUUGACCUCUGUCUUAUCUAUAUGCAGAGGUCAGAUGAAAACAAAAAGCCACUAUAUUGGUAAUUUAUGUCAAAUCAAAUCGAGUCAUGAAAUUGCCUGUCACUGCUGGACUUCAACUCUUAAAAUGAUAGGAGCUGAACUAUACAUCUAACUAGCUAGUGCCUCUAUGUAAUUAGCUUGUGCGGAAUAGAGCUACAAUCAACCUCAUCCAGUGGUUGGCUAAGUGUUAUCAGAAUUUUAUGUAGCAAAUAACCAUUUUAAUGGAUAAAUAAAAAAUAAUACUUAAAUAAACACUGUAGCACUAAAAAUACAAACAUGUAUUCCUAAUGCUAAAUGGCUUUCCAGUAUAUUUUGAUUAUUAGCUCCCAGAAUCAAACACAAAUUUAUUUUUUUACUCGCCUUGGCUACACCAGCAUGCUGGUCUCACUGUGGCCAGCCUGCCAUCUCAGCUAAGUUCAUCAAUCCUGACAUUCUCAGCCAAUUAACUGCUUCCCCAUAGGGGAGGUUAGCGUGCACAUGCAGCAUAUUGCCGCUCUUCACCAAUCAGCAUCUCCUCAUUGGGAUUUAAGCAAUGCAUGUUUAUGGGAGUCAUUUGGCAUCUCCAUGCAGAGUUUAGUAACACUGAUCAUCAGUCCUGUAAUCUUUGCAGGAUGCAACCCAUGAAACUCCUCUAGUGCUGUCGAAGUGACAUCCACUAGAGCAUGGAUAGGCACCCUUCGGCACUCCAGAUGUUGUAGACUACAUCCCCCAUAGUGCUCUUACACCUAUAAUGCUGGCAACGCAUCAUGGGAGGUGUAGUCCAAAACAUCUGCAGUGCCAAAGAUUGCCUGUGCCUGCAAUAGAGGCAGCAAUGUAAACUCCAUAGACAGUCUUUAUGGCCCAUAACCACUACAUUUUGCUGUUGUAGUUCUUGUGUCUAUAUUGUCCCUUUAAAAACAGCAUUUAAACUAACGCAGCCAUAAACAACCAGUGAAGCUCAAUAAAACUACCCACCUCUAUGAGAAGCUUUGGACUCAAGGUUUGUAAUCAAUACUUUACUAUGUAAGUAAGUACUGGUCAAAAAGAGAGCAGAUUAAGCGAUGAAGACCACCUGAACCAAGGACUAUUGUUUUUUCAUGUUUUCCUUUCUUUUCAUACUUAUUUUAGUUGGGUUUUACCCCCUGUUUUACAUACACAGACCUAUGAUAAUACAGAACCCAGGGUUUCCUGCACGCACAAGGCAGGACUGUUACCCGGCGGCCACCCUCCGCUGAAACCCGGCAUAACCUGGAUAUGCUGGCUCCACUUCAUCACCUACCCCCCCAGCUCCUAUCCAACCACCUCAUAAUUUGGUUAUUGACAGGGAGCUGUUUAUACACCACACCAGGUACCACGUCGGUAACCUCUGUUAACUCUUGUUGCCUACGGCAGCCUAGGCUAUGUGUUAGCCCCUUCCUCUUAUAUUGCCUUACGAGCCCCCACGUGGCCUAUAACGGAGGUUUCUCUGUACCCGUACAUCAAAGGCAUAUUGGCCUUCUCCCCUAGGGGGCAUGGUUCCCACUAGAUAUCAAUACACGUGACAAACAACCGCACAUCACGCCUCAAUCUGAAUGCUCAUUCUAGUUCGCAUACAUUUAUGCCAAUACUAAUCUUACUGUCACAGUGGAAACUACUCUUGCCACACUUUAACUCUCUGUUGUUUUAUUCUACUCAACAUUUAAAGAAUUGUGCUGUCACCAUAUAUGCCAUGCUGAUGUUUUAUCCUGUUACUAUUGGACUUGUUAUAACUGUCGUUGCUAUCCAAGCAUGUUGUUAAUGCUCGCACAAUAAAAAUAAACAUUUUUUUUUUAAAAGAGGACCUUGACUCGCUGCAAAGACCAGUUCUGUACCUAAUGAAAGGUAUGUUUUUAGGGCUUAGGAAAUAUUUGUGUAAAUUGUAGUAAAUGCUUUUUUUCCCUGCAAUGAUUUUUUCCAUUUAACACCACUGUAGUCCAGGUCAGUUCUCCAAAGCAGAAUAUGUAAGAGGCAAGCAAAUACUAACUUACUAAAACACUGCUUUGUCUUUAUUGGUGAAAAUAACUCCCCAUUUUUGUAUUAGUAUGUGCUUCUUCACUUCUUUAAUCAGAUCAAAGUAGAUUUUUUUUUUAAAGAAUUGUUUUAUUACAUAUGAUACAUGUAUGACUAAUUAUUUGAAAAUUGCUAAAAUGCUUUUUUUGGGCAGUGCAAUGUGAAUACAAGGAAUAGCUUUACAUCCAACAAGAGAUUUUUGAUGGUCACUGAGUAAUCAUUUGAAUCAGAGCUCAAAAUAAGUCUGUCAGGGUACCUGUUCCUAGUGUCAAUCUCACACUUGCAACAUUGUGAAUCCCUCAAAUUUGAUGCAAGCUGCUCCAUCUCUGAGAUUAUUUCCGCUCUGCAUCUUUGCCAAGACCAAAAUGAGGCUGUAUGUCGUUCAAGCAUCUUGAGUGAUGCUGACCACUACAUUUAUGGUUCUUAUGUACAUAAAAAAGACUCAAGCACAGCCACUAACGUUUGGCAUUACUCAAAUGGCGCAGGUGUCUAAAGCCUAUAUAUUCUUACUCAACCAUGAGACCUGUUCCCUGUUAUGGUCUAUAGUAGCCUCAGAGUGUAUUAUUGUGUAUUGUUUGUUUGGUAUUUUGAAUUUGGCUUGCUCUCUCACCAUUCCCAACCUUGGCUUUUCUCACUUUCCUGUUGCCUGGAGGGUCCAUAUCACACUAAUAAGGGGUGAAUUUCUACUUGUAAUGACUAGGUUUUUUUAAAUGGUGUGUCCUUUUAAUUAAUAAAGUGUUGGUGGUUUUAUUGUUACCUAAUAUGUCAAUUUGGAUGAAGAGGUAUUUUGCAAACCCAAGAGAAUAGUAUGGAAUUUUAUCUUUCUUUUUUUCUUUUUUUUUUUUUUUUAAAUGUUCUAAGGUGUUUAAACAAAUUAACCUACAAGUAAAUGUUUUAUUAUUAUCCCCACUGAAAUUGAUAUUGAUAAUGGCUACAUUCUGUACUGUUAACUGGUAAGUUGUUGGAAAAGCUUGUAGAGAAUGGCAUUACUUGGUCUCCGCUUUGGUGCUAAAGGUCCAUUAUUUUCACAAACAACCCAAAAAGCUGAAUAUGUAUAUACCACAAUUAUGAGCACUGAGUUAUUGCGUUUGUAUAACUGUUUAAUUGCUAAGAUGUUCAAUACCUUUCUACCAAGUGAACGAUGUAAAUUGUCAUUUUUGUGAAAAAAUGAAAAUAUCAAUAACUAAUAACUAAGAUCUAAAGUAAAAAAAGUAAAAAAAAUAAAAUGAAAAAAUAUAUAUAUAUAUAUAUAUAUAUAUAUAUAUAUAUAUAUAGGAAGAAUUGUGCUAAAGGUAUGUUACAUCAAUGGACUUAUUCAUACUUGGAUCUUAAAAGCAAGAGAACCUUGUCUGGUCUAAAGCUGGAAAAAGAUAAACUCUUUAAUCCGUCUAAUCUGAUAAAGCUCUGUAUUCUGUAAGAAUCUUGAACUGCUAAAUUACUCUAUAAUUACGGUAUGCUGGGCUAAUUGUACUAUAUUAAAGUGCAUCAAGAUAAUCAGUUUAGAAUAGAGUGAUUUAGGCAAUUUUAAUAAGAAUAAUUUAUACGUUUUUACCUGUUAUGCAUCUUAACACUGGGUACUCAUUCUAAUUCUAGAAAUAAACUUUACCACCUUAGGACAAUAAUAAUAGCAUGAAUCAAAAUUAAAUUAACCAUGCAUCAGGGAAAUCUGUUUGUAUAAAUUAAGACAAACGUAAAUAUUAACAAUUAACAAAUAAUAAAUGUAUUCUAUUUCAAUGUGCUAUACAACAUCAUAUAGUGUUCUGGUUUACUGUGAAGAAUUGGCAGACCUUGGAAAUGAAAGGGAUGACAUUGGGUACACAUUGAUAAAAAUAUGUUGCUGUCAAUUUUCUUCACCCAGUUUUUAAUAAAAAUAAAUGACCUCUAUAGUGUUUACUAGUGUCCAAUCUAAUUUAAUUAAGCAGCACUGAAUCUCUGGCUAGCAAGUACUUCCAUUAAUCCUCUGUCCUUAACAGUAAAGGCUUUGUUGCAAAUCAAGGUGAAAACCCUUACUGCAAGACCGUGAGAUGCAAAUUGGCAGGUAUCGUGACAGCCCUAGCUGAACCUUAAUCUUAAUCAGUUACAUGUGGGUGAGUCAGUGGCAUUAUCCUGCAACUGCUCAAUGGUAAUGAUCUGAAAUAUAAUGUAUAUAAAGGUCCCUGUGUUCUUCCAAUACAAGAGUACAACAAUUUAUCUUCUAAAAUAACAUUUUCUACAGCUUGUUUACCUGUUUAAUGUAUAUUGUCAACAAUACAUUUGCUUUGCAUGUUAAUCUGAUAUUUUGUAGGCACAUUUUCAAGUUGUCUAAAUGGUACUUUGCAUCUAAACAUGGUAAUUGUCUGUGUACCUGUACUCGCUAAUGGGAGUAAAAAAAUGAUCAGAUUAGAAUUGGAAACUAGCUCUUCAUUGAUAACAGACACAUUAUUCCACAUGUAAAGAGCACGAUUUAAUCACCCUGACUCAAACCAAUGCACCAUGCCAGUUAUUUUCUAUGUAUGAUACCUUAUCUAUGUGAAAGCAUUACAAAAAUGUAAGAUGUUUCCAGUUAUUCUCUUAUGCUGAGCAUCACAGGGUGAAGAUGCAAUUCACAGUAGGCCAAGUAUCCCUCCCUUCUCAGGCACAGUUAAAAUAAAAAAUGUUGUGUUAGAAUUAUUCACAAAAUUUUAUAUUAACAAGGAAUUUUAUCUUUUUUAUUUCCAACACGGCAAACCUGGAACUUGCUGCUUUCUUUUUACCUGAUAAAAUGUAAAAGAUAUAUAGAAGUUGGGCUGGUCAUAUAAUUAUUUUACUGUUCUUCCAGAUACACAGCUGCUUACCAUGACUUUAAAGAAAAUGCUACCUUUAUACUUUACAAAGUACAUAAUUGCUUAUUUUCCCUAUGAAGAUUUCCAUCAUAUGUAAAAUUUAGAUAUAUUUCUGGUUUACCAUCUAAUCACAUGGAUUUGCCUACUACAGGCCACAGAGAUGGAGAGACAGCUCUCGAUGCAGGUGAAUAUUCUACAGGAAGAAUUCCGUGGGAAGAGUCUAUCUAGCAGCCAACAUAUUUCACGCUUGGAAAGUCUCCUGGCCGAGGUGAGCUUGCUCUGACUUGUUACUAAAAUAACUAAUGUAAUUGAAGUGAGGUAAAUGUUAGAGGCUGAAUAGUGAGGUGACUAAUGGAAUGUCUUUGAGGAACUCUCCACAAUACAGUAUCAUAAUGUAGGGUAACUUCAGAGGCCUUGUCCUUACAAUGCACUAUUUUCAACAUCACACGUGAAGCAUUACAUGGCAAUGUUUAUUUUAUCCCUUUGAACUUUAUUAUUAUAUAGCAAUGAUUACUUAAUUACAGAUGAGACAGUACAUGGUUCCACGGCUCUUAUUUACAAUAGAGUUCUUCUUUCUUCUUGACACUGGGCCUUUCUUUAGGUUUAUAUAUGAGGCUUAGCCAGCUUUGAGUAACCAUUUCUUUCAUUUUAGCAUCAUUUCUUCUUUUCAAAUCUGCAUUCAGCACACUAUCCUGACACCACUACCUUAAAUUUCAGUAUUAGUCUGUUCUAUCAAUUACUUUUUAGUUUAGGUAAAUAUAAAUGACUUAAAAAAAUUGAUCAUCUUGCACAUUAUCUCUUUGAUACUGAAAUAAAUCCUAUUUCUUUCAGUAUCAAAGAGAUAACGAAAGAAAUAGCUAUUUAAAAACAUAGAAUAUUUGUGUUUGUGCAUUCUGUAAAUCUGGUUUUACUGCUCCAUGUUGCAUGAAUGUUUUCGACCACCUUCUUCUUACCUUUUAUCCUUCUGACCCUGCACCAACCUCCUUUAGUUUCCUUGUACAUAAAAGCAGUGUACUGUAAAGUUUUCUAGGUUGCUAUUCAAGACGCAUAAGUAGACAAAUUAAACAUUUUAUUUAAUCAUUAACAAGAUGUCGUCAUCAUCAUAUAAGAUAAUUUAUUGCUGUCCAAGGUCCGGUAUCUGAACUCUGCAUAUAUGAGAAUUAGCUAUAAUAGUACAUGUUAGUGGUUCAAAGGGCAAACCUAUUGUAACUGUGAAAAUUGGUACCCAUGCCUUGUUCUGUUUGAGAUAUCAAAUCUAUGUGAAAGAAAUCCUGCUGUCAACCUGUGCUGAUGGGUUUAAAUAUAGUUCUAUAGCUAUAAUACUUUGUUUUAUUUUUCUCAGGCUUGCCUAGGUUGUGCAGCAUAGAUUCAAUGUAACCCCAAUAUAAUCUGCUAAAUGCCUUCUCUGCAUCUAAAGACUUAAGAAGGCAUCCAAAUAGUUCUCCUGCUUUAUGAAUUUAAUUGAAGUCUUUCCUAGUGACAUCAGAGUAACUAACCCAAACUUAUGAUAGUGAGUGAGUUAGGAUUUUAGAGUUAGAUCUUGAAUUCAUCCUGUUUUAUGUUCACUCUCCCAUGCUUUGAAAUGCAUUUACUUAUAGAAGAAUGAUCUAAUGAACACACUGAUAGUCACAAUUUUGUCCCUAUACUUACCCUCCCCAUACAAACAACUGGUGUCAUAAAGGAGAAAAAGCACUAUUUAAAAGAAAAAUGCUUUCUAGCAACUUCUGCAUGUAUUUGCAGAUGUAAGUAGAGUUAUAACAGUCAGUUAAUUGUAAAAUAUUUGUAAAAACCUCUUGUGUCAACUAAUCUAUUUUGGGCGGUAACCCCUAGGUGGCAGGCUGAUGCAGCACUCACCAGGAUUCAUUAUUAUAUGAUCGUCAGUUUUAGCUCUUAUCAAAUUAAUAAGUUUACUGUUUUUAUGCACCAGUAUAGUGUGUAGUAAUGUACCAGCCACCUGGUAUGUGCGAUGCUUUAGUAGCCCCAUGUUAAAUGAGUUCCAGUUUGCUAAGGGUUUAGCUGUGUGUGUACAACAGGUAUGAAGGAUUGCAACUAUUGCUAUCAUUAUCUUUAAUCAUAGAGAAACUACAUUUUCUGCAGUGCUGUAAAUGGGUAAAUGAUACAUACAAGUAAUUGUGACAAAUUAAGGAGCAGAAGUGAUGAGAGUUCUGCUCAAAUGAGUUUAAAGUCUGAAGGAAGUGGGUAUAAAUGUACAAAUGGUAAAAGUGUAUUAUGUCCAGACAAGAAAAGUAGGCAGUAAAUAUAUAUUGUUGUUUCAUUUUCCUCUGAGAAAAAAUGUAGUUGCAGUUCUCAAGAGUUCCCACUCUCUUCCUAACCUGUUUUUGCAACACAUGUAAUGUAGAUUGCAACUACAAUCAUUCUUGAACGAACAAAAACAACUGUAAAUACAAUCCAAAGCAUUUAGUGUGUGGAAGGUGUUUUUAAAAAUAAAACACAGUUGCUGUAGUCCCUGGUCUAAGAAUAUUAUUUAACUAACUUUCAUGACAGCAGUCUAACCAUAGUUUCUCAUCCAAACUCAAAUUACCCCUCGCCUAACCUAAUCUUUAACCCUAACUCCUAAGAGUUAUGUAGAUGGCAACUACAAUCACACUCAAACUGGUUGUUUGACUGUCUCAGAGUGAUGGCAGUUACAAUCCAUGUAGCAAGCAAAGUGAACACUAUGCAUGUGUCAUGGUACCUGUAAUUUCCACCUCUGAGGAGGUCAGGCAUCAGGACAUGGUCUCUCACAAAGGGGCUUGUAUGUCCAAUCAUUUCGGCAAUUUCGGCCGUUUUCACGCCGGCCGCGUUAGCUCCUCCCCCUUUUAUGACACGACGGCCAAUAGUCAACGUCAUGACGUCAUUAACGGCGCGGACCGCCAGAAACCGCAAUUCCGGCCCUUUUGGGGGCGUGGUCAUCAAUUAAGGUGACAUGGUAUUUAAAGGAAUCUUGUGCUACAACUCAUUGCCCUAUCGUUGUUCUAGCUUGCUAGUCACUCAGCGCGUUCCUUUCCUUGUGUUUUUCGGUUUUGACUUGUCUUUGUAUUAUCGUUCUUGCUUCUCUCUCCUCUCCUUAUACCCGGCUUGUCUCUCGCUUACCUGUCCUCCGGCUCCCAUCGACCUCGGCUUGUCUUUUGACCAUUCUUGUCUUCUCUAUACGUUAGUCCGGCCAUUCUAAGGUCCGGUAUAUGUACCUCGUUCUGUCUGCACUCUGUGUAUUGGAUCCCUGUCACGAUCCUGACAUUACAACAGAGCCAUAUGGAUUCUGCAGGUGCUAGCUCUCAGAUUGGUUCCCCUGACUCCAGAUUUGAGGCCAUGGACCAUAGAAUGGACCAAAUGGCUCUAGCUUUACAAUCUUUAUUAGCACGUCCCAGUACCCAGUCAGAGGAGAUGCGUUCCACCACUAGCAAUCCUGUAAGUACAGGUUUGGAAGUAGCCACAGUGGGUGCAUCCUCUCAUGUCACUUCACUGUUACGAUAUGGGGGAUCGCCUGAUACAUGUCGAGGUUUUCUAAACCAGAUAAGCAUACAUUUUGAACUUCAACCCCGGGCAUACGGUAGGGUUUAUUAUAACACUACUAAUAGACAAAGCGCUUAGAUGGGCUAAUCUUCUCUGGGAGAAUGAUAAUCCUUUGGUCUAUAAUUAUAAUGCCUUUGUCACAGCUUUCAGGAGGACCUUUGAUCCCCCAGGAAGGAAGGCUAAUGCAGCCAGAUCACUGUUACGCCUUAAACAACAUAAUAGAACCCUGGUAGAAUAUGCGCUAGAGUUCAGAUCCUUGGCGGCAGAAGUCAAAUGGAACGAACAGGCUUAUGUGGAUGUAUUUUUGAAUGGAUUGUCUGAUGAGAUUUUAGACGAGAUUGCCACAAGAGAACUUCUGGAAAAUUUGAAAGAUUUAGUGUCAUUUAUUUCCCGAAUAGAUGAACGUAUGAGACAGAAGCAGAAUACUUGGGGAAAGAACCAUUAGUCCUUCUAUACGACUUGCCCCUUCCUUCCAGAAUCCUGAUUCCAUUAACCCAACUCCUCCAAAACCCAUGCAGAUAGGCACUACUCGCCUAUCCGAGGACGAGAGACAAUACUGGAGAAGGGAGGGUCUCUGUUUAUAUUGUGGACUAAGAGGUCACCUACGUCUAAAUUGCCCUAAUCGCCCGGGAAACGCUCGCACCUAAGUUCCCCUAGAGGACGGGCCUUGGGUGUUUCUAUAUUGUCCUCUAUGUAUAAUGAUAAAGACCAUAGGCUUCUUAUUCCUGUCUCUUUAGCUUGGGAGAGUGGGGCUAUUACUACGAUGGCUUUGUUAGAUUCCGGAGCAGCUGAAAGCUUUAUAGAUCAAGCCUUUGCUUAUAAGCAUUGUCUCCCAUCUCAACUGAGAGAUACACCCUUGGCCGUUGAGGCCAUAGAUGGUAGACCUUUGUCAGAGCCGGUAAUAUUUCAUGAGACUAAACCUGUUAAGUUGACCAUAGGUAUCCUCCACGAGGAGAUGAUAUCCCUCUUGUUAAUCUCCUCCCCUGCAGUCCCAGUGGUUUUAGGGUAUCCUUGGCUUAAAAGACAUAACCCUAUCAUUGAUUGGGAAUGUGGAGAAAUAGUAUCUUGGGGAUCGGGUUGUAGGGAGGGAUGUUUGCUGAGAGUCACUUCUGUUUGCCCAGUAAACUCCUCCAUCAACCCUUCCCAACCUACAGAUUUACAGAUACCCUCUCAGUACCUGGAUCUCAAGUCCGUAUUUGACAAAAGGAAGGCUGACACUUUGCCUCCUCACCGGUCUUAUGACUGUACAAUUAGACUCUUGCCUGGUACUAUGCCUCCUAGAGGUACGGUGUAUCCUCUGUCUACUAAAGAGAAUGUAGUCUUAGAGGAAUACAUAAAGGAGAAUCUAGACAAAGGAUUUAUUAGAAAGUCUUCAUCUCCGGCUGGGGCAGGUUUUUUCUUUGUAGAAAAGAAAGACGGUACUUUACGUCCUUGCAUAGACUAUCGGGGAUUGAAUAAAAUUACCAUCAGGAAUGCUUAUCCCAUUCCUUUGAUUACAGAACUCUUUGAUAGACUGAAGGGCUCCAAGAUUUUUACCAAGUUAGACUUGAGAGGAGCAUAUAACUUGGUAAGAAUUAAACAGGGAGACGAAUGGAAAACGGCGUUCAAUACCCGUUACGGACAUUAUGAGUAUACUGUAAUGCCGUUUGGGUUAUGCAAUGCUCCGGCCGUCUUCCAAGACUUGAUUAAUGAGGUUCUUAGGGAAUUUCAACAAGAGUGCGUUAUAGUAUAUUUGGAUGAUAUACUAAUACAUUCUAGGGACCUUGAGUCUCAUCACAGACAAGUCAGAAGGGUAUUACGGAAACUUUUACAACAUGGAUUGUAUUGUAUAUUGGAGAAAUGUAGCUUUGAUCAAUCCCAGAUAACUUUCUUAGGCUACGUAAUUUCCAAGGACGGGUUUAUGAUGGACCCGAUUAAACUAAAAUCGAUACUAGAUUGGCCAUUACCUAAGGGACUCAAAGCCAUACAAAGAUUUAUUGGGUUUUCUAAUUACUAUAGACGCUUCAUUAAAGGUUACUCCUCUAUUAUUGCUCCUAUCACUAAUAUGACUAAACAAGGGGCUAACACCAAAACUUGGUCUACUGAGGCUCUAUCUGCUUUCGAAACGCUCAAACAGACUUUUGCUUCAGCACCUAUAUUGGUCCAUCCUGAUACCUCUUUACCCUUUUUACUUGAGGUUGAUGCGUCUGAAACAGGUAUAGGGGCAGUUUUAUUCCAAAGACAAAGUUUGGAUAAACCUUUGCACCCAUGCGUUUUUUUGUUCCAAAAAAUUAUCACACACGGAAAGGAGAUAUGAUAUUGGUGACAGAGAACUCUUAGCUAUUAUUAUGGCAUUAAAAGAAUGGAGGCAUCUGUUAGAGGGAACUGUACAUCCCAUUACCAUUUUGACGGACCACAAAAAUUUAUCCUACAUUGGAGAGGCCAAAAGAUUGUCCGCCAGACAAGCCCGUUGGUCAUUGUUCCUCACACAUUUCAACUACUUACUAACAUACAGACCUGGUUCUAAGAACACCAAAGCAGACGCGUUAUCCCGCCAACAUGAACGUAUUACCGUCACGGAAGACACCUUGUCUCCUAUUGUUCCUAAACAAUAUAUUAUUGCAAACACUAAUGUCAAAAUACACUCUCCGUUGCUUUCGGAUAUAAUGAAGGAACAAUCUCUUGCUCCAGAACGUACCCCUGAGGAACGGUAUUUCGUUUCUCCUAAGUUCCAAAUGGACGUACUUCGAUGCCUUCACGAUAGCAAGAUUGCUAGUCACCCCGGCAUUCACAAAACUUACUCACUGAUUUCCAAGGACUUCUGGUGGCCUAAUAUACGGAGGGAUGUGAAAGAUUUUGUCAAGGCCUGCGAUGUCUGUGUUAGGAAUAAACUACCACAGACACUCCCUUGUGGCCUAUUGCAACCCUUAGUCAUUCCCAACUAGUUUAGCUAUGGAUUUUAUUGUUGAUUUACCGGUUUCUAAUAAACGCACAGUUAUCCUUACGGUGAUCGACAGGUUUACCAAAGUGGCUCAUUUCGUUCCCUUGCCUAAACUUCCUUCCUCGCCCGAAUUGGCCGAGAUAUUUGCAAAGGAAAUUUUUCGCUUACAUGGUAUCCCCAAUGAGAUCGUGUCUGACAGGGGUUCCCAAUUCGUUUCCCGUUUUUGGAAAUCAUUCUGUUCCCAGUUGGGUAUCAAGCUGAAUUUUUCCUCCGCCUAUCACCCUCAAUCUAACGGAGCUUCCGAACGCACUAACCAAAAAAUUGAGCAAUAUCUACGUUGUUUUGUUUCUGAACACCAAGACGAUUGGGUCGGUCUGAUUCCUUGGGCGGAGUUUGCUCACAACAAUCUUGUUUGUGAUUCCACUCAUAAUAGCCCCUUUUUCUUGAAUUAUGGCUUUAACCCUACUGUUCUAACAUCGGUAUCACCUUCUCACGGUAUACCAUCGGUUGAUGUUCAUGUGGCGACCCUGAGAAAGUUGUGGGAUCAGACUCGAUGAAUUCUUACCCGUAGCUCCGCGGUGUUCAAGAUGCAAGCUGAUAAACGUAGACGGCCUGCUCCUGUCUUUUCUCUGGGUGAUAGGGUCUGGUUGAGUACCAGGCACAUCCGCUUGAAAGUCCCUUCCAUGAAGUUUGCUCCUCGUUACGUUGGGCCUUACAAGGUUUUAAGGAGGAUUAACCCGGUUUCUUAUCUGCUGGACCUGCCUCCUACUCUGCGCAUCCCUAACUCUUUUCAUGUAUCUUUAUUGAAUCCUCUUGUAUGUAACAGGUUUUCUUCCCAGACUUCACCCCCUCUUUCGGUUCAAGUUGAUGGUCAGGAAGAAUUCUUGAUUCUCGUAUUUCCAGGGGGGAGUUGCAAUAUCUCAUAGACUGGAAGGGUUAUGGCCCUGAGGAUAGGUCUUGGGUUCCUUGUGAGGAUGUCCAUGCUCCGCGUCUUCCCCGCCCAGGGGGGUACUGUCAUGGUACCUGUAAUUUCCACCUCUGAGGAGGUCAGGCAUCAGGACAUGGUCUCUCACAAAGGGGCUUGUAUGUCCAAUCAUUUCGGCAAUUUCAGCCGUUUUCACGCCGGCCGCGUUAGCUCCUCCCCUUUUAUGACGCGACGGGCAAUAGUCGACAUCAUGACGUCAUUAACGGCACGGACCGCCAGAAACCGCAAUUCCGGCCCUUUUGGGGGCGUGGUCAUCAAUUAAGGUGACAAGAUAUUUAAAGAAAUCUUGUGCUACAACUCAUUGUGCUGUCGUGGUUCUAGCUUGCUAGUCACUCAGCGUGUUCCUUUCCUUGUGUUUUUCGGUUUUGACUUGGCUUUGUAUUAUCGUUCUUGCUUCUCUCUCCUCUCCUUAGACCCGGCUUGUCUCUCGCUUACCUGUCCUCUGGCUCCCUCGACCUCGGCUUUGACCAUUCUUGUCUUCUCUAUACGUUAGUCCAGCCAUUCUAAGGUCCGGUAUACGUACCUCGUUCUGUCUGCACUCUGCGUAUUGGAUCCCUGUCACGAUCCUGACAGCAUGCACCUGGAGCCUGUAUCUACUUAAAUAAAUAAACCAUUCAAUACUAAAUUGUCAAUAUUGGAAAUAAAGUUUUUUUUAAAUUAAAAAUUCCUAUACCAUCUAACAGUCAAUCUCAUAAAAAGGGGAAAACAUAUUAUUCACCUCAACAGGGCAUAUGUAAAUUAACAUGUAAAGAGCAGGAAGCUGGAGUUGAAAUGUUCAAAAUCAAUCAUUCAUGAAAUCUAUACACCUAAAAAUAUCUGCAGAAUAGUUAGUAAAUGAUAAAAUCAUAAAACACAAACAUCUAUUAAGGGGGGGAAAACCAACAACAAAUGAAUUGGUCCAUCCACUAUUAAAGUCAGUCUCAAUAGAAGUGUGAGACUCCUUCCCAAAGUAAUGAAUGUAGCCAUUUAACAGUAGUGUAAACAUUAAUUGAUUGUUACAGAGCAUCAAUAUCAAUGUGAAAAAAAUAUUAUGUAGCCAUCUAGUCUACAGACUCCUUACUAUAUUAGGCAGGGCUAAAACUGAUCUGCUGGAUAAUAUAGUACUGAAUUAAAUCUCUGUUUAGUAAAUCAUCCCCAGAAGAGAGAUCAAACCAUAUGUGUAUAUCUAUACACUGGAUAUACAAAUAAUCCAUCUGCAGAUCUACAAAAUAAAAAGCAAAGCUAUAGUGCUGUCUGUAAUAUUAGGUUUUUUUUUUUUUUUUAAUCAAAUGGAUUAAAAUGUAAGUAAAAUACACAAAAAAAUUACAACACGACAAAUAAAAUAAAAAAAAUUUAAAAAAAGGAAUAUGCAUUACAUAUUAUUGACUGAACUUAAAUGGUCCAGUCAAUUAUAUGUUGGACUUUUAGUUCUUUAAAAUUAAGUUUAUUUACUUUUACAAAGGGGCAUCUAUAGUGGAGGGGUGGGGUGCUCAAUCCAAAAGGAAUCUGGUCUGGAUUCAAAAUAUACAUAGCGUAGGGAAUAUUUGGGGGUGGCAUACCGAGAACAUGCAUUUCUCAGUAGUGGUGCUGCCGUAAAGACCAAAAUAUAUACAAAAUACAGAUUAAGGAACAGCUCGCACAAAAAUUUUUUUUUAAAUUUAAAAGGCUACUUAAAAUUACCUAUCUCUGCAAACAAAUAUAGGGCUUCAGUUACACCAUAUGGCCAUAUUGUUUUAAGCCUACCACUACGUCACAGUACCCCAAUAUUGGUGGGUCCUACAUUAAAUGUAACAUGGGAGAUUAGCACGCCACCUACAGUACUUACUGCUCAAACUGCUUCCAGAGGUUCUUCUCAAUUUAUGCUUUCAUGUGGUCACCUCCAAAGGGGAACCCUUAAUGGAGGGGCAGGGUACGCAACCCAAAAGGAAUUUGGUCUGGAUUCCAAAUCUAAAUAGUAAAAAAAAUGCAUUACAUUUGGAAAGAUGCCAUUUAUCUACAGUAGCACAAAUUCUCCCUGAAAUACCUCCUCAGCCAUUCUCUACACACCUAUUGCAUAAAACUUACUACAGUCUCAGUAAGAGUAUUUUAUACCUCUAUUUAUUGCACUCAAAAAGGGCAACAUUAUGUUUUUUCCUAGCUCCAUAUAACUGCACUUGUGUUAAAGGAAGUGGAUCCUGAAAGAGCAAUGAAUGCAUAAUCCAGAAGAGUUGAAGGGUUUUGGGUGGGCUGGAUAGACCUGCCGAAGAAGAAUUAUCUGAGCAUGCAACAUACAAAUAUAGAAAGAUGGCACAAGUCAAGGUAGACUUUAAUGUAGUAAUUUAAUAUUAAGAGAAACAAGCAACAACACUGAUAGAGGACAUUCUAACGCAGAAUUAUGCAAUAUAGCUCUUGUGCAACAGUGUAGUAGCAUUCAACAAUAUUAUAGUUAAAUAUCUUGUGCAUGUACUGGCAAGUAAAGAAAUGUCAUUGACAUGCUAUGAUUAAUUUCAUAUACUGUAUUAGUCAGUGAUCAUCAAAUGAAUUGAAAUACUGACUGACUGACAAUUACAGUUGUUUGUGUUAAUGGGUCAGCUUGUGAAACAAGUCCUGCUACCAUGUAAUUCCUUUUGUGAUUGUUAUUAAACUUAAUAAAUGUAAUCUGCUAAAGCUCUCUCAUGCAAAUUAAAACUAAUGUAUUAAUUUCAGCAGCCCACUUGUAAAUCCUGGAUCAUUCCUUGUAAAUAAGCACAGUGCAAGGCUAAUUAGUUUCAUAGUAAUCUAGAUUAAAACAAAUCCAUAAAUUCAACCUUUAAAACAGUAAAUAUAAAUAAAAAUAGCUUAAACUCAAAAUCACACACAGUAAGUACUUUAUGGGCACCUCUGCUCUACACUAUAAGUUAGGUUAGAGGGCAGUACACCAUGUUAUUUAAGCCUCAGAUACAGAAGCAUAAUUUCAACAUACGCAAGCUUAAAGGACCACUCUAGGCACCCAGACCACUUCAGCUUUAUGAAGUGGUCUGGGUGCCAGGUACCUCUAGGAUUAACCCUUUUUUUAUAAACAUAGCAGUUUCAGAGAAACUGCUAUGUUUAUACUGAGGGUUAAUCCAGCCUCCAGAGCCUCUAGUGGCUGUCUCAUUGACAGCCGCUAGAGGCGCUUGCGUGCUUCUGACUGUGAAAAUCACAGUGAGAGCACGCAAGCGUCCAUAGGAAAGCAUUGUAAAUGCUUUCCUAUGCGACCGGCUGAAUGCGCGCGCGGCUCCUGACGCGCAUGCGAAUUCAGCCGAUGACGUCGCGAGCAAGGAGGAGUACAGCUCCCCGCCCGGCGCUGGAGAAAGGUAAGUGUUUAACCCCUUCCUGUCUUCAGAGCCCGGCGGGAGGGGGUCCCUGAGGGUGGGGGCACCCUCAGGGCACUAUAGUGCCAGGAAAACGAGUAUGUUUUCCUGGCAUUAUAGUGGUCCUUUAAUGACACUUCACUCAUAUGAACAUUGUAUUAUUAGCCCAUUGUCCUAUUUAAUGGUUACAUUUCUUCCUUUUGUCAUUCAAGGGCAGAAACAUUUCUAAUUUGACUUCACAAGGUUGAUAUUUUAAACAUGCGCAGUUAGUUAAAUGCAGGGAAAUACUUCUGCUUAUCAGUAUGUGUGUAUAAACAAACAUAGCCAGACAUUCAUGCAUUACUGCCAGGUGGUAAGAUAGAGGUGUUUUUGUUGAGCUAGUGUGCAGGGUGAGUUGCCCCUGAUCUCUAUAAAAAUGUACAACAAUUGUAAUGCUGUAUUUUAUUGGGACAUACAUUUCAAUCCAGCAGUUAUUGGUUGAUGCAGAUUUGUGAGGCCUGACCUCGAGAGUGCCAGUUGGGAUUGGCCGAGAUUGUAACACAGUGUAGGAGGACAGAUAACAAAUAACAGAAAUGACAGGCAGGAACUGUUGGCUGUACAUCAUCCAAAUGGAGUAUUCUUGGAAGAUGCCCAGCAAUUACUGACAAACCUUGUGAAAGGUGUAUAAGAAAUGCUGCAACAUCAAUUUAAUGAUGCAAAGCAAAAUCUGAUAUACCCUUUUAAAAGCUAUGAAUAGCUGUGUGGACUGAAUAAACUGCACAAAAUUAAUUUCAUUACUAGUACAUACAGCGAUUUAUGCUCAGAUGAACAUCUCUGCUGAAGCUUUGGGGCCAAAGCUGCAAAUUGCAGAUGCACUCUACCUUUACCUCAGCUACUUCAUUACCUAAACAGGACAUCUCUUUUCAUACCAAAAAAACAGUUUGUACAGUCUUGCUUCCAAUAGUUUGUGGUUAAUGCUCCAAAAGAGACAAAUUGUUUAACAGUUGUUUUCCUAACAAAGCAAAAGGUAUUAUACCAACAAGUUUGCAAUUCACAGCAUAUGUACAGAUUUGCAUUAGGAGUUUGCACAACACUACAGUUACACUGCUGUACUUCUGAGACAACAACUUGUGUUGUAAUGACUGUAUGCUCUAAUGAGUUGAUUUCAGUAGCAAAGUCAGCAUUACAGUUGUACAGCAUUUCAUCCUUGACAUUUCAGUAAUCAAUGCAAACUGCAGCGUUACUGGUUCCUUGCUUAAACAACUGAUUUUGUAACUAUAGCCAAGUUGAAGAUCAGUAUGUUUUGUCAAAAUAUGUGCAAUUCAAUCUACAGUUCAAUACUAUUCACUAUUAAUUCCACAAUUCCAACUAUGUCUUUACCAGAGAGGAGAUGUAUGACUUUUUUCCCCCAUCAUCCUUUGGAUGUGGGAGCCUCUGCAGGGUGUCAGAACUCACUGUUAGCAUUGCUUACAGGUUUUAUGGGUGAUCUUGUGGCCAGCCAGAGCACAGCUUUGCCACUUCAGCUUGACUCCUUUUUACAGUAUGCAUAAUAAUGUACAAGUUUUGAGAGUUCUGCUACAAACUUUUAGUCUAAUGGGAAAUGGCACUGUUAAAACAUAAUGUACAGAGAAUGGGGUAUGAACGGCCAAUUCUUUUGAUAAUCAAAGAGAAUAAUUAAGAGUGGCACACAACCAAAAAGGAAGCAGUGCUAGGUUCCAAGUGACCUUCAUGUGAUUGCUGCACUUAGGCAGGCUUGCUGACACCAUUUAGAUGUCAAAUACUGCUGAUUGAGUUGGAGAAUUUUUCUAGUGUGGUUUAAAAUAUGCUAUUUUAUUUUUAUUUUUACACAUUUCAUUAUUUGGUGGUGGGGCGGUGGGGACUAUAGGUGCUCUGUUUUACAACAAAACAUGUUUGACAGACCUAAGCAGGACAGUUGUUUCUCUGAGCCUUACCUGCAUCCUUAUAGUGUAUAAUUUUUUUCAAGUGCAUUAUUCUUAUUUUACUUAAUGUCAUUUUUAGUUUCCUCAUAUUAUGGCAAAUACUAACACAGUGCAGCCAAAAAUAACUACUUCACAAUCAAUGUGCAAAACAGCACGAACAAUAGACCUAGACAAAAACAAAGAAAGUGGAAAUCAGAGUAAAUUUUUGAGAUAGAAGUAUUUUAAUUAGUGAGUGCUGGUUGCGGGUUUUCAUAUUUUUUUAUUCAAUGUAUGUGAUCACUUGUUGCACAGAUACCAUUGCCGAAAACUGUCACUUCUUACACUAGAAGUUAAUGCACUACUAUGAGAAUUGUUUAUCUUUCUGAAACCUUAUAUCACUUCUUACCCCUCAGCAGCUUGUUAUUAAUCCUGCUGACUGUAUUUGCAUGGUGCUCCUCUGCAACAGCUACAUUUCACCCAGAGACCUUUGCAGUGCUGGCUGUCUCGGUGGCUUUCUCUCCUGUGGUAGUAGAUUCAUUGUAAAAUUAAAUCAACUUUCAAAAGUUUCAUGACGUUCAACCACAACCUAUUAAGUGCGCGUAGGAAACACAUUGAAUUCAAGCUUGCCAUUUCUCAUGAGAUAUGUCACAAGAGGCCAUUCCAGUAUGCAGAGUGCAAUAAAACAUACUCUUAUUAUUUCCAGGAGGAAUAAUAGCCCUUCUUUCAACUGAUGAUUCACAUUGUUGCCUCAGGGAUAUUAAACACGGAUAACUGUUUAAAUUUAAGCACUGACUCAUGUUCAUACGCCAUACUGUAAAAACCAUAAAGAAUGCUUUAUGCAAUACAAAUGUUAUAAAAAUGAUUAUAUUGUUUUUCAUCUUAGAUUAGCUUCUUGUUGCAUUACAUUACUUUCAUGCUAAUCUGUUAGGUAUAUAGUUGUCUUUAACUGAAAUUUGAAAAUACCACAAAUAGAACAGGCUAAUUUUAUUCACAUGUCCUUUACCCAUGUUUAAGGCCUUAACCAUUGCAUUAAAGGAACACUACAGGCACCAAACAACUUUAGCGUAAUGAAGCAGUGUUGUAUGGUGUAUACAUCAUGCCCCUGUAGUCUCACUGCUCAAUUCUCUACCAUUUAGGAGUUAAAUUACUUUGUUUAUGCAACCCUAGCCACACCUCUUUGCAUGUGACUUACACAGCCUUCCUAAAAAUGUCCUGUAAAGAUCUAAUUGUUAAACUUCUUUUAUCGCACAGUAUGUUUCAUUUAGAAUUUCUUUUCUCCUGCUCUGUUAAAAGUCUGCUAGAGCCUGCAAGAGCCUUAUAUGUGGUUAAAGUUUAUUUUAUAGAGCAGUAGAUACAAACUUAUAAAGUAAGUUUAGGAUCUGAUUGAAAAUUAAACCAUUUUUGUCAUGCAGGCUGUGUCAGUCACAGCCAGGGCAAGUGUGGCUAGUGCUGCAUGGACAGAAACAAAUGUGAAUUAACUCCUAAAUGGCAGUAAGACUGUAGGGACAUGGUCCCUGCACCCAAACUGCUGCAUUAAAGGAAAUCUAUAGUGUUAGGAUCUCUAGUGGCUUAUCAUUUAGACCGUUACUAGAGGCAGUCUUAGUACUGCAAAAUAAAAGUUGCAGUUUCUCAGAAACGUCAAUAUUUUACAUUGCAGGGCUAACAUAGAAACAUAGAAACAUAGAAUGUGACGGCAGAUAAGAACCAUUCGGCCCAUCUAGUCUGCCCAAUUUUCUAAGUACUUUCAUUAGUCCCUAGUCUUAUCUUACAGUUAGGAUAGCCUUAUGCCUAUCCCACGCAUGCUUAAACUCAUUUACUGUGUUAACCUCUACCACUUCAGCUGGAAGGCUAUUCCAUGCAUCCACUACCCUCUCAGUAAAGUAAUACUUUCUGAUAUUAUUUUUAAACCUUUGUCCCACUAAUUUAAGACUAUGUCCUCUUGUUGUGGUAGUUUUUCUUCUUUUAAAUAUAGUCUCCUCCUUUACUGUGUUGAUUCCCUUUAUAUAUUUAAAUGUUUCUAUCAUAUCCCCCCUGUCUCGUCUUUCCUCCAAGCUAUACAUGUUAAGAUCCUUUAACCUUUCCUGGUAAGUUUUAUCCCGCAAUCCAUGAACCAGUUUAGUAGCCCUUCUCUGAACCCUCUCUAAGGUAUCAAUAUCCUUCUGAAGAUACGGUCUCCAGUACUGUGUACAAUACUCCAAGUGAGGUCUCACCAGUGUUCUGUACAAUGGCAUGAGCACUUCCCUCUUUCUACUGCUAAUACCUCUCCCUAUACAACCAAGCAUUCUGCUAGCAUUUCCUGCUGCUCUAUUACAUUGUCUGCCUACCUUUAAGUCAUCAGAAAUAAUCACCCCUAAAUCCCUUUCCUCAUAUGUUGAGGUUAGGACUCUAUCAAAUAUUCUGUACUCUGCCCUUGGGUUUUUACGUCCAAGAUGCAUUAUCUUGCACUUAUCCACAUUAAAUGUCAGUUGCCACAAUUCUGACCAUUUUUCUAGUUUACCUAAAUCAUUUGUCAUUUGGCUUAUCCCUCCUGGAACAUCAACCCUGUUACAUAUCUUAGUAUCAUCAGCAAAAAGACAUACCUUACCAUCAAGACCUUCUGCAAUAUCACUAAUAAAAAUAUUAAAGAGAAUGGGUCCAAGUACAGAUCCCUGAGGUACCCCACUGGUGACAAGUCCAAGCUUCGAAUAUAUUCCAUUAACUACAACCCUCUGUUGCCUGUCACUCAGCCACUGCCUUACCCAUUCAACAAUAUUUGAAUCCAAACUUAAAGAUUGCAGUUUAUUGAUAAGCCUUCUAUGUGCAACAGUGUCAAAAGCCUUACUGAAAUCUAGGUAAGCAAUGUCUACUGCACCACCCUGAUCUAUAAUGCUCUGUCCCUGUCCACUAAGGUGGACAGGGACACUGCACUCAGACCACUUCAAUGUGAUAAAGUUGUCUGUAUGCCUGUACUGUCCCUUUAAGUUAAAGUUAUUUUGAUACCUAUAAUAUUCAUAUAAACAAAGAGAAAAAAGCAACCAACUCCAUUUUACACUAAAUACUGGUUAUUGCUGUCAAUCUAGAUAUUUAUAUCUAUUCUGUGUUGUACGAUUAAUCAGUUAAAAUCUUUUCUAACAUAUACUUCAUUAUAUCAGUGUUUGUCAGAUAAGAUGACAUUAGUCAACAAACCAUAGAAACCAAAAAUUGAGGAGCUUUGUGAUUUUACCAAAUGCAGUAGGUCAGUGAGAAUUUGGAUAACUUAACAUGAAAGAAACAAAAAUUACUCCUUUUGAAUAUUUAUCAAUACCUAAUGCAUCUUUGUGACACUGAACUUCACUUAACACAGAAAAAAAUCAUAUACUAGAUAUUAUAAUCACAAAACUGUUUACAAGUUUGUUCCGUAAAUGUACAUCUUAUAUACUUUGCUUAUACUCCACAAAUCAAAGUAUAUGAAUAUGUUGAUAGUUUUUAUUUAUUUAUACAAUAUUUUACCAGGAUGGAUACAUUGAGAUUUCUCUCAUUUUCAAGUAUGUCCUGGGUCCACAAAACACAGCAUUGUUACAAAAGGAUGCAAUAUUCCAAAAAUACAAUAUACAAACAAUAUAUAUAUAUAUAUAUAUAUUUACACACAUACCGUAUAUACUCAAGUAUAAGCCGAGUUUUUCGGCACAUUUUUUGUGCUGAAAAAGUCCCGCUCGGCUUAUACUCGAGUCACUGUCUGUAUUAUGGGAACUUACAUUGCCAUAAUACAGACCAGGACCGCCGGGCUCAUUACAUUGGGGACCGGGAGCAAGCUGUUACAUACCUUUGCAGCAGCUCCGUUCAGCUUCCCCAGUGUAAAUCUCGUGAGACCCGCGGCCGUCAGGCAUGCAGACCGCAAGAUUUACACUGGGGAAGCUGAACGGAGUUGCUGCAAAGGUAUGUAACAGCUUGCUACCGGUCCCCCACUGACCUGGACCGCCGGGCUCAUUACAAGGCCGGCGGUCUGUUGGGGGCCGGAGCAAGCUGUUACUUACAUGUGCAGCCGCUCCGUUCAGCUCCCUUCUCCUCCGUUCUGGUCAGCUCAUUGUGUAAAUCUUGCGAGACCCGCGCGGAGCGUUGCCACGGUAACCUGUGGCAACGCUCUGAUGGCCGCGGGUCUCGCAAGAUUUACACAGUGAGCUGACCGGAACGGAGGAGAAGGGAGCUGAACGGAGCAGCUGCACAUGUAAGUAACAGCUUGCUCCCAGCCCCCCUCCUGCACAGCCCAUGCCACUGGACCACCAGGGAAUAAUAUAGCCCCACUCCCUGGCCAAGUAUCAAGCAGAUGGGGGGGAGGACAAAAAAUAUAAAAAAAUAUAUAUAUUAAAAUAAUAAAAAUGAUAAUAAAAAAAUAUUAACAAUAUUAAAAUAAAAAUGCCCUCCCCCCACCCAGUUUGCACACACUGCACACACACACUCUGCAUCAUAUACACACACACUUCAUUAUAUACACACGCAUUCAUACAAACACACACACUGCAUUCAUUAUAUACACACUGCAUUCAGAAUAUACACACACUGCAUUCAUUAUAUACACACACACACACUCUCUCUCUCUGCAUUCAGAAUAUACACACACUGUAAAUAAAUAUUCAAUUAAUGUAAUUUUAUUGGGAUCUAAUUUUAUGUAGAAAUUUUGCAGUAGCUGCUGCAUUUCCCACCCUAGGCUUAUACUCGAGUCAAUAAGUUUUCCCAGUUUUUGGUUUAAAAUUAGUGGCCUCGACUUAUAUUCGGGUCGACUUAUACUCGAGUAUAUACAGUAUAUACAUUUAACAAUAUAUUUAGGCUGGGUAACGAGUUUAUGUCACAGUAAUGGGUACCUGGGACUUUUUCAGAUAACCAACUACCUAAUUGUUCUCCUGUAUUAGAAUAGUUUAUUAAUUCACCUACUUGAGUAAUUCAAGGGGGGGGGGGGGUAACUAGUUGUACCAUUUCAAGAUGCUAUAUGUCCAUGGCGUGUUCUUUUGUGGUAACACCAAACACUUUUUCAGAACAUCUAAGCAAUAAUUUGAGAGAAUAGAUAGUACAGGUUCUCCAGAAUUCCUGCUGUAAAUGGCCCAUACCAUACGCAAUAUUGUAAACAUAUGAAGCAAUUUCACUAACCGUCCAUAAACUCCUAUUCUGACCAUGCGCUUGUUCUCCUGUACAUCUAUAGUGACUAUACAGAUCUAUACUGUAGACAUUAUAUAAGCCUAAAUAGAUAAUGUUCCUCAGUCACUGCAACCCCGACUUCCUCUCUUCACCCAUUCAACCCCGUUUUUCCUCUUUCUUUCUUGCCUGAUAUGGAGCAGCAGAUUGUAGAAGUAAGUACCGCUGCCUACAUGGGCCUGGAGUGCAUGAACAGCUCUAAAGUGUUAUUUGCUUAUUGCUGUAUUUUUAUUGUCUGCAUGAAUUAUUGUGAACCUUACAUACUGUGGCCUGUGAAAUUAAAGUAAUAUUUCUAUAUUUUUUGUGCUUGUUAAGUUGCUUUCAGUGGGGAAAGGAAUGUGAGUCAUAGACAAUUUACUAUGUAGCAAUAACGAAGGAACAGAAUGUAAUUGAAGAGAAUUUCCGAUGCAGCUCACGUGUGAAUAUAUCAAAAUAUUGAUAGGGUCUAAAAUAUGAGGCACUGGUGUCAUAUAACUUGAUAAGUUACCACAUUUAAAGUCAUGAUCCACUAUUUUGUAUGAACAAAUGUUCACAUUUAACUUAGUCACUGACUGAUAUGCUGACCUCAUUCAUGGUGUGUGCAAGUACAUAAUUUCACAACCGGUACAGGUUACAUGAUGCAUAUCUCAUAAAAAACAGUUGGUAGCAUUUUCAGGAGGUAAGGUAAUGAAGGGUUGAUGUAAUAAAAAAAUAUUUGUGGAUUUUUUUGUCAAUACCUUCAGUGCAGAAACAUUUAGUCAUCUUCAGUCCAAGAAAGGUGUGUUUUUGCCCAGUUCCUUUUGUUUACAAUUGUUUCCAAGAACAAUGAUAUUUCCUUUAGUGAGUGAUUAUGGAAAAGUUGUAUUAGAAACAUGGGAUCAAUCUCGUUAAUUUUGUUGAGUUUUGUAUUGAUUUGGUUAUUCCUCCACUUCAAUUUGCCAUUCAUCCUGAUAUUCUGUCAGGUCUGGAGUGAGGUUUGGUGCACUGAAUUGCCCUUGCUAAAUGUAAUAGUCCCUUUAAUUGUUGAAGUGGUUAUGCUAUAUAUAAACUAUUUCUAGUUUUGUUCAAGUAUGGUUAGCCGGUGAUCAAGCUUCGUUCCUUAGCCCAUAAUAAGGAUUCCAAAUGAUGCAUAAAAACUACAAAACCCUAACGUGUUUACUCACAUCUAACUUGCAAACAAUUAUAUUGGUGGUCCAAUUUUUCAUCGAUUUGGCACUAGUAUAGAUGAAAUUCACUAUAUUUACUAACAACUCUAUUGAAAUAAGAAAAGGGCAAAUAAUACAUCAACUGUUAAAAAAUAAUUUCUCCAAGUGGCGCAGGAAUGUCCAUAAAAUGGGAACCGAAAUUAAUUUGGGAUUUGACAAAGAAUUUAGCCCCAAGAAAUCUAAAAUACUUAAUACAAAUAUCACAUGAUAAAAGAGAAAAGAUAGGAAAUUAAAACAAGCUGAACAAGAAACCUUUAAAAUCUCUUCCUUUACUUUGUUCUUAAACAGAGGUUUCUGGACACCACUAAAAAAGUUUCCCUCAGUCAGGGCUCUCAACCUCCACCAUGGAUGCUCAAUGCCUUCUUCCUUCUCAUAGGCAAAUCAAGAAAUCCAGGCAAGGAGGGGGGUGUUUCACUUUACUUUUACCAUAAAAUAAAAUAACCUUUAGAUAUAACGCAAUUGACUAGCAUUGUCAAAUAAUAAUUUUAAGAAAUGAUAAUGCUCAUAAAUCCUCAUCUUCUGGCCAUGUAAAUAGACAUCGUCUAAUAAAAUGCAUCUUAGAAAUAAAAAACUUUUCAAUAGGUCUUCCCAGUCUGUAGCUAUAAAAGCAUUAAUCCCUGUGAAGCAUUAAGGAUUUAAUUCAUCUUACACAAUGGGAUAUUUAUGAAAUCAGGGUUCCUCCAACACUUACAUUAUAAGCACACAUUCCAAAGGAAGGAGAUUGGAACAGGGUUGCAACCAAAGGUUGCCUAUUUGGUAAUAUUAAGUUUAUUGCGAAUAGGGGGCUCUUUGGGCUGGAACUCUCCAGUUAAUAAGGGUUCUUAACCAGUUAAAUUAGAUGGAAUGCUUAUAGUGCCUAGAAUGUGCCUUUAAGGGGUGUGCGGUACCUAAUUUUCCCAUUAAUUGAAUAUGCCUAAAAUUUAUUUUAGAGUUCUAGAUUGUCUGACUCGUCUCCUUGGCGAUGCUAACUUUGCUAUCUGUUCUAUGGACAAUAAUGACCCUCCGAGUCAGACACGUAGAGUUUAAGUUAUUUUGAAGCCCAACAGUGAAUGACCUUUUUUUUUUUUUUUUUUGCAACCUUGUGCAUGCAUCGAGAUUUAGCUACAUUAUGUGCAAAUAGUACAUGGUAUGGCAUCUUGCAGGAGUUAGAAAUGUAUCAAGAGUAACUGUGCAUGUUUGAGAUCAAGGUAAAGAGUUAACUCAGAGAUGUAGCUCACUGGCCUGCUUUAUCUCCUGGCAUUCCUUAGGCACUCCCACACAGCUGGCUUGUUUCUGGUCCUUGAUUUCAGGGCAGAUCACAUUCUUUUUUAUUUUUCUCUACCUCCCCCACUUUUGUAGAAAUCUCACAGAUUCCAUGCACCUUAGUCUCCACUAUUUUGUGCUGAAUAGAUAAAUAUAUUUUUCUUUCUGGAGAAUCAUUCAACGUCUAUUCCCUUCUCUCUUUACCUGUUCUUUUUUUGUGGCUUCCAGAUCAAAAUGCUUUCAGAUCGGAAACAGGAGUUGGAGGAGCAACUGGGCACCAUUAUGGAAGAGAACGAGCAGCUCCAGGGACUCGUGGAUGAACUACACGAUCGAGAAUUCAUUUUAAGUCAACAAAGUUGUGCCAAGGAGCGGCAGGUAGUCAAAUUCCAGUAACAGUAAUUCCAGUUUUAUUGAGAAAGGACUGGAACAACAUGCUGGGAGGGGCCAGUAUUCUCUCAAAGUAAAUAGUGCCACAAUUUUCUUUAAUACACCUGUUCUUUGAUCAAUCAGGAAAUUACUUAACAAGUCAGAACAUUUAUAUAUCCCUGCCUAAGCAGCAGUGAGUAUAUAAAAUGUAAGCAAUUAAUUAACUCACCCGUGAUCAAGCAGGGAUGUUCAAAAGUCCAACCAUAAUAGGGGAUCUCAAUAUAGUAACAGAUAAGACCUUUGUGAAAUAUAUAUGGUACCAAAUGUGUUGUAUUUAUAAAAGCAAAAUAUAGGACACGAGGUUGGAUUCUGUCAGCACAGUAAGGGUUUACUGUGAUUACUGAAUUUUUAGAUUUUUUUAUUUUUUUAAUGUUUUGGCUGAAAAUCACCAGCCUGCCUUUGGCAGUAAAACUUUUUGUAGGUUUUUGUUUGUGUUCUUUCUUUGUGUGGUUUAUAAUCACAAUGUGUUUUCAGCAUUUGUUAAAUACAGUUGCCCACUCUUCCCUUCACAGUUGUGCUUAAUGAGUGAAUAUUUUUAUGUAUGGGCCAAAGAAUCAAGUUAGGAAUAACAGUGAAGAAUUGUAUAUAAGUGAACAUUUAUUUGUAAGGUAAAUGAUUAGUGAAUAAACCAGCCAAGUUUUAUUAUUUAAUUUUUUAUUUUAUUUAUUUAUUUUAUUUUGCAUCUUGCUUUAAUGGUGAGAAUACAGAUAACAUGCUAUUACUACUUGAAUCCUGGUGAAGAUGGGUGGUUUUAUAAUGUUCCUUUUAUAAUUCCUUUGCCCCAUGUUUUGGUUGUUGAAAGCAAACACAGGCAGGCACUGGCUUUGGACUGCAUCCUCCGUCAUGUUUAUUGAGAGGGUGAAGGUUGUAGUCUAUAGAAUCUGGAAUGCAAGAGGUUGUCAGUUUCUGAUUUAGGGUAAUGAUAUAGCACUUGUCUCAUUUCAUGUAAACAUUAAAUGAUGGAAUGCUUAGUUUCUGCUUCACCUGCAGCUGGGAGAGAGCCAACUGGAAUUAGAAGAACUUAGACUUUCUUAUCGGCAGCUGCAGAUAAAAAUGGAGGAACUCAAAGAAGAGAAGAGUCUCCAGCAUCUAAACAGCACAAACACUUCUCUCCUAUCGGAGAUUGAGCAGAGUAUAGAGGCCGAAGAACAGGAACAAGAAAGAGAGCAGGUAGAUCCUGUUUAUAAUAUAUAAGAGAUGUGUUGUGCAUAUUGUGUAAAAAUAAUGGCUCACAAAUGGCUUCUAUUUUUGGUUUCAUUACAGCUAAAAUGAAGGAAGAAUUUAUAGAAUACAGAUUGUCUCUUGCCAGUAGCAUUUAAGUAGUGAUGUCCCGAACGGUUCGCCGAUUGGUUCGCCGCGGACUCAUCAUUGAGUAAACUUUGACCCUGUACCUCACAGUCAGCAGACACAUUCCAGCCAAUCAGCAGCAGACCCUCCCUCCCAGACCCUCCCACCUCCUGGACAGCUCACUAAGAAUGCAGCUUCACAAUGAAUGUAAAAUGGAUGCUGUCCAGGAGGUGGGAGGGUCUGGGAGGGAGUGUCUGUUGCUGAUUGGCUGGAAUGUGUCUGCUGACUGUGAGGUACAGGGUCAAAAUUUACUCAAUGAUGAGUCCGUUGCGAACCGUUCGGGACAUCACUACAUUUAAAUCUUGUAGCAUUCUCAAGGGUCUGAAUGGAACAAGCAGGCAUAUUGAUUUUUAUUAGACUGCAAAUUAAAGGGAAUGUAUACGCUUGGGUAAAAAAAACAUUGCUGCUGAACACCCUGUGUAAAUGAAGUUUUCCAUUCCUACUACAACCUGAUUGCCCAGUCACCUUCUUUCUUGUCUGCAAUUUAAAUGGAUGCUCUAAGAAGCAUAGCCACUACAGCAUCCUGCAGUGUUUAUGCUGCUAAAAGUAUAUGCUGCUAAAAGUAUCUGGGUACAGUCCCCAGGCAAAACUGUCUAGGAACAGAUUGCCAUAAACAAAGACUCUUCCAUUUGCCCUGAAGCCAUGCCCUCUUAAGACUCUUUUGUAAUGCAGACUUAACAUGGAUGGUAGUGAUUGGCUAAGAGUACUGGUGUGGGUUAACCUGGUGCUAAAGCUCCAAUUUAAGUAGAUCGACAAGUUACCACAUUUUCUGGUGCAAAUAUUAGUGACCCUAAAAUGAAGGAUAAUUAGCAAUUCAAAUAUAUAGACCUUGGCAAAUCUCCAUAAUUCCUGAUUUAGUGAAUAACAGCAAGUGAGUCAUGCUGAUUGACAAAACAGUUUCAGAAUAAUAUUAAAGCAUUACUUGUCCAGUUUAGGUCAAUUAGCCCCCCAUACUUUUUUUUUUUUUUUUUUAUAAUGAUUUCAAAAGGUAUACAUAAGUGGAAGUAGUAACUACUCCUUCUUAUGCUGAACCUGCAAGUUUACUUAAGUUGACAAAGAGUGGAGCUCUAGUCAAGCUGCAAAUCCUUUGUCAACUUUGUCAUUGGCUGGCCACUUCUCACUCCCCUCCCUCCAACAUCACAUCACCUUCUCUCUGUGCUGGCUUUCGUGGGAUCCUGAGAAUCAACACAGUGCAAGGAAAACCCAAUGUGCAUGCCCUAGGAAGGGCAGAGGUAGGACAUCUGGCGAGCUCCAUCUUGGAAACGCCAUGAUGGCACCAUGACUAAAGACCCAUUGGGACAGGCAGGAAAUGAAAAACAGUAGAUUUAAAUAUCGUGUUGCCAGUCACAAUCAUAUGAUGGGGUGGGGGCACCAAGGAGACCCAAAGUGUGCCAUUCUUGUUAUAAUUGUGCUUUAAAAUGUUUACUUGUUUGUGAGAGAAUUAUUUUUUAAUUGAUGUCACCAUAAGAGGUUUUCAGCCCUCUCAUUCUUUUUCAUACAAGUUGAGGUUGCAGCUCUGGGAAGCACACUGUCAGGUCCGAUCUCUUUGCUGCCAACUAAGAGGAAAUGAAAGUGCAGAUUCUGCUGUUUCCACUGACUCCUCCAUGGAUGAAUCUUCCGAAACUUCUUCAGCCAAAGAUGUACCAGCUGGGAGCCUCCGGACAGCCCUAACAGAGUUGAAGAGCCUUAUCUUGAGUAUCCUAGACACAUGCGAGUCUGCGGUAUAUGUCUUAUAAGCAAUUCACCUAACAUUUAGAUUUUUUUGCAUCCAUUCAGACAAAUGCAAUACAUAUCAAACUUUUCCUCACUACCAUACUCUCUUUUAUUAUACCAGAUGUCAUGGUUUGACACAUAAUCUUGUUUGCGACUGUUGGAUCAAAUUUCCGAACACCAAAUAGCCCUAACACUACCCCAGAAUAAAAUAAAUUUUUGUCCCCUUGUUAUUCCCAAUCAUAACUUCUAGAAUUUCAUUUCAUAUGACUAAUAGUCCUAACACCCAAGGAUGUUAUACAGUUGCUGUCGUUCAUUAUUGAAAUGCAAAGUUUUAGAAAGGAAAACAAUGGACUAUUCUUGUGGAUUGAAAAUUUGAUUCACAAUUCCUUGUCAUAACUAACACUUAGUAUCUAUAAACUAUGUUUUCUAGAGCUCAAGAAAAUGUGAGGAUGAUGGUUUAGAGGAGCAGAUUAAACGAACAAGUGAAGACUCCAAAGCUUUACGGGAACUUUUACAAGGAGAACAAGUGAGAAUGAAGCAGACAUUUGAGGAGCUUCAACGGCUUCACCAACAGGUAAAAAUCUUGUCCAUUAAAUCAAUACUGUUUUCUCAGUAUUCCGGGUCCAAAUAUUCAGUUUGGUAUACAGUGUGAAUACAUGAAUUGAAUAUUGAAGUCAAUGUUAUACUUCUCAUUGUAUCAAAAUUAAUUUUAGCAUUCUUUCUAUACGUAUGCAUGUGUGUAAAUAUAAUUAGUUCUAUAAAAUGUAAUAUAAAUAGAUAUAGAACAGAAAAAAAAAAUCAGCACUCCCAGGAUUUUUAAAUAAAGCUUCUUUUUACUCCAAAAUAUCGACGUUUCAGUUCCUACCACAAACUUUCAUCAGGAUAAAGAUGUUUGUUAUCUGAUGAAAGUUCCUGGUAUGAACUGAAACAUCAAUAUUUUGGAGUAAAAAUAAGCUUUAUUUAAAAAUACUAGGAGUGCUGAUUUUUUUUCUGUUCUGCAUGUCUAGUGCAAUCUAGCACCGGGUUCUACAUUUUUGUAAGUAGGAGUGCAAGGCUUUUAAAAAAUAAAUAUAUAUAUAUAUAUAUAUAUAUAUAUAUAUAUGUAUAUAUAGUAAGGUUUGGUAAAUGUAUAGGUACACUUUAAAUGAAAGUAUCCAGAUAUUUUUUGCAUAGUAAAUCUCAAACAAAAGCAUAAACUGAGUGAUAACUAAUCACCACUAGUCUACACAGUGGAGCACUUACAACAUUUACACUUACCCCUAUUUGGGCGGUUAUUUAGCAAUGGAAUACUAUGGGGAGGAAAAAACACAUAGUGUAGUACAAUUAAGUAAAAUAGGUAGUGUAUAGUACAAAAUGGACACACUCACAUGGAAGAGAACCUUUGUUUCCGAAACCCAUUUCACUGUUUCCAGUACCGCUUUUUCAAUCAGUAACCUGCUUCCUUCUGUAAAUUCCUUAAAAUCCCCUGUCUAUAUCUUAAUUGGUUGCCUGGCUUGUGAUUUGUCUAAUCACGAGCGCAAGCCCAGGGAAGUGUGUGUUCUGGCUGUGUAGUAUUGAUAAUCCUGUCCCCUUUAGUUUCUUAACUCGCUUUUCAGCCAAUCACAUAGUAAUGCAGUUGUGGUAGUAUAAAAAACGCACGACUGGGCUGUCUUCAACCAUCACUCUGUCAUGACUUCCUGUGUUUUCUGGCAUGCUAAUGAAACUAAUCUUCUUUUUCAGUUAAAGGUACACUAUAAGCAUCUAUAAUAGAGUGGCUCCGAUGUGUAGACCAUGUCCUUGCAGUCUAACUGCUCAAUUGUCUUCCAUUUUGGAGAUAAACCACGUAGUUUGUGCAGGCCUAACUACACCUCCCCUGCUUGUGACUUAUACAGUAUCCCUACACAUUUCCUGUAAAGAAAGAUCUAAUGUUUAAACUUCUUUAUUGCACAGUAUGUUUAAUUUAGAAUGUCUUAUCUCCUGCUCUGUUAGUAGUCUGCUAGACCCUGCAGAAUCCUUCCGUGUGUGAUUCAAGUUCAAUUAAAUAAACACUAAAACGUUAGAAAUACAAAAAUGUAUUCCGAAUGUUAUAGUAUAAUAGUCCCUGUACUUUUUCAGGUCGCUCCUUAGCUCUCCUCCAUCCAAUCAAUGCACUGCGCACGCAUUUAACCUUUCCCCAUAGGAAAGCAUUCAGAUAUUGUUUUCCUAUGGGGCUUCUGCAGUAACAGGUUCCAAUGUAGAGACACUCACAUUAGAGCUGCCUGCAUGCAAUAUAAAGAAUGUUCGACAUUGUCACGAACGUGGGUUAUUGGCCCAGCAGACAGUGGGGAGAGUGUGGACAUGAAAAGUUAAUGAUACCAGACCCCUGGUUACCUGUUGCUAGUCCCAGCAACCACUAAGUUAACCACUGCAAUACCUUCUACACUAACACCGUAGUACACACUUUACUGCCACCACCCAGACUUUAUACCCAGCGACACGGUCAAAUUAUAGUAUCACAACCUUACUUUACUGAUCAGACAUAUAUGAUUAACCCUUUUGGUAACAUGUUUACUUGCAUUUUCACUUUAGAAGAGUGAGCUUAUAGAGAACAAAGACACAAGCUGAUUAAGUAAAUAUUUAAUCUGACAAAAAGGAAUCACCGUGCUGGGUACAAAAAUACAGAAAUAAAUGACAUACAGAAACACAGAUAAUAAAUUGCAAACAGUCCAUAAAAUAAAAUAGGAGAAAGCACAAGAGAUAUAUUUACCGCUUAUAUAAAAUUCUUGUGGGAGAUUCCGAUGUUAAAAUUCUAAAAGUAGUUGUUAAAAAGAAAUCUCUCACUGGAUAGUCCAACAUCCUCUAUAUACCUUGAAACCAGUUGUUUCUCAGUGGGCAGACCCCUGGCUGGGGGGGAUCAGAGGGGUUUGGCCUGGCAGUUUAUAUCCCACUCCAUAUUUUCAUACAGCUCAAUGAAGUGGUCUGAGUGCCAGGUCCCUCAGGUUUUAACCCUUUAGAUGCAAACAUAGCAGUUUCAGAGAAACUGCUAUGUUUACAUUUGGGAUUAAUCCAGCCUCUAGUGGCUGUCUUCCAGACAGCCACUAGAGGCGCAUCUGCGAUGCUGAAGGCACAUUUGGCCUCCAUCACGCAGAGCAAUGCUUUCCUAUGAACACUUUGGAUGCGCGCGCGGCACUUGCCGCUCAUGCGCAUUCGGCUCCGCUGACGGGGGAGGAGAAAAGGGUAAGGGGCUGAAGGGGUUUUAACCCCUUUGUUUUCCUGACACUAUAGUGAUCCUUUAAAUUAUGUUGUCCUUUGAGGAACCCAAUGUCAGAGCAUAUGCACCAAUACCUUUUACAAUGCCCUAUGUCCAGCUCUGGUGAUGGUUAUCUUAGUAGUUUUAUGACUUAGGCCUGGUGUAAGAUAAAAGCCUACAGGGGGCGAGCUUGCUUGCAAGGGAGAGCGGACGCCAUUUCUUGAAGCUCCGGUCAAUUGCCUGUAAUUUCCCCAAAAAACCUGAUACCGACUCACCUCUCAGCAACGCAAAACCCGGCAUCUGCCUCCUGGUGUCCUACCGAUCAGACCCAUGCCAUUUUUUCAUACACCAAAGGUCUCCCGAUCGAAACGCCGGCCUGUGGCCUACUACUCACCUCCCAGGGCUGUGCUCAGCGUGCUACUCAGUAACUCCCACGGAUUAAUAUCUCCCGCUACGGAGCUCCACGAUCCGACUGGGCAGGUUGGUAACGAACCGGCAAUGGGACGUCGCACCCAGAAACAGAUGGCUGGGGCCGCAGCAGACACCAGGGAUAUUGAAUCCAUGCUCCAACGGCCGCCCCAAGUUAAAAAGGUGACAGAGGCCCACCAUGACACCUCACCAAGCCCCAGAGCGCUGUCCACCCCUACCUCACAGCCCCCAGAACCGGCAACACAGGCCUCACUAGACCUACCCCAGGGGGAGACUGACCUGGCCAAAAAGCUGGACAUUCAAAACUUCCUCCAUGAAAUUAAACAAAUGCUGACAGCAGACAUAGCUGCAGUAAAAACGGAGGUACAGGCUGUGACAGACUGAGUCAGAGUUACUGAAGAGGACAUCAUGGAUCUGCGCAGGGACCUUACAGCUACCCAGGAUAGACUUACACAAGUCCAAUCCUCCCACCAGACGCUCAACUCGCAACUAACCUAUAGAUACCGUAAGAACCAUAUUAAGAUCCGCGGCAUACCAGACACGGUUCCCUCAGAGGAAAUACCCCACUAUGUGAGACGCCUAGUGGCUGUGAUAUUGCCUCCAAAUGUGGCCAGGAAAUUCACACUAGACUGGGCAUACCGCCUUCCGAAACCCCAACGGGCCACGACGGCUAUACCACGGGACGUCAUAGUCCGCUGUGCUACACUACAGGAUAAGGGACAAUUUAUGUCUGCUGUUAGGGGUAAACCACCAUACCCCUUUGAGAACUCCCAUCUGUCCUUUUUUCAUGAUCUCACCAGAGCCACACUCCAGUGGCGCAAGUCCCUCAGCAUGGUGACAAGCCGGCUUAGAGACGCGGGUUUGGCCUACAGAUGGAGCCGCUCGAAGACUUUCCUGGUGACCCACCAAGGAACUUUAUACAACCUACCAUCAGCUACAGAAGCCCCAGCAUUUCUCAGUGCUCUAGGACUCCCCCCACUAACUGCUAACGAAACUCAGCCACAUAAUCCGCAAACUUGGGAUCCGGCCACAGUUGUCCCUUUCACCCCACGAAGCACCUCUGAUACCCAUCGGGGAACCUGAGAGAAAUGCAGAGAAUCCACGCCUGGGACCCUAAUUGUUAAUGACUACUUGUUAAUGCCUUUCUCUACUUACUUAUGUUUAUUCGCACCAGUUGUUCUUUUUCUUUUUCUUGUUUUUUGUUUUUAUUAUAUUAUUUUAAUUUCAAUGAUUGCCCUCGCAUCUGACAGGCCCUUAUCAAGAGGUACAAUUCCAGUCCGCUGUACCCACCAAAAUGAAAGAGAAUCCCUCUCCUCCCCCCGCCCCCUUGGUCAGUGGCAAUACACAUGCUCCACUGAGCUCAGCCUGGCAUAACACUACAAAGCAUGAUCUCCUAUAGAGCAUCUACCGGAAUAUGCAUAUCAGCCAUCUUGUCUAGACCAGUCUAUAGCAUUCUAGCACCCACACUACCAUGCAGCACCCACUUGACAUAACACCAAGGACUUUAGGCUAAGUAUACACACGCUCACUUCACAGUGAUAGGUCAAGCACCCUCCUAAAUAACUGACAAGGCAGCUAUUUGAAUAUACUCCUGCUAAUACGGUGCUUGUGUCCUGACCAUAUAAUACGCCUAUUUAUCUGCAACUAUCUUAGCUGACCACGCAGUAGGGUCUAGAGUUUGACAUGUUAUAUCCCAUUCUGCACGAAAAGGUAGUGAAUUCUAUACCUGACUUCGUCAUAUGGCAGAAUUGCAAUGCUUAUAUAUUUACGUAAAUAUUGUGCAGUUCCAUCAAUUGUCAUGACACUAACUUAAAUUGUUCUUGAAAGCUUGUACAUGUUGUUGUGGCAGUACAUGCCUGUCUGUUACUCUAUGCACAGAAAAAUAAAGAAUUAUAAAAAAAAAAAGAUAAAAGCCUACAAUAAAGGUUAUCCAAACAUGUACAAAACAAAACAACUCAUUACAUAUAUCAAAUGCCAACUCAUGCUUUGGUAUGACAGACAUCCUCAUGCAAAGCUUAAACACUGCAGUUUUUUUUUUUUAGCAGAAAACACUAACGGUUAUUCACUAAACUCAGAAUUGUAGCAAAGCAAGAAAAAAAUAUGUUGAAAUAGCUGAACUAGAAAAAUUCUCCAGCUCAUCUAUAGGAAGUCUGUUGGAUUUUAAUUAAGGUUAGAAUUUAGUGUUUUAAAUACACUUGUGAUUACAUUUGUAAUAUAUGUUUUUUUGUGUGCCUCUCUGCCAAUCUCUACUUGCUUUCUCUAAAAUGUAAUGUGUUCUAUAGUUUGGCCGGGUUAUCCUUUAAAACAUUAUACAUUCUACCCCAAGAAAUGUUUUGCCCCCCCCUCUAGCUCAAGGGUGUCCAAAAGGUAGGUUCACUAUCUGUCAUGCUAUGCUAGCUGGGGAUCACUAUUUGUAUUUGUGAGCAGUGUGUGUUUUAGAAUGUAAUCAUAUUUUGUAUGGAGUAUGUAUGCGUACAUGUAGGAGUGUAUUUAUAUUUACUGUUUUUUACUGCACUGUAUUGUGUACUUCUACAGUUGUAACCAAAAUGAUUCAACCCCCCUUGAAAAUAAGGUUUACAGACUUUCAGCUGUUUGCAAUGAACAAUUCAAAUAAAAGCAAUUGAAAUAGCUCAACGGAAUGAAUGCCUCAAAUGGUUUCCUCAAAUUCAGCUGAGAAUGCAACUUACAAUGACUUCUUUAGUCCCAAAAAUUACUCAAGCCCCCGAAUAGAAUACCUCACAACAGUACAAAUAUGCAAAACAAGUGUUGUCUCAAGCACAUCUGAUGCAACUAAUCAAAGGGGUUUGUUGAUUGUCACAUUUGACUGCAUGUUAGAAGUCUGGUUAAGUCAAAAGAAUUGUCCACAAAGUUAAGAGAAGAGAUCAUAGUGUAACGUUCACUAGGGAACCCUAACAUGCAGACAGGACAGAGUAGAGAGAAUUGCAAUACCGAUCCUUAGAAUGGUCGGGUUAUGUAAAAAGGGAUACUCAAAAUACGAGCCAAGGUCAAGGGAAACAGAGAGACGGAAUAACGAGAUACAAAGCCAAAUAUCAUUAACCAGGAAAUCCAAAUAACAAGUGCAACGCUCAAUGGUAAACCAAAGACCACACCAGGGCACGGAGGCAAGGGAAAGGUUAGCUUAUAUACACACAUUGUGUGUCUGAUUGGCUAAUCUCCAGUUAGUGUUAACCACAACACGUGGGAGGAGUUUCUUCCCUCCCUUGUGGUCUCUGAGGUCAUCACUGUGUGCCGGGUAACAUGACCGGGUGCAGCACACUUAUAAGGAAGCUGCUCUGGAACGUGCAGCAUCAGAAACACUGCCAGUCUGGAGACAGGGACCAGAUGACACCGCUCACUGUGAUGAAAUAAGCAAGCUCGCCGCGAUCGGCACAGGGGCAGGGGAUCUGACACAUAGCCCUUCACAAUCAAGGAACAUGAUAAAAAAGAUAGAGAAGGCACUGAAUGUUCCUGGAGAUACCAUUGGAAGCAUAGUUUGCAAGUUCCAAGUUGAAUGAACAGUGGUUACACUUCCUGGACAUGGCAGAAAAAGAAAAUUUUUACUGGCUGCAACCAGAUUUCUGAGAUGGCAGGUUGUAAAAGACCCUCAAGUAACUGCAAAAGACCUGCUGCAAGACUUGGUGGCAACAGGCACUGAGGUUUCAGUGAGCACAGUAAGGUGUGUGCUAAAUGCAGAAGGUUUCCAUGCCAGAACUCCAAGACGUAGACCACUACUGACCCAAAAGCACAAGAAAAGUCGGCUCCAAUGUGCUCAAAAUCAUAUAAAUAAGCCAGAAGUUUAGGGAUUCUAUUCUGUGGAGCGAUGAAACAAAACUGGAACUUUUUGCCCAAUGGAUCAGCAGUACAUCUGGAGAAAGAAGAAUGAAGUGUAUGCUGAAAAGAACACUCUGCUUACAGUUGAGCAUGGUGGUGGCACGGUGAUGCUCUAAGACUGCUUUGCAUCCUCUGGCACUGGAAACCUGCAGUGUGUAGAAGGCAAGAUGGAUUCAUUGAAGUAUCAGGAAAUCCUAGGAGAAAAUCUUAUGCCAUCUGUGAGGAAGCUUGGACGUCAUUGGACCUUCCAACAAGACCAUGAUCCCAAGCAUACCUCAAAUUCUACCAAGACUUUGCUGCAGAAAUUGUCCUGAAAAAUUCUGCAGUGGCCAUCACAAUCGCCUGACUUGAAUCCCAUAAAAAAUGAUCUUGUGGGAUUUGAAGAAGGUGGCUGCAGCAUGCAAACCCAAGGAUAUUUCUGAAUUAUUACAUGAGCGAUCGGCUAAGAUUCCUCAGAAACGCUGCCAGAAGCUGGUGUCUGGCUAUGCAUCUCGUUUGCAGCAGAUCAUAAUGGCGAAAGGGUGCUCUAGCAUGAACUAAAGAUUCUUGUCAUGAAGAGGUUUAAUAAUUUUGAGACUGGAUUUGAAUUUUCACUUGAAUUUGGGGAAACCACUUGAAGCAUGUAUUGUCUUGAGCUAUUUCAAUAGCUUUUGUUUGAUUUGUUCAUUGCAAACAGCUGAAAGUCUCUAAAUUUUAACAAUAAACCUGAUUUUUAAAUGGAAAUUGAAUAAUUUUGAUUACAACUGAAUGUAAUGUUUUCAUUUGAAUGCAGGAGUGUGUUUGUGUGUAGUGUUAGCUUUUAAAUGCAGGUGCAAUUCUGUGUUGUGUGUAGUGUUGGUGUUUGAAUGAAGUUGUGUUUGUAUAUAAUUUUGGCAUUUUAAUAUAGGGGUGUGUUUGCAUGCAAUGUUGGCGUUUCUUGGGAUGUUUACAUAAAUACAUAUACACUGCGACAUACAUAAAUACAUACACAUUGACACACAACUACACACACAAAAAUACAUACACACUCGCACACACACACACAUGCACGCUCGGAUGCACACACUGAAGCAUACACACUCCACACAUUAGGGAUCGACCGAUUACCGGUCUGGCCAAUAGCUUGAUUGAUAAAGGCCUCUGUAUAGGUCGAAAUGUUGCACUUUUUGUUCCAAGAAAUCAGCCCUCCUGCAGCAAUCCUGAGUGCCUGGACCUAAUUUAUUUUAUCUACUAAACUGGGUUUUGCCAACCGUGGCCCGGAUUCCUAAGUGUGAGUGCAGUAUCCUUCAUUUGUGAAUUACUUUGGCCAAUAUUAUCAUCUGAUAUGCAGCAUUUUCAUUAAUAUCGUUAUUGGCCUAUAAUUGUACCAAUAUUGCCGAUAAAGCAGAUGGCGGCGGAGGCCCAGCACAUGCUAUGUGCAGCAUCUCUCUCUCGCUGUAAACAAGAGUUGCUUUUACUUGCUAAGGAGUACUGAGUGUGAAGUGUCCUAUACAUUUAAAGGAAAACUACCUUGAAAAAAGUGAUGAAACCCCCUGGCAGCCUGUAAUGCCCCCCUACCUGGCCAAUGCUAAAAGGCAGAGAAAGGAAAAUAAAAAUAAAAAUAUUUUUUUAAAGUUACUAAGUAAUGUAAUAAUAUUUAUAAAAAAUUAUUUUAUUUUUUUUAAAAGCUUUUAGCCUAUCCUAUCCCACAUACUGUGUAUAUAUAUAUAUAUAUAUAUAUAUAUAUAUAUAUAUAUAUAUAUAUAUAUAUAUAUAUAUAUAUAUAUAUAUAUACACACACACUGCAUCUACUACACAAACACAUAUAUAUUCUUGAAAACAUUGCAAAUCUGACUGGCAUGUAUAUUUUGUGCAUUUACCACUCAAUAAAGAAAAUAUUUGGGGGCGGAGCCAGCAGCGCAGCUGAACGGACGCCAUUUCUAACGGCUCCUGAACAGCAUUUAUAAUCUUACAAAUAUCUUAAUUUACAUGCACAAUCCACAAUCUGCAGACCCACCAACAGAAUCAGGGGUUCAAGCUGCGCAGAUUGAUGCCCUUCUUUCAACCAGCCAAGACACCUAAGCGGAGAUGCAGGCAUGGGACAUACACCACGCAGAUCUGGAGACAUUCCUCGGAAGUGCAUAUGCGGCCACAGAGCCCGAAUCACACAGCCAAACACACCCAGAGCCCUCCAUACACAUACCUGCUAUGGGAAGUCGUUCCCAGAAGACGAGCACUCCGGCUGAGCACCAAGACAUCAGAGCGCUGCUUCAAAGACAGGUACGGCCCAAGAUGGCGCCUGCAGAAAGCCUCCACACUGCGGCCUCUGACAUAUCCUCAGAGCACCAACAACAGCGCGAGCCGCCCAAUACACCACCCAAUCCCACAGCCGGCCUGGAAGACUCGUCCCCCGCAACGAAACACGCCAUGAAUGUCCUGCUGCAGGACUUCCACAAGGUACUUGCAGCUGAACUUGCAAUACUACUCUCAGACAUGCAAAACACCACUGACAGGAUCCGGGCUACAGAAGAGGACAUUAUAAAUGCAGGCCUCACCAACAUACACACCUUGGUACAGCAGCUGACUAAAUCGAAUCAAACACUCUCACUACAGAUGACCACCAUGGAAGAACGGUACAGACGUAAUAACGUGAAAAUCAGGAGCAUACCGACAGCAAUAUCGGUAGAAGAGCUAUCCCACUAUGUCAGGAGAUUGAUGGCAACAAUAUUGCUCCCGGCAAUGGCAAAGAAAAUCACUCCCAGGGCCCACCAGGCCUCCACCGCACACAACCAGAGACGUCAUCAUAAGAUGCACUUCGGCAUAAGAUAGGGGGCAUAUCAUGGCAGCCCUGAGCAGCAAGACGCCACUAACAUUCGAAGAAAAAUUUACCUUCUAUCAAGAUCUUACCAGAACGACCCUACAAUGGCGCAAAUCGCUCAGACAAGGCAUGCAACAAUUGAGAACAAGUAAUCCACAACGGAACAACUCACUCGCUUACCGACCUGGCGGACGCACCUAAGUUCCUUUCAUCAAUGGGACUGGCAGAACCAUGGACUGGCCCAGAAACCAAUGCCCCGGGCAGGUCAUGGGACCUGGCCACCACCAUACCCUUUGUUCCAAGAAUGGGAGCCAAGAGGCAACUGGGCACCUGAAAGCAAAAGAGGUGGUCGUGUCCGCUAUAAAGACAACUGGCAGAGAUCUGCAACUUAACUGACCUCAUGUUUUAUUUUCCAUCUUUUCUCAUAUCGUGUCUCUUAAAUUGUAUUUGAUUAAUAUUGUUUUACAAUUUGACUAAGCUAUACAACACUUCACAGAGGCUCCACUGAGACUUACACUGACGGAAGACCACCCCACGCAGGAGUGACCCAGACGGCUCUAGAGCCCAAAGAUCAUCCCAUCACAACUCCUAGGCGAGGCAUACACUACAGCUCAACCCCCUCCCCCUGCAGCGCCCUUGGUUAGGAGCACGCCACGCUUAAUUGCAAUGUACCCCUACAACAGUUCUUUGUUGGAACCCAUCACAAUGCAGAAACCAACACAACAGGCAACCUUUCAUGACCUCCCCACAAUGUCAGUGACCCUCAACGGGUCUUGCCUCAUACAGAGGACCACCAACCAACGCUGAACCCAAGAUCCUAACAUUGUGUCACUACUCAGAUAUAGAAACCCCGUACCUCAACUAUGCAAUAUAUCAGCACACUUACGAUUACUGACCCACAAGGCACACUCACCUACUGAGAUAUACAGAAUUUUUCAUGUUUAUGAAAAAAAAUGUUUGUGCCGCAUACUCAUGUCACACCUUUGUCCAAUUGCAAAAGCCGUUCCAUGCUAUCAUGGCAUUCUCGGCAUGUCGGUUACUUCAUGGCGCAACAAAAAUAAAGAAUUAUAAAAAAACAAAGGAAAGAUCAGCAAAAAAAUAAAUUAAAUUAAAUAAUUAAUAUGUUCAGUUAACAGCAGAUUUGUGUAGAAAUUUUUCUUUUUUCAAAAUGGUAAAUGUUCAAAAUGUCGGUACAAGUCAUUGGCUAUUGGCCUGAAAGGCCACAGAUUAUUGGUAUCGGCCCUAAAAAAGCAAUAUUGAUCGAUCUCUAAAACACAUACACACACUGACACAUACAUACUCAACUACAGACACAUUCAUACACAGACACAUACAUACACAUACUUGUAAUAUUUUUAGCCACUUUCCUAUCAACAUAUCUUUUAUGUGCAGGAGGGUGACUUCCUUGCUGGUGUCCAAUAGAGGUGUAGAUCUGGGGCUGGUACUCACCUAGUGCCUCCCCUCUCUUGUGUUAGCUCUCUCCCUGCCGUGGUGUUCCCUCUGAAUGUGGGAGGAAGUGACAGGCACUCACUUCCUCCCAGCAUUGACGAUCUUCCAGGGGCCUGGUCGCGCUGUUAAAGGGUAACAUGAUUCUAGGGAAGUGCCUAAUAUCUAUGGGACAUAAAUCCUGGUGUCUUAUCUCCAUUUUUACUUGCUGAAAGCAGCAAGCAGAUGAACACAACCAGGGCUGGUAUUUACAUGAUUGUGGGAUUAUAAUGCAGUAAGUGCCUUUGGUUUGUGCCCAAUUAAGUUCCAUAUUAUGGUCUAAAAUAGCAAAUGUAGCAUUUGCCAUACAAUAUAUUUGUUGUGUAUAAUAAAACCAUGGUGAAGAGCAAUCUUUUUGUUUUGAUGGAGGUUACCUUAUUCCACAUUUGUCCUUGAGGGAUGCCCAAUAUGAUAUGUUUUCAACGAAGGAAUAAAAAUCCAUUUUGAUGUAUCUUAUUUGUGAUUUUUUUUUUUUUUUUAUUCAAGGAUUCAAUUCCAAAUUAUACACGUUUCUGUUUUCAGGUGAAACUUUUAAGUAUUGAAAUGACUGCACUGAAAGAAGAGCGGGACCAUCUCCUGGUACUAACUCAAAAUACAGAGACACACGAGCAGUUAACGAAGGCCAUCAAGGACCGGGAUGAAGCAAUAGCCAAGUAAUGACAAUAUUUGCUACUACUUUUGACUAUAGCCCAGGGGCAGGGGUAAAUCCACAGAGCUAAUAAGUUAACAUGUCAUAUGCACUCUUGGGUCACACAAAAGUGCUGCCUGGUGUUAUUUAUUAUAACUGUACUGGUAAGAAAAAUCCAAGAUUUAUAUAGGUUGAAAAAAAUACAUGUGUCCAUCAAGGUUAGCUUUUCUCACAUCUGUUCCUGCUGUUGAUCCAAAAGGCAAAAAAUAAUCUUCAAGCUCUUUCCAAUUUUAAAGCAACUAGGAAAAAGUCCUUCUCCACCCCAGAAGGGCAGUUAGAUAUUUUAUUGGAUUGAUAGGUUGUGUAUUUGUGUGUACUGUUGGCAUUUAAAUGCAGUUGUGUGUUUUUAUGUACUAUUGCCAUUUGAAAGCAGUGACUAGGCAUGUUGGGAGUCAGUUGCCCUCUCUCGUGCGAUACUCCAUAUAUGUUAGCUGGGAGGAAAUGACCUACACUUACUUCCUCCCAGCAAUAGUUGCCAUUUUUCAAGGGGCUUCGUCAUGUUGUUAAUGAGUUGCAGUGCAGACUGGGCCCCUGAGGACAAAUGCCCAUCCUGUGGCCUCCUCAGUGUUCGUGGCUCGGUGCCGCCACCACUGUUUUGUAGCAUAUUCCAACCAUUAAUUAAUUUCCCAUCUUUGACCCAUGCAGAUAUCUACUCAUAAGUCAUCCAUAUGCUUAAUAUUUGGCAUUAACUCAUGAUUGACAUGGCAGUAAUCCGUUAAGAACCACCAUGAUACAUAUUCCCUCCACCAGCAUAUGAAUGAUAAACAGUGAAAGGCAGUAUAUUUUUAAGUCAAAUCUGUUUAAAAGUCUUGAAAUGUUGCUGGUUUUACCAUACCAUUUUCUAAUUUCUAAAUAUUAAAAUCAUGACAGUUAAAUAUGGAAAGAAAAUUAAGACGUGGCUGCAAAGUAGCAGGUAACGAGUAAAUGUGGGAAGGUAGAGGUAUGGAUAGAUGGAGGACUGAAAGGUAGUCCAAAAACUAUACCCUAGCGUGCCUUCGAGGGCACCCCUUAAAAACGUUGACACCUCCAAACUUCCCAGACUCCCAAAAUUGUAUACAAUGACAUGAAAAAAAAACCUUUUCCCGCUUACCCCCAGCAACAGAAAGAUAAAUUAAAAAAAGAUAAAAGUAAAUGUAAUUCUAAAUAAAUCUAAAUAAAGAUCUUAUACUAAAAUCACAGUGUGGUGGCUUGUCUUUAUCUUAGAAAAUAGCUGCAGCAUCAUCCCUAAUCUUAAUGCCAACCACUGCUAAAGUUUCGCCUAGUAAAGGCUCUUUACUGUUGCUGGGGUACGCAGGAAAAGUUUUUCUUCAUGGUAUAAGAUUUUGGGAGUCCGGGAGGUUUGGAGGUUUUUAACCCCUUUUUAACCCCUUAAGGACACGACAUGUCUGACAUGUCAUGAUUCCCUUUUAUUCCAGAAGUUUGGUCCUUAAGGGGUUAAGGGGUGCCCUCGAAGGCACGCUAGGGUCUAACUUUUGGACUAUCUUUCAGUCCUCCCUCUAUCCAUACCCCUUCCUUCCCACGCUUACUCGUUACCUGCAACUUUGCAGCCAGGUCUUAAUUACUUUCCUUCCCCUCCCCCCCAUAUCUUUUCAGCAAUAUUUAGACUUUUGGUUAUUAUUAUUUUUUGUUAGUUAGCACUAUUUUGGAUUUAUAAUUACUUUCUUUACCCACUUAUGCUGGGAUUUUAUUAUACUUAUUAAACUUGACUUUUUAUCUAUGGGUUGCUCAUAUAUAUAUAUAUAUAUAUAUAUAUAUAUAUAUAUAUAUAGUUUGAAACCGUCUCCACCUCCAAUUCUCCCCUUGUACUUGUGUUUAUACUUACUUGAAGCCACUGCCCCAAUUGCAAUAUCAGCCUUUUCUGGGUAUAGUGGUGAGAAUUACAUGACUGCUAUGGAAUAAAAGAUUGGAAACGGGGAGCAGGGGUGCAGGCUGCCCUACGUGACAGACAGCAGGAGUAGUACACUGAGCAACCCGCUCCCACCAGACUCCGUUACAUCAUGGAGAAGAGCAGGCACCUACCAGCACACUUCUAAUAAGGGAGCCCUGUAGCAAGUGUCUGCUUAGAAUAUGUAAAUGUGCAAAUGCAAGGAAGCACCUGGGUUCACUGUUUGCACUAGUUGGAUAGCUCACUAACAUGCCCUCUACUGCCAGAAGAUGGGAUGUCAUGUCUCCUAGCAGUGGCAUCAGUAUAGAGCUGCAGAGCACAAGGGAACUGUGGAACAUUUGUACAAAUUAAUCCAAGCAUCUUUACACUGGACUCUCCCAGCAAAGAUAAGAAAAGGGAGACUGGGUGUGUUAUCCUAGACCUAAAAAAGUGAAAGUUGGCACUUAUACACUUAUGUCUACAAAUAACUCUUGUCAUUGAUGCUGCUAGCAAAUGUCAACAAUGUGCCAUCUUUUAAAGGAACACUCCACAUAUGAAACACUUGAGCUUUUUCAUUUUAAUUUUUGUUUAUGAAAGUGCUGAUAUAUAUUUGAAAUUGUCACUUUUAUUUAUAUGUGCAGACACCCCUUCUUGGCUGUCAAUCAAGACAGAUAGGGAGGUUAUCUUCCCGAUUUCAUUAGCUCAACAAAGCUAACAGCAGUGGCUUGUCUGCCUUCUCCCCCAAGUCACAGUAAUUCUGUGAAUGUACAUACCCAUGCAUGCACAUCGACAGGGCUCAGGGCCCUGCAUCCCUGGCUUGCCAUUGGUCCCUGGCUAAGGGUGCAUGCUUAUGUAAGACUCUGAGGCUUUUUAGUGAGAAACCUGUGAUUUUGAGGGGUCAUUCUCACUGCCCAGUGUAAAAAAUGGUGCUGGUGAAGAAGGGGAGAGCUUGCAAAGGAUGCAGACAAGAGAUUUCCAACUUUUACAAGCUGUCUUUAGAUGUAUCCCCAAUGACAAAAUGCACAAUAAAAUGCAUGCUUGUUUUCAAUGGGUGUAUAUCUACUAAAUAGUGAUUUUUAUUUAUUUGGGGGAGGGGAGGCAGUGGAGUGUCCCUUUAAACAACUUUAGGAAUGUAUGCUAGCAAUAUCUGAUUGGAUAUUUCACCAAAACUACAGUCUUGUUUAGAAGCAAGAGAAACUGUUAUAUAUUAGCUAGGCAGAAGCCAUUAUAUAGAGAGAGAAAGGUGACUUUCAUUUUUUAUUUUUUUUAAAUACAAACAUGAAAACAGCAAGCUAAUGACCAUUGUUGUGUCUGAUUACCGUUUCAGGAAGAAUGCAAUGGAAAUGGAGUUGGCAAAAUGUAGAAUUGAUCUGAUGUCACUGAACACUCAGCUAUUAGAUGCCAUUCAACAAAAACUGAAUUUGUCCCAGCAACUGGAGGCAUGGCAGGUCAGUGACAGGUUCUAGAACUGUGCUAGUAGUUGUGUUUCUUAAUGUAAGAUGACAUAAAACAGGCAACAUACCUAUGGACGUCUGCACAAUUUUAUCAAGGAGGGGGCAUAAUUGUAAUGACAUCCAUGCUCUGCACCUUUUUGACAAUGUCAUGGGAGGGGCACUGUCAUUAUCACAUAAAGCUAAGGCAUGCACAAGUAAGAAAACUGAUGCAAAAGUGUAUUAGAAGAAUCAUUAUCUGAUUUGAUACAUACACUGGCACACAUGUACAUGGCACAAAUACAAACACUAACAUAAAUAAAGAUGCAGACACACAAAGCACACAUAUAGAUGCAUAAGAUACAAACAAUGACAUAUGCAGAUACACAGACACUAAUUCAAAUAAUGCCACACAUGCAGAUGCAGAGAUACACAGAACCAGUUACACAAAUACACAGAUACACAGAAGCAAACACUGACACACAUUCAGAUAUACAGACACGCAGAUACAAACACUGACACACAUGUAUGGGCGCAGACAAACUAGUGCAAACCCUGACACACAUGCAGAUACUCAGACAGAUACAAACACUGAUGUUUUACUUGCUUUUUGCUUUAUUUGUACAUGCAUUACAAUUUUUAUUCACAAUAAUGUUUUAUUACUCAGGCAAGGAUGCAUCUUUACCAGUUUGUCUCUUAAUCCCCCUUUUGAAAUUCGUACUCCCUUUAGUGUUUCUUAUCCCAUCUGUUGAAUGUCUUACUCCUUUUUGUGCAUCGUAUCUCCCAUUUUCCCCCUUUAUAUAAUUUUCCACUUUUUGUGUCAUUGUCCAAUUCCCCAGCCUCUCUGUGUGUCACUGUCCCCUUCUCAGUCCCUGUGUUUAAUUAUCCCAAGCUCUGUCUCUUUCCCCCAGUGUGUGUUACUGUCCUCUGCUCAGCCCACUCUGUCAUUGUGCCCAUCUCAACCCCUCUGUGUUAUCCCCUUCCCCUGCCUCUGUGUCACUGUCCCCUUUUCAGCCCAUGUGUAAUUACUGCAAGCCCGUCUGUCUCUUUCUCUCAGUGUUUGUUACGGUCCUCUGCUCAGCCCACUCUGUUAUUGUGCCAUUCUCAGCCCCUCUGUGUCAUUAUCCCCUUCCCCAGCCUCUCUGUAUUACUGUCCCCUUCUCAGCCCCUCUGUUUAAUUAAUUAGAAGCAAGAGAAACUGUUAUAUAUUAGCUAGGCAGAAGCCAUUAUAUAGAGAGAGAAAGGUGACUUUCAUUUUUUCUCAAGCCCCUCUGUCUCUUUCCCCCAAGUGUGCCAUUCUCAGAUCCUCUGUGUCAUUAUCCCCUUCCCCAACCUCUCUGUGUUGCAACCACCAGCCCAUCCAUGUGUCUUAUCUCCCCCCAGCUCCUCAAUGUCUCACUCUAAUCCCACAGUCUCUCCAUGUGUCUCAUCUCCUCCACCCCCCCACUACACUCCGUUUGUCUUAUUCUCUCCCACAGCCCCUCUAAGUGUCUCAUCCCCCUCUAUGCUGACCUCAGUGGGUCUGAACAAAUUGCAGGUAGAUGAUCUUCUGUUUAUGACAGGAAGUGCUCACUGAGAGCACUUCCUGACAGAGCAUGAUCCGCUCGGCCAUGCUACAUAGAGCGAUGUGUAUGAAGAUCUUUGACAAUGAUUUUAGAUGACAUUUAUAUUUUGUUUUGCGCUGAAAUUCACUUGGGUACUUUGUUACGAAUGUAUAUGCCUAAUACAAUCUCUUUAUAUUGUAUGUUUUCUAUUAUUGAUAUGCACUUUAAUGUCAUGGUCCCUUUUACUGGGAUUCUGGCCCAUGGAUAAUAAAAAAAACAUGGGUAUGGCACUCUGGUGGAAAUGUGCUAAGAUGUUACGAGAUAUUCUACUGAGAGGAUCAUCCCCAUUUUUAAAUUAUUUUUUUUUUAUACCUGUGUUUAAUAGCAGUACAAUUUGAUGCUGAUACUUAGCAAAAGCUCUCUGCAGUGGAAAUUCUCAUGACACUUUAGUACAUUGCCUAUAUUUUAGAGUACCAUUUCCAACUCAGUGAGUGUUCACCACUUGUCUUUGGGCUCUAGUUUGCUUCCUCAGGGCUUUUUACAAUCUGGCUCCUUUGGUUUCUGAUCUAAUGGCCUUUCACAGUUCCUGUACCGACAACUUUAGUCAUACACCCCUCCUGCCUUAGAGGUGAGACCUUGCCCCUGUGCAAACCCAUUUAGCACUUCCAUUGCAUCAAAUAAGCGCUCAAAUUACCAUUGGCAAGUUUGUACUCACCAAUCUGCAUUCAUACAUUUUUCACAAGUAUGCUCAUUUCUAUAAUCAUAUGGCAACAAGCUGUCCAUCCCCCUCACUGUUUGAGUCUGCUAUUAGCUUUCCAUCCUUCAUCUUAAUGUAUACUUGCAUGAUUGUGAGUUGAUGUCACGUGGUCUGUGAAAAGCACUAGCAUGUUAGUGUCAAUUUAUCCAGAGCUGGAGAGCCCAAGCUUGCAUCUCCUGUACAAAUCAGGGCUAACAGAAGGUAAUAGGAAUAGUUAACCAAUAGUUGUAGGGUUUAAAUCAGCGUAGACAUGUCUUUUUUUAAUUGAGCAAUACAAGGUUUCAUUUGCAGCAGUCUUUAUAAAGAGGGAGAGGGAGAGGGAAUAAAAUACACAAUCCAUACACACAUCAGCGGUGCUCUAUAGUCAAUAACACUGAAGCAACGACACCAUAGACGUUCAGUGCAAAACCACACAAGAAUACACAAAAUAGAAAUACGAUUGCAAACAGAAUAUAAAUAAAUAAUGAAUUCACCAAUACAGAUAUGGACAAUGACAAUACGUUCUAUCCCACUUCUGGUUCGUGGAGUGUGGUACUAUUUGGAAUGCAGUCCCCCUAAAAGCGGCACUGUCAUGCCAAACUUACCUUUACCCAAUCACUUCCUCUUCUCUCCCUCUGUCAGGAUCUGUUCUUCAUUUCUUCAUGUCUGCUUUAGUUUUCUUUAAAACAUAAGACAAAGUAGGGACUAUUUUGUCUUAUGCAAGUUUCCUACGCCUGACCAGCUAUGACCAGCGGAGGAGCAAAGUGUGCUUCAUUUCCUGUGGUCAGAGCGAUUUUCCCACAAUUCUCACCUUUCCUCCGUGAUCUCGCGAUGCUUCCUUUCACUGUUCCCGAAUGUCCUGUCAUUUUAGACAGAACACCGGCGAAACUACUGAAUUUCGUCCUAACGGAAUGAGAACAGUUUCUCCAUUCGUGUUAGGAUGCAAUUCAGGACUUUGUUCGGAUCGGAAUUUCAUUUGAAUGAAUUAAAUUCCUAUCUAUUCUUGCAGCCGCUUAGUAGAUAACUCCCUAAUUCCCACGGUAUUAGGGAGCUAUCUACCAAAAGGCUGCGCGGUGCCCUCGCUGGGUGAAGAUGGAUUCUUUUUUUAGCGUCAGGAUUUUUUAUUUUUUUUGCUCGGGUUUUGUUUUAUUUUACAAGUUCGACAGAUUUUUAUUUGGCUUUUUUGGGGCUAAAAAGAAGACCUCAAAUGUGGUGUAUUUUUUUUACGUACAGGGAUUUAGUUUUAUUGUUCCCCUUCACUUUCUUUAUGGUGAGGGAGUUAGGUAGUGCUUUAUUUAAUUUUUUAUUUUUUUUUUUUAUUGUGGGGGGGAAAGGGUGUGGGGGACCCCUAAUCAAUUGGGAGUUGGGGAGGUUACAUUGAGCCCCCACCCUCCGCUCAUGGGUGGGUAACAAUAGGGGUGUGUGUGUGUAUCCAUUUUCAUUUAGGGUCCCUACCUGCCGCUCAUGGGUGGGGCUGGGGGGAGAACAAUAGAUCCCAUGUCUCCCCCUCCCCCUCCCAUAUUUUCAUUUCACUGUUUAGUAGACAUGCCCCUACUCGCGGCAUAGCUUGUAGGGGCAUUCAGGAGAUUUUAAUAGUUUAAUCUACCUUAUGCUAUUAUGGGGGUCAUAUUGAAAUAAAGAUGAAAAAAGAGGUAACAUGGGGGGCUUAGGGGCAUUUGGGGGUGACUAGGGGGACAAUUAGAUGUAGUGAAGUCAGGAGGGGGGUUAAAAACAAACAACUGGAUUCGACCAUGACAGUGCCGCUUUAAAAAUCAAAGGAACUCAUUUAUACAUAGCAUAUCCUGUUAUGUUUGCAAUUAAUAUAUGUAUAUUUUAUGUAUUCUUGUGUGGUUUUGCACUGAAUAUUAUUUACAUGUGUAUGGUGUCAUUUCCUCUAGAUUACAGUGCAUUAACUAUGGGGCACAAUAAUCUCAUUGAUAUACUAGUUUUGCAUGAUAUAAAUUAGGUUUCAUAAAGACUCAUUGGAGUCGAUCAAACCCUGCACUGGAUUAAGCGCUGAGGGCUCAGACCUGUUCUGGAUUUGAGGUAUGUACCUUUUCAAGACGUUUUUAUGAAUGGGGAGCUACCAAUUGGCCUCUGUCCAAUGCUGCCUUAGCCCUACAUUAUGAAGAAUUUAAAAAAACGGCAUAACAGAGAUGCAGAGCAGAAUGGCACUGGAGUAGACACAUUAAUAUUUUAAACCCUAUAAGGUAAGCCCCCCGGGUACCAUAACUUAAUUUGUGAAGUUGUUAUGGUGCCUGGAAUGUUCCUUUAAAUAAAAUAACACUUUAAAUCACCAUUAAACCUAUAUGUAAGCCAGAGAUCAAAGUAACUUCCUACAUCAUUGGACUCUCACAGAGUCUGGUGUUGACUUACUAUACAUGCUGAUAACAAAUAGCAAUAGCUUAAACUUACUGUUGGGUCUGUGCACAUGUCAACCCCAAACCCCAGGAGAGCCAUCACAUCCCUGGACAGGGGAGGGGAACCAGGGACUGACCCAGGAAGCACUCCUUUCCUACCAGGAGAUUAAAGCUAUAGAGCUGCACUACCCAGCCCUGUAUAGAUUGUGUCCUACAGCUAUCUGGGAACUCCCUGUAAUGUGAUCGGGGAAGCUGCAGUCAGGUCACUGAGGGAGGGAAGCCAAGCUAAAGCCACGUGGGGGGAAUGGAUAAAGAGAUAGCUGCCCCGGGCUGAGGGGGGAGCUAGGGUGACUGGGAUCUGAGCCAUUGAAUGAGGCCUUGCCCUCCGGCCCCCACCCGGAGUUCCCUAGUCACUAUGUCCCAGCUCACCUUAGCUCCGAGAAGGCUGCGGCAUGCCCUGGGUGGGAGCGACUUGUACUUGGAGCCGGUGUUCUAUCAAAUUUCCCUACCCGUGAAAAUCCCCUACUCCUCCAAGGAGCGAGCCUGAAAGGCCAGAGCCGGGACAAGGUUGAAAAGGACUCUGGCCCCUCCUCCUGCGCAGUGAUGUCACGCGGCCGCCCUCUUUUGAGAGUCAGAAAGCAGAAGGUGAACGGGGAUAGCUCCUGGAACAUCUGGGAGGGUUGGGAUGUCUGCGCACACGGGGGAAGGAUGUCAUUUUUGGCAGAAAAUUUCAGCCGCAGAAAUUUCGGUGCACCCCUAAUUGCUUCAUUUAUUUGUAGUGGUUAUGGUGCCUGGAGACUGUACAUGCAGUAUUUUAGCAUUAUUCUGGGUUGGUGAAUGUUAAUUCAAUGCAAAAUUGGCAUCUUAUGCCAGCACACCAAUAGCGGCUCAUCUGCUAUGCUGCCCCUGUCCCCCCUCCAGUGAAGGGGAGUGACAUCAGGCAAGAAAAAUGGGCUAUGUUAUCUCUGGGAGACAAUAUUAUGGGAUCUUUUGAAUUUCAGCACCUGUUCCUGCCAAAUUUAGCAGUAAUGUUUACAUGCACACUAGAUUUUUUUUAGUUUUGUAAUCAAUUUCACAGACCUCGGUCUCUUAAUUUGAAGUAGAAUUAUUAUUUCUGUGCAAGUCAUGUGCCCCAUUUCCUUACUCUAGUUAGUAUAUGUUAUUGACGCUUUUACUGUGGUGAAUAUUAAAUUUUUCAAAAGCUUUAAGAAUAAAACACAUUUACCUUCACAGUACUUUCAUGUCAGGACAGUUUCCCAUGAUGCUUCAGUCAUGACAACAAACACCACUUGCUGUGGUUCUAAUAAAGUGCCUGUCUUGAACAAAGGAGAGCCUGGACCUCUUAUUUUAUUCUACUAAUCUGGUGUUUGGUUCCAGUACAGUAAGCACCCUGGCUCUGACUGAUGGUAGUGCAGUUCCAUACAUACUUCAAAAAGACAAUAACCUGAGUUGCAGGAAAAUGCUGUACUAAUGCAUGCAUUGUACAGCGCUACGGAAUUUGUUGGCGCUAUAUAAAUAAUAAAAUAAUAAUAAUAGUGCCAUUUGUGUACAUAUCACCAGUUAGUUGACCCACCCGGUAUGCCGUAUUUGUACAAAAAAGGGAGGGGGUCGGGGAGUAGGAAAUUCCUAAAUAUAGACAUAACAGAUAUGACAAGUCUGUCUCCCAUAGCGAACACAGUGCUUAGGAUCUAAUCAUGAUCCAUUGUUGGACAACUACAUUGGCUGACCCUGAUGUGUAACAAGUACAGCUGAUGUCUAAUGGACCAACUACACUAUAAUCCCACACUCAAAGCUGUCACAUGCCAUCAACAGAUGAGGCGUUGCUAGACUGCUCCGUGUGGGAGGUAUCCAGAAAUAGCCUGAUCAUGCCAAUAAGGACACUGGGUCAGCAGCGUACAUCAGCUGAAGACAUAUUGUGGCAUCGAAGUGCCUUGUACGCUUGCCAUCACAGAGCUGGAAAUUUGGUCUAUAGCAGAACAAGUUGCAUUUCAACCAAGCCAAUAAGGUUCUAAUGAUUUCAGAGGGCAAAGACCAUUAAGCAUGGAAGCAAAAUUAAGUAGCCCACUUGAUUACUAUUUGCUUUGAUCCCAGUACUUAAUUGCCAGUUACUAAAAAAAACAGUUGCUGAAUUUCUUAAAACAUUUGCAAAUAUCUUAAGGACAGCCAUCUGCACACCCCAAGUAUUCUUUAAUACCUUUAUUGUGCAAUGUAAUGCUUUAAAGUCAGAACGGAAACCCUGUUAAUGAUGCUACCAGAUGAUCACAGAAGUAGUUUAUCAACCUGUGAAGGUAUGUAGGAUUAUAUGGGUGUACAUGUAAAUAAAUAAUGCAAGGACCUCUGUACUAGGAUCAGAGCUAAAGUGUAGCCAACAUUAUUGGGGGAGGAUUUAUCUAAUAGUAUCGAGAGAGGAAGGGGGUUGUGUGUUCUAUGUGGUUAAAUUAUAAGGAAUAGGGACAAGUAAAAAAACACACAACAACCUCAACAGUCCACCUAACCUCCCCCCCCCCUUUUUCUUUCCUUCUUCACAGGAUGACAUGCACAGAGUCAUUGACCAGCAAUUGAUGGACAAACACCAGAAGGAAUGGAACCAGUCUGUAUAUUCCUUCACCAGUGGCCAACCAGUUAAGCACUGUGGCAAAGUAACCACUCUAAACCGUUCAGAGCGGUCAGGAGAAGAGCCUAUUGGAACAGAAGGGAGGAGUCUCUUCUCAUUUCUAAAGAAAACCAAGUGCUAGUUUUAAACUUUCCACAACUCCCUUCAAUGUAAAAUUGCUUUAGGAUUAAUGACAUAAUGAAAAGCAAUGACAUGCAGGAAGACAGCUGUAUACUAAAGAAAUGAUCUUCAAUAAUGACAUAAACCUGGAAGGUCUCUUACUGAAAUGGGCAAUCACUGUAUUCACAACAUAUAAAGGCCAUUUGUGUGUGAUCUACAGACAGAUGUACUUCUAACAAACUCUGAAAUCAAGAGGUGUAAAAAGACUUCUAGUAAAUGGCAGUUAAUAGAGAAAAGGAAAAAAAAAAACACCACACAAUAUUAUAGAUUUUUUUUUCAAUAGAUGUUACUUUGUAUUUUUUUUUUUUAAUUUUUAUUCUGGUUAAUUUCUAACCCCUGUGUGCCAGAUGGAUAUACAUUUUCCAUCUUUCUAGCACUUACAGGUUAACUGUUUAACUGCCAUUGGUCUAUAUAAUGUUUUGCACAGUGCUCUAGUACUCACAGGGUUAAAAGGUGUUUUGAAUAGGGAGAGAGAACUUCAUGCUUUCUUCAGGGGGUUUCACGAUGAAAUAUUUUGCACUUUUAGAGCAAUCCGUUUCUAUCCACUACACAGUUGUUUUAUUUGUUGUAGAAAAUGUAUAGAAGUCCUGGGCUGCUUUCAUUCCAAUGAACAGACUUCCUACCUCUGGUCUUCCAGACAGAGCACAGCACAGGAACCGUCACAGCCUGUUUCUUACAGCCCAACUACUGAGAAACACUCUAUAUAUGUAUAUAGAAGAAGCAGAAUUUUUAUAAUGGAAUAACGAAACAGUCUUUUAUAAUAUAUACAGAUAUACAGAGAAAGUCAUAUUUUUAGUACAAAUUAUGCUCUUUUUAAUGUAAAUCCUCUGGAAUAAAAUAUUUAUGACUUUUUAUGUUCCACUUUGUACUUACCUUUUAGGUUUCUGUUCACACGACAGUAAAAAACAAACAAAAAAACAAAAAACACCAUACUCCCGCCCCUCCCCAACACAGCAGCACAAAAUACAAGCCCUUUUUUCUUGAGGCAGUGUGGCUACUCAGUAUGUAUAUGAAGCAUUUGCACAGAUUUCUAUUGAACUUUUUGCUCUGACAAAUACGAAUGUUUUCUCCACGACUUGACUUACCUAAAACAUAUCACUGAGUUUUCACACCACAGAAUAAAAUCCCUACCACCCCCAAAACUUUAAAAAUUUAGGAAUGUAAACUCAAAAUGUCUUAAUUUAGGACCCAUAGUUCACAUUUUUAUUAUCAUUUGUUCCUAUUUAUGAACAAGAUGGUACAAAAAAAUUUGGCAGAUUGUUUUCAUAAUUUUGUUUCUUAAAUUCACAAUUUUUUUUGUUUUGUGGUUUUUUUUUCUGUUUUUUUUUUUUGUUUUUUUUUUUUAGACAGAUCAAAACAAGUGAUAACAGUUCAGAAUAAAUCCAUUAAAAACUACCAAAAAAAAUUGUUGUAGUCUUAUAUCCUGCCCUGGUCAAUGUAAUGGUCACUUUUCUAUAGCAUGGUUUUAAAUAUUGACAUAAACUAAACAGCAGAAAAGCAAAUUAACAGCAAGGCCUAGUAAAUCUUACCCUAACGGCAAGGACAGAAACCAGGCGCAAGCCAAGGUUAAGACGCCAUCUGUACUAAUAAAUCUUUAAAAAGUGGAUCAGUUCAUAUUCACGCAUCAUGACAGAUUGGCGAUAAGAAGCCAAAAGCGAUGAGGGAGGAGAGGAUGGUUAACGCAAUAUACAGUAUGUACAGACUCUUGUUAAUCAGUCCAUAAUGUAGGCACUGCAAUUGUCCUUUCCUAGCAGACGCUCUGGACAAGGGGCCGACAAGAAUCCACAACACCUUCUUGGCACAGCAAUAAAAAGGUGCCUGCGCCUCUCAACAGAAAAUCUGGAGUAAAUUCUUAAAUUAACAGCACAAAAUUGAGAAAAUGCCCCAACCCCUGAAAGAUAGGGACUGCCCGUGGCACAGGUACUCUUCAUCCCAGGAGCGAAUGUUCGGAUUGAGAGCAGGCUCUGUGCUGUGCCUGCACCUAGCAGCACCUCUUCUUCCGUUUACUGUUUUUGGUUAAUUUCACCACAUCAUUCUGUUGCUGCUGCUGCUGCUUUGCCAAGUUCUCUUUCUUAGCUUUCAGGACUAGCUCUGUAAUGCAGUUAAACAUCUGGAAAAAAAUAAAG
This is a messenger RNA of Pelobates cultripes (western spadefoot toad), 96574 nucleotides long. The record is from the annotation of a GenBank genome assembly. NCBI's taxonomy places the organism in Eukaryota, Metazoa, Chordata, Amphibia, Anura, Pelobatidae.